AUGACCGUCUCCGAUAACUAGCCAAUACCAUUAGCGUGCACGCUAUCCGCUAGCCCUCCACGAGCACAGGAGCAGUUGCAUGGAAGGCUUUCUCGCGCCCCGACAAUAGAGUGGUAAGUACCAUUAUCGCGGAUGAAAAUAGGGGCAAUGUCUUAAGAAAUAUAAGUCAGUGUCUGUCGUUUAAACUGAGGAAAAUUUGUGUUGCAUUUAAGUCAGACUAACGAAUGUUUUUCUUCGUUACGAAAUCUGUUGUAAGCAUCACUGGACCAGGGUUAAUACCUUUUCCAUCUCUGUCCACCCCGAGAUUCCCUUUGGAAAAAGGUGCCUGGGUUCCUCUCCGCCGCCGCCUCUUCCAGCAGGAGUACAUUUGAUAUCAGAGACAGGACAAUCAUGGAUCCGACCCGGGGAUUUAAAUGCUUGGACACGGUAGCACGCUCUGCUGUUCAGUGAGGAUGGGAAGAAAAUAAGAGGAAUUUUAUCAAACGUAUCAGGUAAUUUCUGAACACCCCAAGAGUGUCACAGUUUUAACUAAAAGUUGGACUUUGGAAUGAUUACGAUCAUGUUAUUGAUAAACUCGUUAAAACAUAGUAUCAUGAUGUAACCAGAGAUUUUAUGAACCCCAUAAUUGUAAAGGAAUACUUAAUAAGAAGCUGCUUGGCUCGUAACGGUCUUGGUAAUUUAACACUGUCUGACCAUCACUGACUGCCACAUUAACCCUGUGCACACUACACAGGUAACUAAAUGUUGCCGGAAUGACAACGUGAGGGUACACAGCAGACAAAAGCAUAACAGCGGGUGUGGAAAAUGCAAACAAUAUGACGACAAACCAUAUGAAAGGACUUGCUUGUUGGUUGAUUUCAAAGCUCAACAUCUGUACGAGCUACCGCUGCAUCGUUUUGACAUACUCGGUCCAAGAAAUAUCACGUUAGGGUGAAACCGUGGAGCAAUGAUCUGAAAUGCGACACAAUUUACCCAGAAUUCAUCCAACAUCUCAUGCAUUAAGUUUUCUUUACAGUCCUGUUGUGGUCGUAGACUUGUUGGCUGAUAUCGCGUGAUUAGACAAAGCCUUUAAAUCUGCACGGUGUGAUUUAAUUCUCCCACUAAGAAUAUAUUGACUUGUAUCUCAGAGGGAGAGAGAGAGAGAGAGAGAGAGAGAGAGAGAGUAUAGGGGCUGGGGUCUACUCCAACCAGCUUGGUUUGCAGUCAUGGGGGAUGGUAGUCUUCAGCCCAGUGAAAAUCAUGCUUUGUGAAAUUCGAAACCUUCUUUGUACUACUUCAAGUGCAGCAGAGAAAAGUGGGCAGAAUGAGGGACAGUGUGGUUUUAUUACUGCAGAGUGCAGACGUUUGUUGCAUUUGCAUGAUGCAGGGUCAUGUGGACUUACAUUAAACUGCAUUUAUGACCAGGCUGAAGGUACAGUGUGAGGAUGAUGCAUGAAAGGGUUUUUUGUUCACAGUGCAACAAGCAUCAUGUUUCAUUAUCAGCCUGUCAAAAUAAAGUAGUAAAGUAGGAGCAGCCUGUAGUGGAAAUUUGUGUUAAGAGCUGAAUUGAUGAAUGAAACAUUAGCUGCAGAGUCAUUGAUAAAAGUCUGUUUACGCUGCUGCUUUUGACAGCAGAUUACUGGGUCAGCUUGUGUCACAUGUAUUUUAACAACAUUCAAGUGCAAUGAUAACCCAUCACAGAGAGACAACAGGGGUCAAGUGUUAUGUAAAUGUGGCUGCUAGUGAUGUGCAUGAGCCAAAGGGUGCCAUGUUUACUCUAAUGAGGCUGAGGAAGUACUCUGUCCAGGUCAGUUUGGAUCAGAUCUUUGUUUUUGAAGAGCAGGAAUUAAAUCAGCAUGAAGAAAAUCCAAAAGAUGAGCUUCUUAGGCCUUUCUGAUGACACUGCCAAUCAAACACUGGAGACGUUAUGGACUGAUUUGAUUAGAAGUCCCAUUACAUUCAUGAUUCAAAUUGAGUUGAUUUUGUGUAGAUUGUGUGUGCAUAAUGUGUCCCUUUCCCUUAUAAAUUAGGGAAAAUAUUUAGAUUUUUCUGUGUGAGAGCAGUCCUGACUGCAUGUACAAAAUAAUCUGAAUGCCUGUGCAGCUGUUAAAUUUAUUUUUAUGACUUUCGAAAAGUCACAUGAUUCAGCAAAGGCUAUAUGCUGAGCUUCAAAACAGCUUACUAUUAUAUAUUAUCAGUACAAAAACACAUAUACUUCCACUACGCCUGUGUAUAUUAUUUUCUUCAAGGCAUGCCCAAGGGUCUUUUCCUUGAGUGACAUCUGCAGAAGCAGUGAUCAAUUUCACCUUUGCACAGCUCGGAUUGGAUAUUUCCUGUGUUAUCAAAUCACUACAAGUGUAGUAUGAGAGGAGUUGUUUUUCCACCCAGACUUUUGUGGAACAUUUGAGUUUGCAAGAAAACAGUCAACACAGGUAAAAUAAUACAAAAGUGUAUCUGAAUAAUCUGUCCAUUGAUACUUGAGUUUUAUUAAUAGUACUCAGUUUAUCCAACAAAUGUCCUUAGCCACAGGUAUACUCUCGGAACAGUGCAAAACAUAUUUCUUUGGUUUUAUCUGUUGUUGUUUGUGAACUAUAUUGCUGUGAGGGAUGACAUUCCUGCACAGUUUGCACUUCUCAUGUUUUCCUCUGCGUUUCAGAGGCCCUCGUGACAGAAGAGUUUUGGCAAGCAUCCUGCGGGGGCUUUUGGACCUCUCUUUAUUUGUUGACAUGACUCUGAUGCUCUGCCAGUCUCUGGUUUUCUCAUACUAGAAAGAAGAAUAUCGUUUUUUUUCUGGUAGCUCUUCUUUGAGAUUCUCUACAGAGGUGGUGAGGGGUGACAGCAGGACACACAGAAUCACAUAGGGCAUAAUAAAAGGGCAUGUAGUGAGAGGAAAAGAGGGGAGAUGGGAGGAAUAUGAGUGAUGGCUGCUUGGCAUAAGGAAGAGGAGGUGGGAAGAAGGUGGGCCAAAGAUUCUGGGAACGGCAGAAAUUAUAUGUGUAUGUGCCAUUUAGUGGCUCCACAGACAGACCUCCUAUCUCCCAGCUGUUAAGAUGUUCUAGAGGCUUCAGCACACAGCAGCUAUUGUUCUCCCUCUUGGCAAGGCUUACAGCUCUAUAAUACUGCAUCUGUCCCCAGGCUAAACUGGACUGACAGUGGACACAGUUAGCUGGGUUGACUGGUGCUCCUUGUGUCAUUUUGCUUCUGCCUCCACUUUCUCAACCCAUUUUUUAAAUUCAGGAUACUGCUGUAGUUGUCCUUUUUUUUCUCAUCCCAUCUCUUGCUACCCUAGUUUCUCCAACUUUACAGUGCUGUGUGCCACAACUUUUACCCUUAUCCUGAAACAAAAGGAAGUAUUGACAAUAUUGCAUUCUUACAAAGUGCUUCACAAGGAGAAUGCAGUGGAACCAAUCAAAGAACUGUACAAGAUAUAAGACACAAAAUGAGCCACAACUCAAGACAGGGGUCCUCAGAUAGGUCUGUCAGAUGGAGUUAUAGAGGCUUUCUUUACUCAUUUUAGUGUUUGGCUUUUCCUCUGUUCUGCACUUUGUUGACUGAAAAGGUCUCAAAAGGUUGUGCAUGAGUGUUAUUUAGCUUCGAAGAAGAGUCUCAACAAUUUUCUCUUCCUAAAAAUGACAGCACCAGAAAACAGCAGCCACAUGGUCUGCUUGUGCUUACCAUUUUACUGAUGACUCCUUUUUAAGCACAACCCAUUACAAGCUGGAUUUGAUCACGACUGUUACUGAAACUUGGGAUUGUUUCAUUUAUGAAAACCUUUUUGAUGGCUUGGGAUCACAAGCUGUAAUUAAUGUUUUAACAGCAUAUAAUGUUACAAUAGCUAAUGUAUAAUAUUGAGCUAAUGUGGACACUAGCAGAUGAAAACCUCAGAUGGUUUUCAUAAAGGCAAAACUCUCAGAUUGUUCUGUGAUUGCAAAGCUGUGUAAAAAGUAACACCCACAAGCUGUGUCUAUCUAUAUAGAGCCACAAAAGCAAACAAAACAAAGUGUUGAUGGUAGAGUGCUGAAAUUAGGGGUUCUACUCACACUAACAAGAGUUAAAUGGGUUCUUUCUUGGCUGCAAAUCAUUCAAGCUCCCUCUUAAGGUAUCUCAGGCUGACAUAAUGAAAGGUGGAAAUGCAUAUAAUAGAUUAACUUUUUAAAUAUGUUUUCAUCCUAAACUGUUGGAAAAAUAUUUCCGAAAACUACAUUUUGUUAAGGUUAAUAUACUGGGUAAGUGACACCAAUUACUUCAAGUAAUCUGUGUUCAGGUGGGUGUUUUUUAGCAUUUUGAUAGAAGGCCCUGCCAUGGUCUCAACUUUAUCUCAGGAAGCAAGGGGCAACCUCCUGACUUGAAAAAUUAGACCAAUGUGGAACUGCAAAAAACUGCAGUUCCUUUGAGUGUCCACUAGAGGCUGGCUCCAAACGCAAAAGAAUCUCUGUUGGAUCCCAUAUUAAAAUGCUCAUCUGAUUUCCAGACUGGCUCAAGAACAGGUUUUAGUCUAUUUAAUUUAUUUAUUAAUUCUUGCGCCGUGUUUGUAUACAGUGAAAAUUUAUGAUGCAUCUGUUGGGAGAAUACAAUAGUGAGGGGGAGUUCUACACAUUUGCAUAAUUAGGGGUAUAUGGCUGAGUGUACUGAUAGAUCAGUAGGCUGUAAUCUUUUGCCAGAAGGCUAAAUGCCUGCCUUGACUCCACCUCUAACCACAAUUUAGGGUAAGUCAGAAUUUUCCAUAUAGUGACUGCUGUUGUUGGACUUAUCAAUCUUGUACUUGGUCCUGUGGCACUUUCUUGGUUUUAAGCUCUCUCUGUCUGUCACCUAAGAGAGAAGAGGGCAUUGACAGGGUUUCAUGCAAGUUGACAGGAUAUGUCUCUGAAAGAGACCUGUCUGACCAUGAGUUUGCUGCUGCCAACAGGUCAAAAACAGUCCCAUUGGGGCUCAGAGCUUCCCCUGCUCAACUGUACUAACAAAAACGAAUCUGCUCUCUUUUAUCACUUCUGACUCACUUUUUCUUCCCUCCUGUCACAUGCUUUGUAGGGUUUUAUUUGGUCCAUUUGCCUCCAUUUUUAUACAGCAGGUUCUUUUUUUACAGUGAUGCAACACCUCUGCUGCCAGCUGCUUUAAUCACAGCUGUUGUAUCACUCAGCACAUCAUGGCAGGCUCUGUUGGGUUUUGGAAAGAUUUGUCUUUCUUUUAUAAUGUUCAGCCUUGCAAUAUUUUCCACAGCCAUAAGAAGACAGAAAUGCUCAUGGUUCUCAUUUGCAAAGUGUAUUUCUUCAGGCUACAUCAUAUUCAGAUGUUCUUCUUUGUUCUCAGCAGGGGGAGUGUAAGUGACGCAGUUGCUGCAUUGUCGUAUCAUAUCAUACAUAUUGACUAGUUUAGAUUGAGUGUUGCACAGUUGAAAAUAAAUCCUCAAUAGUGAGGGGAAAUCUUUGGUGUCUGAAUAAGGUUAAGAGUUAGGAGUGCUUAGCUUAUGAAGCAAUGCUGGCUGAAAAUGAGUGUGUUAACUGUCAACGGCCUCCUUGGUGUCUUGAGGCUGUUUUCUUGCAAACCUAAUAAAGACCCUCUAACUGACUGGCCUGUCAGCAACAGGCAGGUAUUUGUGAAAUCAAGCAAGGUGGUGUCCUGUGACUGACCCAGCUCUUUGUCUGAGCUGACAGCCAAACUGAACCACACAAUGGGCUAAACGAUGGGAUGAUGAGGCCACUCCCCUGGUGUCAUGUGUGCCUUUAGAUGAUAAACAUAGUCUGAUAGCCUUCUCAGCACAAUGGAGCCUUGUAUUAUUCUGCUCCAGGAGUUAGGGAAUUGGAUACAGGGAUCUCCUCAGUGGCUGCUGGCUGUGUGUGUGUGUGUGUGUGUGUGUGUGUGUGUGUGUGUGUGUGUGUGUGUGUGUGUGUGUGUGUGUGUGUGUGUGUGUGUCGUUGCGUUUGUGCAGAAAUUGGGGAAUUCUGAGUGUUAAUAGUAGAAGAGCAAUAACAAAGUGUUGUUCCUGCCCUUUAAGGUUACUGUGUUCUCUAUUCUGUAUAAAGGCUCCCUGUAGGCUUGAAAACUAUGGCUUCGGUUGCACAAAGAUCAUCUGGCUAAAUUUGAAUUUGUAAAUUUACGCAAAGCUCCAUGAUGAUGGCCACAACAACCUGCAGUGUGGUUCUCCUUUUUCCUGUCACUCCCUCUUUUUUUGAAUAUCAAAUGGGAUGUUUCCGUCUUGAUUCCUCUUCCCUGUUCAGCCGUCUUCACCGCUGAUGGGUUCUCAUCGAGCUGGAACGGCCGAUAUAUGCCCCUGGUUGUCGUUGUGGCAGUGACGUUUGAUGAUUGAUGAGAGCGUGGGAGAAAUAAAUGGGAGAGGUGGCAAGUUUAUCCCAUCCUCAGCUUGAUUCCCUUCAUUUUGGGACUGCGUGUCCGUAUUCAAUUACAGACAAGCUGCAUUUUCAUUAGGAUUUUCAUAAGCUCCCAUUUUUCUUUUCAGUCCCUCUCCAUGCACUGGGUUGAAGCACAAGGGGGAAAGACAGUGAAGGAUUAGAGGCGAGAAUGAAGCAGAAAAUAAAGGAUACGAUAGGCUCUUGGUUCAGACACAUACUGCACUACAGUUAUUUAGGUUUGCAUCUACUCCAGACUGGUUUUGGAGUGGACAGCCUUUCUUCCCCCUUUUUUCCCCCUGUUUGUUUAUCCUAAACUGCCCCCCCCCCACCCCCAGCUCCCCGGAAUGUUCUGUACAUAUUAUGUGGAAAAAAGAAAAAAGCGAGGGCACAGCUUCUUAGGGAUGCUAAAGUGAUUAGAAGAAAAGUGCUGCAAAAAGAGAGCAAGAGGGGAAGUAGCCUCUUAGCUUCCCAGUGUGUUAGUCCACAAUUUCACAGCGGGGUUUCCGUGCACACAGAAAACUACUGCCUUCAAUUAGGAGCCAAUGUUUGGCUGCUCAUUUACUGCUCACAGCAAGGAUCCAGCUCCGUUUUCGAUUUGCAUGAAGCUUGUCUGAUAUGUGUUGGAUAAAAGCCCAGCAGAGGCUGUGAGCGAGUGCUUCUCUCUCCUCUCAGAUGAGGGCAUCGGAAGCGGAGACUAGCUCGCCCUAUGCUUGUCUUUGAUGGUAAGCGGGGAAUGCCUGAUUUGCUUAAAUCCUCAGCUAGAAAACCUACUCAGCAAAUCACUAACUCAGUGUCAUCAAUGUCUGUUUGUAAGGUAAAGCUGGUGGACAAAUCAUUGCUGCAGAGCGAGGGUUGGAAAGAGGUCAUGGGAUGCUUCCAGGAGAAAGAAGCAUCUCCUGGAAGACAGACAGACAGUCAGUGGAGGGAGGUUGUACUCCAGUUUAGUCUUCCUCCUCAUGUUCAGUGGUGUGCCAAAACAAAACAACAACACGUGGGCUGGAGCUGUUGUACGCUUACCUACUCUCAGGCCUGAUCAAAGUGGCUUUAAGAUUCAAACUGCAUAUGUAGAGAGAUGGUGAUGAUGAAUUCAAAGACAACAUCUGACGUCAACAGUCAGAGACACAGCAGUCCCUUACAUAACUGUCUUUCAUUUAUAGACACACGCCUGCUGCUCAAGUAUGUUGGGCUUAAGAUUAUAUAAGAACAGGAAACUACUGGCUGCCCGGAUCUAAGAUGUGUGCUUAAAUGUGCUCGCGCUGAGAUCGGUGUAUGGAUAAUCGACUUAUCUCAGACUGUGUCUUCAGGGCAGGCAUUGUCUCUUUGUCCUUGAGCUGGAGCAGUGCUGCACUGCUGUGUAUAUGUAUGUGUGUGUGUGUGAGAGAGAGUGAGAUCACAUGUGCAUCCCUCUGCAUCUCUUUUAGCAUGGUAGCAGCCAGUGAGUUUGGGCCAUUCUCCACAUGACACAGACGAUCCAAACCCCUCUGUUCAUGGAUUACUGUUCUGCUGGGCCUGAAACAGACAGCUCAAAUACAUAAAGCAUAAACAGCGUUUUCAGCCCAAAUCCGCUGUAGAUGGUGCAUAAUGCUGAUAAUGAUUAGAAUAAGUGCUUGUCACUGAUACCUGAACAGUCGUUUUCUUUGAUGUGUUGUUUUGAUAGCUUGUGUUUAAAAAGUAAUUUUUUUUUCUCAGUUUUUUUUCUGGGUGGUGGUCUGGAAAACCUAAUUGUUUCUGCAUGCACAUUAGACCUUUAUUGUCAGUGGUACUGUUACUGCACACAAAUAUGGCACCAGAAUAUGUGAGCUUUGCACUUAAGUUUGUACGUAUGUGUAAAUGAAGGAGUAAAGGGUUUCAUGUAGGCAGGCAGAAAUAGUAAGACACAACGACACUGAUGUCAUCAACACCCACUCACCAGCCUUGAAUGCUUUGGAUCUAUUUUGCUCACAUAUCUGCCCCAAAGGACACCACAAGGACUUGAUAAUAGAGAGCUGGUGGUGGAGGUCAGUUUCAUGUCUGUUUGAAAUUCAGAGUUCAGACAUCAUUUUACCCUCCCAUGACCUGAAAUAUCAGCCAAUGCAGAGUACUGAUCUUGUAUCAGCUGAAAAAUACAAACCCUGCCUGACAACAACAAUGCCUCUGGUUGACUAUUUAAAUUUUUUUUGUUUGUUUGUUUGUUUUUUUGUAGGAGAUCUUCGUCAAAUUUUAUGAUGACAGACAGAGUCUCUUCAACAUACUCUGGUUCCCAAUCGUUCAGAACUACACCUCUUUAGCUGGUACCUUUCAUUCUUCUUUUGUCAUUAUAUACAACAAACAGCUCUCAGAUGGGCUGCCACUGUGCGUAACAGCCAGAAAAGGGCCUCACUUUUGUACAACAGGAGAUGGUGGAGAUGUGAGCUUUAUCCUUUCGUAGUCAACCAUACCCAAGUGACAACCUUUGGUCUGCUGAAGCUUAAGUGUCAGCUUGAGGCUGACUACAAAAGCACCAGAAGCCUCAUUAAUACCAUUUCUAAAGUGUCCAUCUUGACAGCAAUUAUGCACAUGAUAACAGCCUGGUACAUGAAUUGAUCUUGGGCUGAAUAUUUCAUUUCUCUAUCUGCACAUAGUUAGGGAGUCAAUUUGUGAUCAUACAUUAGUUUUGAAGAGAUUAAGGUUAUGAGCCUUACAUUAUUGAUCAAUGGGCAGACACACUGUAGCUGUUAGGGAGGAAGCUCCACCUCUUUGCGUCAUGGUAGGUCUGUUGAAAGUUAGACUGAGGCAGCAUUAGCAAUAUAGAUACCACAGUGGACAGGGUCUGCUUCAGAAACCAGUGGCUGAUGUUACUGAGACAACAUCCAUGUUUUGUGCAGUCUUUUAUCCCUGAAGGGAAUUUUAAUUGUCUAAUUUCUUUAAUUGCCCAGUUAUCACUGAGCUGUAGUCUUUUUGCUGAUGGGUCUAUGACGUGACGCCUCAAUAUUCUGUCCGUCUGUAUUUUCUUUAAGUUACAAAAAGUUUUUAAUGUAAAAAAAUAUACUAUCUAUGUGUCUUAUCUCUCUAAUAUAUGGAGCCACUUCAACUUUUCAAAAAUCAGGAAUUUUUUUGUAAUUUUUCUGAACUUCAAAGUGUCAAAAUAUCAUGUGGUGCGACCGUCCAGCCAUGACCUCUGUUUUGAAAACUUCUUUGAAAUUACUCUAGAUCUAUUACAAUGUAGUUUCUGCAAUAUUCUGUAUAAUUUUCAAAGUGUUUUUUAUUCCUGAACAAAAUUGCAAAGCUUUUGCAGUUAUAUUUUUUUCAUAAUAUACAAACGAAUUUUGUCAGAUCAUGUCCAUUUCAUUAAAUAUCAUGUGGUGCGACCAUCAAAAAAUGACAAUUUUUGACACUUUUAUGCUGAAAUUUACUCAAGGACAGGAUGUUGCAUCAUUCACCAUUUUGUCAUAGAGCUAUGGAAGCAGAAAGAGGGUUGGUGGCUCUCUCAUUUCUUUAAAAAAAAAAAAGACCUUUUCAACUGCUGUAAUGGUGUUGCCACUUUUGGAUAUCAUGUGGUAUGACCGAAAAAAAACCCCAACUAAUGUAAGUUAUUUCCACAAAUAUGUAUUUUAAUUAUAAAUUUCAUAGUGACCUUUUGUGGGUAGCUAGUGAGCUUUGUUUAUGUGACUAAUCCUGUAUCAGUAAAAUUUGACUGAACUUGAAAAUGUCAUGCGGUGCGACCAAUCAUCAUGUGGUGCGACCACUGCAGAUUGUUUUCCAUCGUAAAUAUAUGCCCUAGAUUGGCAGUAUUUAUGCUUUUUAUAUUCAAUUGACAAAUGAUAAACACUAAGUAUUUAAUUUUUAGUAUUAUUUUGAUUUUUUUUUGUUAUUUGAUGAGUCAAUUUGCUAAUAUAUCUGAAAUAAUGGUUAGUACAUCUCUGUACAAAAUAAGAAAAAAAAUAUUAAAAGCAUGCCAUUUCACUUAGGGUAUUUAUGCCGUUGUUAGCAAUUUAUUAACUUUCAUGUAUCAAUUUAAGUCAUUUUAAUUUAUUUUACCAGACACCACUGCCAAGCAAAGUUAAAAGCGUUCGCUAUAGGCAGCGUGUCAACUCUGACCCCGCAGCAUGUUGUUUAUGCCAGGGCUGGUCAAAGAUUGGGCCAAGAUUGUUGACAUCGUUGCACUGAUAGUGAGAGGAGCGCUUCGCCGAGAGCGUUAUAUUCAUGACCGUUCAAAUCCGUUUGAUUUACCUGAUGACGUUCUCUAUGAACGUUACAAGUUUUCCUCGGACGGCCUUAAUAUUCAGGUAGCAUGAAGUCGAAGCAAUGCACUAAUAUUUGCCAAGCUCCAGGUUCAAGUUUCAUGCGGCAUAUCAGUCAUCAUUCAGAAUUUAUUGAAGCAGAUUAGAAAACUCUUAACCUCAAAUGUGUCUGCAGAUGACAUGUGAGCAUCAGAUGAUGGAGAAAAAAGAAAAAAAGGCAGUGUGAGGAAAUCACUGUUUACGCGUUGAAAUAUGUACAAAUAAAAUCUUCCAGUAAACCUACUAACCACUUUGACAGAUGUUUUUAGAUUUAUUCUUAUUUGCUCCCACGUACUCUUUUCCCCACUGCUGUUGUAUCUGAAAUAAUGAGGUCAAUGAUGGUGGUGAUCACACACGCUGCAUGACAACAUAUUAGGGGGCCAUAAAUUUAUGAACGCACAAAUGUAAUUUACACAAUCGAUGAUUUUGUUGCCAGCAGUCCCUCCGGCUUUUAGCGGCUGUGGCUGUCCUGCUCCUCACUGUUAUAAUGUUGCGGUACUCCUCGUAUUUGCGUAAAAUAAUGCUCUGUUCCUCGGCUGUGAAGUAUGACGCGCAGCCUUCUCUAUUGUGGAGAUCGGUCCGGUGGCAUGACCCCGCCCCCUUUACGUGUGCGUGCACAGAUCUAGACUGGCCACAACUGAAUUUAGUUAGCGAGUUGAUAUCCUGCCUCGUAGUACAGCAAGGACCUUCGCUGUUACCUUCACGUUACGUUACAUUACGUUACUCGUGCUACUCGCUAGAUAGACCGUGUAUAAGCUUGAGUGUUACCUUUCAUGUUGAUUGAAGAGGGUCCGACAGGUUUUGAUGUGCUGGUUGAUGACUCAAAACAAGUCGAAAAUAAUGUUGUUUGUUGUGCUCACACAGCGAGUAGAAAUCGUUAGUGGCGCAUUGAUAUUAAUGAUCAUGUGAAAUUUCAGUAGCAGUGCAUGUAAUGCUGCUGAAUGAAUGUGGGGGGAAACACUGAAUAUAUAAAAGUAAAAACUGAUAAAUGUUGUGUAGCACUUGAUCAUACUUUUGCAUUGAAGAAAAGAGUGAAGAUGUCGGCUUCACUCACAGGCCUCUGCAUUAGUUUUCUGCCAUAGAGCCAGCCUUUGAUCCCUGGUCAAUUCAGCAGAAAGCUCAAUCAACCACACUUAGUAACUCCUGUUUCUUGCUCAGUCCUUCCACCAGAGCAUAAGCAGAGAGGUGCACUUCACAACUUUGUUGAGUCUCAGAUGACUGAUGUGCAGACUGAUGCACCUGUUUUGAUAAAGAACACAGACAUCUCUGGGGAAAGAAUCUGAAAUAGAAUCUGAACAAGGAGAAGGCGACUCAGUAAACCCCAUCCUGACUGUUAAGGUAGGAGGUAUACUUUUUUGAUCUGAACUAGAAGAUCUUAAAAGCGUUGGUAGGGUAUGGUUUUUGUUUUUGCAACUAGAGUUUAAGUCUUGGAACAAAUUUUUUUACUCUUAAAUGAACUGCAAAAAUGACAAACCUGGUUCAUUUGAAUUUGGUAACACAAUCUAGAAAUCAGCACAGCUGAAAAAAAUGCAGCUAUUGGCCCACUCCAGCACAUACACCAUGUUAAGCUUUGACAGCAACGCAACAUGAACCCUGUGAAUAGCAGCAGCUGAAAUGCAAAAGAAACCAGGCUGUCGUUUGACAGAAGAUAAACAGAGGAAGGACUUAAAGGCUACAAUGCACAAAACAAGUCUGUCUCACAAAUGUUAGUUUUUGUGUUUUUUGUGUGUGUUGGCUGGUUUAAUGCCAGAUCAGUGGUUGGAGUUAAAUGAGCUUGGCGUGAGCUGCCUGCAGGAAAACCUCGCCGCCAGCCAAACAGAAAAGCUGCAGCCCGCUUGGGUGCAUCCUGCAGUGUAGGAUAAGGUCAAAGGUCUGUGCACAAUUCAGCUUGGUUAUAUAAAUGUUUUUAGCCACUUGAGGCAAGAGCCUGUUCUGUGAAGCUGAGCCUCAGAAGACAUAUAGGUGCUGACAGACAGUCCGCUCUGCUGCUGCAGAGCCUCUGCUUUCUCUAUCACUCUUCUAUUAUUCUUUUCUAGCUCCUUAUGUCUAUUCUCCGUCUCCUUCUUUGUGUACUUUACUCACUAUCUCUUUCUAACAUGUCUCUCUCUCUCUCUUUCUCUCUCUCUCUCUCUUUCUCUCUCUUUCUCUUUCUCUCUCUCUCUGAUGGCCUUCUUUACAUAAGCAGCACAGUCAGUGCUGACAUCCUGUAAUGAGGCUAAUGAUGACUGCCAGUCCUGUGGUUGACAUUAUGUCUGAGCCAGGCAUCAGCAGUGUCUGGGGCUCGACCAGAGUUUUUUUGGGACUGCAGUGAGUUCAAACAAAGGUAACAUUGCAGUGGAAUAGAGCAAACAGAAGGAGAGGGGCAGUAGCUCACUCGGCCAGAUGUUGCCUCAAGGUUCAAAUAAAAUUUUCCAAAUGCAGCAUGGUUAAAAAGACUCAGAAAGUCUUUGCAGUUUCACUUCUUCGCCUUUUUUUUUUCAUUUUGGUUGACUUAUAGAAUCAUUUAGGAAGGACUGAAGAUUUGUUGUUGAUAUAUUUCCAUUAGUUAUCUUAUUCUAGAACAGUGUCUACUCUCACCUGUCUCACACUUACUUGUUUUUCCUGUGCACUCCUCAGCCACAGGUUUGUCACGAUGCAUCUGUGGUAAUCAUCAGAACUCAGCCUGCAUGUUUAUAUGACAUUGUGCCUUUUAGAGUGUCAGUGGUGUUGUGCUAUUCAACACCAGUUUAUAUUCCUCUCUUACUGGCUCCUAUUAUUCCCAAGUGGUCUUCUCAUUGAAGGCAAAACACCAAAAUACAAAAAAGAGAGGGAGAUUUCAACCACAGUAACAAAUAGAUUAGGUUGCAUUUUUGAGAUCAGUAGUUGAAAGGACUCCAAGUUAACUCAGUCACUCUUUUUAAGUCAUGUCAUUGGACAUGGAAGAAUUCAGGAGAAAAAAAACUUUGCAGGCUGGGAAUUUAACCAACCAAUAACCAGAAUUACCCUGCUUGUGAGAACUUUGUCAGGAAGCAAAUCAUCUGCGGAGGUCUACUGUUUUACAAACAUUUCAUUUAAAAGUGAGGAUAGACCGAUUUUAAAUGAAAUCUAUGUUUUUUGAAUGUGUACACAUAUAUAUGUAUAUAUAUGUGUGUGUGUGUAUGUAUAUAUGUAUGUAUAUAUAUGUAUAUAGAUGUAUAUGUAUAUAUGUGUAUAUAUGUAUGUAUAUGCAUAUAUAUAUGUGUGUAUAUAUAUGUAUGUAUAUGUAUAUAUGUGUAUAUAUGUAUAUAUAUGCAUAUAUAUAUGUGUGUAUAUAUGUAUGUAUAUGUAUAUAUAUAUGUGUAUAUGUGUAUAUGUUUGUAUAUGUAUAUAAAUGUAUAUAAGUGUAUAUUCAUGUAUAUAUAUAUGUAUGUAUAUAUAUGGGUAUAUUCAUGUAUAUAUAUAUAUGUAUAUAUAUGUGUAUAUUCAUGUAUAUACACUCACCGGCCACUUUAUUAGGUACACCUGUCCAACUGCUCGUUAACACUUAAUUUCUAAUCAGCCAAUCACAUGGCGGCAACUUAGUGCAUUUAGGCAUGUAGACAUGGUCAAGACAAUCUCCUGCAGUUCAAACCGAGCAUCAGUAUGGGGAAGAAAGGUGAUUUGAGUGACUUUGAACGUGGCAUGGUUGUUGGUGCCAGAAGGGCUGGUCUGAGUAUUUCAGAAACUGCUGAUCUACUGGGAUUUUCACGCACAACCAUCUCUAGGGUUUACAGAGAAUGGUCCGGAAAAGAAAAAAUAUCCAGUGAGCGGCAGUUCUGUGGGCGGAAAUGCCUUGUUGAUGCCAGAGGUCAGAGGAGAAUGGCCAGACUGGUUCGAGCUGAUAGAAAGGCAACAGUGACUCAAAUAACCACCCGUUACAACCAAGGUAGGCAGAAGAGCAUCUCUGAACGCACAGUACGUCGAACUUUGAGGCAGAUGGGCUACGGCAGCAGAAGACCACACCGGGUGCCACUCCUUUCAGCUAAGAACAGGAAACUGAGGCUACAAUUUGCACAAGCUCAUCGAAAUUGGACAAUAGAAGAUUGGAAAAACGUUGCCUGGUCUGAUGAGUCUCGAUUUCUGCUGCGACAUUCGGAUGGUAGGGUCAGAAUUUGGCGUCAACAACAUGAAAGCAUGGAUCCAUCCUGCCUUGUAUCAACGGUUCAGGCUGGUGGUGGUGGUGUCAUGGUGUGGGGAAUAUUUUCUUGGCACUCUUUGGGCCCCUUGGUACCAAUUGAGCAUCGUUGCAACGCCACAGCCUACCUGAGUAUUGUUGCUGACCAUGUCCAUCCCUUUAUGACCACAAUGUACCCAACUUCUGAUGGCUACUUUCAGCAGGAUAAUGCGCCAUGUCAUAAAGCUGGAAUCAUCUCAGACUGGUUUCUUGAACAUGACAAUGAGUUCACUGUACUCAAAUGGCCUCCACAGUCACCAGAUCUCAAUCCAAUAGAGCAUCUUUGGGAUGUGGUGGAACGGGAGAUUCGCAUCAUGGAUGUGCAGCCGACAAAUCUGCGGCAACUGUGUGAUGCCAUCAUGUCAAUAUGGACCAAGCUCUCUGAGGAAUGCUUCCAGCACCUUGUUGAAUCUAUGCCACGAAGAAUUGAGGCAGUUCUGAAGGCAAAAGGGGGUCCAACCCGUUACUAGCAUGGUGUACCUAAUAAAGUGGCCGGUGAGUGUAUGAAUGUAUAUAUAUGUGUAUAUAUGUAUAUAUGUAUAAAUGUGUGUAUAUAUGUGUAUGUAUAUGUGUGUAUAUGUGUGUGUGUAUAUAUAUGUGUGUAUAUAUAUGUAUGUGUAUAUGUGUGUAUAUAUAUGUAUAUAUAUAUACAGGGUUUUUCCUGCGUUCAAAAUUGCGUGGCGGCCGCCUCCACCUAAUUUUGUGCCGCCCCCAGCCAGAGCGAUUGAUUUCGCUCAACACAGCGUAAAGCUCCAGCUGUGUUGAUUGAGCGAUUGAUGUCCCGAUGCAGCAGCAACGUAUUUUAACUGCAGUUGCAGGGUUGCGCCACUAUAGAGGCGCUAUAUCAACAGCAGUGCACCGGAAAGACCUGAAGCAUCUACCGAAGAAGAAACGGAUCGAAUCAUGCUUUUUCAAGUUUUUUUCCCGCUAGUUGGUGCUGUCGGCGUCCUGAUUUUCCCUGGCGGAUGGUACAAACAGGUAAAUACUGCUUCUCUUUUUGGCAUCCAAGCAUGUCGUGUUUAUUUAAAAAAAAAAAAAGUUUACUCCGUUUUUAGCGUUGCAGUUAUGACAGGCAAAAUCAGCCAGUACUUUAAAAAGCGACCUCGCGAGGAGGAAAGUCAAGAGUCCAGGUGAAACACAGCAGAGAAAAAACGUAACAGACAGUUAAAAUGCUAUAAUUCAUGUUGGUGACAACGUGGAAAUUUGUGUCAGGUCUAAAAGUACUCCACAAGGGACUGGUGAUCGCGAGGGUCAGAAUGCAGGACAGGACGAGUCGGCGAGGCGAGGGUAAUUAAUUAAUUAGUUUCCAAUUAGGAGCAUAACAACGCAAAGCCGACGUGUACGUGGUUUUUAUUCCUCUUUCCAGAUCUUCUCAAAAACACAGAGCCAGUGGCUUUGACAAGCAAUGGCUCAAUCAAUUUACCUGGCUCAGGCAUACUGAGGAAGGCAUGCACUGCUAUUUAUGCCAAAAGCACUGUGCCCCAACACAGCAGGUAAUUGCUGCCUCCUUAGUGAGACAGCCAUCAACCAACUACAGGCUGGACACAUUAAAAAGACAUGAGGUGACAGCCAUUCACAAAGCAGCAGAAGAGAAGGAGAAAUAUAUUAAAGAUGGUUGUACCUAAAAAAACUCAACUAAUAAAGUUACAAAAAAAAACAAAACAUAGUUUAGAUAGUUUAAGAAAUAAUUGGUUGUCGUUUUUUUUUUUAGGGAGGACACUCCAGCGUAUACAUAUAUAUAAUAUAUGAUUGAAAACACUAUCACUCUUCAUGUCUGUAUCAGAAUAAAAACAAAAAUACUUAAUGCAUGAUGAAUUGUUUUGUUUAAGGUGAAGACACCUCUGUGGAACAGACUGAAGGAGAGGCACUUGGAUGUCUGUUGUAAGGUGGCCGUUGAUGGACCAGACCAGGAGGCCUUGGACUACAAGGGGUGCAUGAGGAGGUUCUACAGAAUGAAAAAGAGGAGGCUGAAAUGUUCUGUCUGGUUGCGAGAUGUGUGGAUGAAGUGUACUUUCAAUUUAAAGUUGCCAGCUGAUUUGUGUAUGUAUAUAGUUUUAAUAAAUUAAUGCUUUAACAUAAUAAUGGUCACACUCUUUUUUGAACUCUUAACUUAAAGUAUGUUGCCUGUAAAAGAAAGUGAAUCGGUUGAAUUUACAAAUACAUGCACGUCGUGGCGCAUGGUCAGGAUGGUGCCACCUCUGCCUCAAUUUGAGCCAGGAAAAACCCUGUAUAUAUGUGUGCGUGUAUAUAUAUAUAUAUGUAUAUGUAUAUGUGUUGAAGUUUGUUGAGGGUGGUGGAGGGGAGACUGUAGAAGAGGCUAUUGCAGUAGUCCAGUCUGGUGGUGAUGAAAGUGUGUAUUAAGGUUUCGGCAGCAGAUGGGGAGAGAAAGGGGCGGAGUCUUGCAAUGUUUUUCAAGUGAAGGAAAGCGGAGCAGGCAAGUUGAAGGAUAUGGUGGUCAAAAGUGAGGUUGGGGUCGAGAUGGAUACCUAGGUUGCGGACGAGUGAAGAGGGGGUGAUAUGGGAUUGGUCAACGUGGAUGGAGAUGUCCAUGGACAUGGUUUUCGGGCCGAUGAUUAUGAGGUCUGAUUUGUCACUGUUGAGUCUGAGGAAAUUGUGGUGCAUCCAAGUUUUUAUUGCGUUGAGGCAGGAGGUGACGGUGACGGUGGCAAGGGUGGUGGAGAUGGAGCGGGAGGAGAUGUAUAGCUGUAUGUCGUCGGCGUAGCAGUGGAAGUUGAGUCCAUGUUGCCGGAUGAUGUUGCCAAGGGGGAGUAGGUAGAGGGUGAAGAGUGGGGGACCAACCACCGAUCCCUGGGGGACACCUUGGGGGAGUGGGGAGUGGGGCGGUGGAGGAGGAGCACAGGUUGAUAUGGAUGAAUUGUUGACGGUUGGAGAGGUAAGAUGAGAUCCAUGAGAGUGCGGUGCCGGUGAUGUGGAGGUCGGUUGAUAGACGGUUGAGGAGGAUGGAGUGGUUGAUUGUGUUGAAAGCGGCAGACAGAUCCAGGAGGAGGAGGAUGGUCAGUUGGUUAGAGUCAGAGGCAAGCAGGAGGUCAUUUGUGAGGGAGUGGUAGAUGGAAUUGACUUUAUCUUGGAAGUAUUUGAGGAAGGUGUUGCAUUUGCUGGUGGUGAAUAAUGAGGAGAUAUGAUCCUGGGGUUUGAGCAGACGGUUGACUGUGGAGAAUAGGUAUCUGGGAUUUCUGGAGUUUUUACAUCAUAAUUGUGUUUGUUUAUUUGUAUGUAUCAGAACACAGACAAAGAAAGACAAAAGUCGCUGAGGAUCGGUAAAGUCUCCGGAGCAGUUAAGAACAAUGGAAUGAAUAACUUGGAAAAUGCUUUGGUAGAUGUUUUAUUCUUCAAGAUCGCUGAUUCGCUUGUUUAGCUGUCAAUCAAAAAAGGAUUUCGCCUCAGACAGCUCAUCCAAUCAUGGAUGCAGAGGCUCGGAGUCCGGGAGAAAGUCGGGACCGCCCUCUCGCCAUAGAACUCCAGAGAAGCUGAGCGUCCGAUGGGCGGGACAAAGCCCAGCAUUUAUCCAAUGAGCGUCUAGUUUCGCUGCUGGAACAACCCACUUUGAGCUUCCACAUUGAAGUCAGCAGAAGCUGGGCGUCCUGCUGUUUAAAGCGCUGAGGUGCUGCGAGGAUGAAUGAGAACGAAGUUGUGCAGAAUCAGCUUCUUAUCACACUGUGAUAAGAAGCUGAUUCUGAACAAAAGAUGAAGGCUUUCUAGCACGUAUUUAGUUAAUGAAAUGUACACACAGCAGUACGUAUUUCACCACUUUGUCUUUUUUUUGGGGGGGUGACAUUUUAAGGGAAGCUGAGCUUCCCUUGCAGUCUUAGAGCAAUCGCCACUGAUAUGUAUGUAUGUAUGUAUGUAUAUAUAUUUGUGUGUGUGUGUGUGUGUAUAUAUGUGUGUGUGUGUGUGUGUGUGUGUGUAUAUAUAUAUAUAUAUGUAUAGUAAAGAAGGCAGUAUGUUUUCAAGCCCUUUACUGAUGUCAGAAACUGAUUAAAAGUUUCAUGAAGUCUGAAGUCUGGACCUUUAGUUGAAUUUAGGCUUAAGCUGCUGGAGAGUUCUGAAGCAUUUAAUGUGUCGCAGUUAAGUCAAGCAAAGAGGCAAAUUCAGUAUCUAUCUGAUCUAUAUCCAAAGCUGUUUCAGUACUUGGGAGAUGAAGGGCUCUCCUGUCUGGAAACAGUAAGAGAUGGACUAUGAGCAAGCUGAGUAGGUGUUUAUCUAAUUGUAGCAGCACUGAGAGGGCUCUCAGUUGCAGAGCAGUGCAACAGUAACUGGGACUGACAGAGCCAUGGUGACUCAGAUUGCCACACACACACACACACACACACACACACACACACACACACACACACACACACACACACACACACCAAUGCGAGGGCUGUAGCAAUGAGAGGGACAACAGAUCCGCUAAAGUCUGACUGACCAGGAUAGAUAACAAGGAAUGGUGUGGGAGAAGUGAUAACAAGUGCUGCAGAUUCUGUCUCUCUCUUAUGCUCACACGCCACUUAAUACUGCAGAGAAGGCUUGGGGGCUUGAAAUAUGCCCACUGAUAAGAGGAAAAAUAAAAGAGGCAAACAAGAAUAGAGAAUAGAAAAGCGGGAGGCUUUGUACCGGCUGGAAGAAUUGGAUUUGCUUCUUUUUUUAAGACGUGUCGAUUGGAGACCAGCAGAGAGUCACACAAUGCCCGCUGACAGCCAAACACAAGGCAGAGAGAGGGGACUGAGAUGUGCUUUUGUCCCCGUCCUCUCAGUGCCAUCGUCAUCCUUAUCACCUUCGACAGUGACAAGACACCACGUCGGGUUUGAUGUAAUGAUCAAAUCUAUACAGCCUGGCUAAAUAUGAGUGUGUGUUUGUUAGUCGUGUGGAUGUUUUGUCCUGCAUGUGAUUAUCUUGAUUUACAGCCACUGUAUUUUUCCUCUCUAAAUUUACCAAAUUGAAUCAUGCACUUUUAAGUAACAGUCUGCCUCAUUCUCAAAAUCUCAUCUCACUCCUUAGAAAAUGUUCCUGGCAGGCACUGUGAAUCAGCGUCUUUAUCAUGGUUCAAUAUAAUGGUGGAGUAAGUGGAUGGCGGAGGCUUUAAUUGAGUCAAUCUUCCACAGUGCCGUUAAUACCAGACUGUUAGACUACAUUUUUCUUCUUGAGCCCCCUCCUCUCCAUCCAGAUUCAUCCUUUCCUCCUACCCUGCCUCUCACUCCAUUUGUAUGCAGAAAAUGUUCCCCCACCAUUUUGCCUAGCAGUGGCAUUUUUAUUAAGCAUAGCUGUCAGGUCCAUGUGUGGGUGCAGUGUGGGGGUGCUGAGAUGUCACAAGACACAGGUCACAUGAUGCCUGCAAACUGACCUUUUGACCCCUUGCUAGAUAGCAGUUUCUAAAAGUGAAAAAAGGCCCUGAGGACCGCUGCCUGCUCUCCAGCCAUUGAGGCACCACCUAACAGGCUUGGGCCUUUUUUAGGAUGAAAACUGUCCCAUCCGAAACAGCAAAGUCUUUUCUGUCUUAGAAAACGUGUGGGAACAAUAUAGUGAAAACAGUCUGUGCCCUGAAGUACGCAUGCCAGGCCAGUAGUUGGCAGUAUUAUUUUGUUGUUGCUUUCCUACUUUAACACUGCUAUCUGACUGGGAAGCUAAUGUGCAUGUGUGAAUGGAUUUCUGAUGUCAUUGUUUUCAGAGGAUCCCAUUGUCACUAGUUUAACUGGUGACAGAUAAGUUGGCUUUUUUAAAAGAUUACACUCUGGAACCUGGUUUGAUAAGUUUGGGUUUGCAGCCACCUAAAACACUGUGUCCAUGGAAAGAAAUGAAAAAAAUGCCAGAAUAGCUCACAGUUUUCUACGAUAUAGGUUUUUGCAUAUAAAGUCUCUGUGUGUACAAUGGACUGUAUAAAAAGAAGGAUGACAUGCCUGCUCCCCCAAAGCAAAGACAUAUUUUGAGCCAUCCUACUGAAUGGCUUCAUUAUAGGACAAAGAGCCCAUUUCGUUCAUGUCAACAGAUGGGUUUGAGGUCAAACUUAAACAUUCAUCUUCUCCUCAAAGAAGUUAUAUUUUAGCGUGGUAUCUGUCAUCAUUCCUUUCAUGCUGACUACUUGAUUAAAGGGUUAUUUUUCGGAGUUUAGAGUUAAUUUGUAAUUUGAUGCUAAAAAAGGACUAAAAAAGCCCUUUGAUUCCUAUUUCUGUCUUCAAUUGCGACCCCUGCAGCACCGUGUGAGUUAUUGAACUUUCCAUAACUGUGCGCAUUAGCAUUGCAUUCAGUUUACCUGUUGCGCUGUGGACUGAGUCGGCCUGAGGGUUCACAACAUAGACUGUAUAUAGAAUGGACAGCGGCUGCCUCCUCGCUGGGUGAAGCCACUCCGAGAACAGCACCCUCUGUUGACGGGCUGCAGUAUAGGUAAUAAAUCUCGCCUCCGCCAGCAAAGCUUAUGAGGCUGUGGACAAACUUUAGAAAUUUAUUACACAGAACAUAAUUUUUUCUCCCCCGUGCUUGCAGUGUUGACGUGUAAUUACAGUAAGACUGGUUUGUGCUCAAGUCCUCUUUUUUCUGUGAAGCUCUGUUUUUGAAAGUUAUUAGAGGGUUCAUGUUUUCUAUGAUUGACACUUGACACAGCCUAUUUGGCGUUUAGGGAUUGCAUAGCCCACCUGGGGGAUAUGCUGUUUGAGCCAAGCGUCAUCACAGCAACUCUCAGCGACUCUCCCGCCGAUUGCGUACAACGCUACUGCACAAUGCUGAUUUCAGGAAAUGAAGAAAAAUCGUGGAAAUACCGAGAGCUUUUUGGCUUCAAAUCCGUAUACAGGCGGGAGGCGGAACAAAGUUGUCCAUAGUAUAUACAGUCCAUGGUUCACACAUUAAAAGGCUAUAGUAUAAAAAGUAAACCUUGUUGAGAACUUGUUGGAGUGUACAUUAAACAUAAAUCAUCACACAGUUGUAACAAUUAGGCUCGGUCAAACCCCAAUUUUGUGUUGUUUUAGUCCUCAGUCCUGCUGUCUGACACCCACUGGCAUCGCCUUCUCACCCAGCAAGGGCACCUUCACUGACUUCACUAACCAUAACCACACUGGUCUGCCAGCACUUUGUUCCCAGAACCGUAUUUCGUGCGCAGACACAGGCUGUGACAUCGCACACAAACUCUAGGGACAGCCUAUGAGAGGUUUGCACAGCUGCCCUGGGCACUGUCUGAUCCAUCCAAUUUAUCCUACAAAUCCUCCUCGCUUUUCCCUCUUGUCUGUCUUCCUCACAUAUUCAACCUCCAGCUGCUGCUGCCAAGUUCCUCUCAGAUGACUGAAUGGCUGUGAGUGGGCUGUUUAAUCUGUAUAUGGGGUGCAGUUACUCAAGCAACUCCAUCAGCAGCAUUAAACAUGGUGGCAAUGACUGCCACGUCCUAUUAUAGAUUUUGGUUUGAUAGUUUUGGCAUGAGGAAACGUGUCUCAGAUUAAUUUUAAUGUACGAUUUGAGCAUUAGGGAUUCUUCCUCUUGUAAAUAUUGAUGAUAGGAUAGAAUGGUGUUGUAAUUUUGAUGUUUACAAGUCUGCCACUGCUCUUGGUAGAGUCUAGAAGAAACGUCAGAAGGUUGUUUUUUGUAAUACUCAAGUUUUGAUUCACAUGUCCACUCAUGGUGUGUGAUCUCUUUGUAUGGAUAAUGAUGUCUUGUUUUGGCUGGGCAUAUUAGUUUAAGCAUAAAACAGUAAUAAAGUCAUAUCUAUAAUCAUUCAUUCACUUUGUAGCAAAAUAGUCUUGAUUUGAUGUUAUGCUUUCAAAGCUUGACAGUAGAGAGUUUGAUCCUUUUAAGGGACAGAUUUGAUGGCAUUUAAACUUUUUUGACCUUUUUCAAUUGAUAUUUUUUCUUAGCUUCUGAGCAUUGACUGUUACUAUGGACACUGUGCCUCCAUCUCCUCCUGUUGUAAAAAGUAAAGCCAAAGUACCACUUCAGUGUCCAUGCUGAUUGGCUAUCGUGGCAUGAAUAAUUAGCUUGAGAUCUGAUUUCUCGACUCUUGUGAAUAAUUGAAUCAUGCAAGUUGCAAGUAGCACACUGAAUUGAUACGGCAGCCAGUCACUUGAGCUCAGAGCUCUGACUUAAAUCUGAGUUGUAGGGGUGUCCUGAUCUGAUGUUGUUAUAGGAUAUCAGUCCGAUAUCAGCAAAAAAAAACAAAAAAACAGAAUAUUGGAUUAAAUUGGCCUGCAUCUAAAAUCUCCAAUGUCAGCACUCCAACACAAGCAGUCCAACACAAGCAGUCCAUUCCAGACUCCAAUCCAGCACCUCUAUCUAGAAGUGCCCAGAUCUAGCAUGCAGAGCCCAUGUAAUCACAACAACAGUGUGUACUAAGGUACUAACAAAGUAGUAAGGAGUAGGAAUGAUGUUGGCUGUGUGGCAGUAUUCUUUGUUGAAGCCCGAAAAAGACUUUGAAGCUGAGAGCAAAACUUGUCAUGCAAAAGUUUGUGCCAAUAUCAGAUCAAUGUCUGUAUCAGCCAAUACUGAAGGCUACAAAAUCGGUAUUGUAUCAGAAGUAAAGAAGUUGUAUUGGGACACCCCUACGAAGUAACUGUUGUCCUUUUUCUUGUUUUAUGUAGCCUGUGGUUGAGACUCAAGCCCCUUCUACAUUGCCAGUCCAAGGACUUUUACAUCGUUUUAACAUCUCACCUUCAGUAUAAAUCUAACUGAGGUGUAAUGCAUGACAAAGCUGACGUACACAUAAGCAAGCUUCAUAUGCAGCAACAGUGUCGUAAGAAGAAAAGAUGGGGUCAAUGAAGGCCUGGAUGAUUUGGCAAAAAAAAAAAGAUCACGAUAUAUUUUGUCAUAUCGUCCGAUCUCGAUUAUUAUCACAAUUUUUUUUUUUACUGCCAGUUUUAAAGUAUCUGUACUAAAAACAAAAAAAAACCUAGAGAUUAGUUCAGCAUUUUAUUAACAUACAAAGUAAAUAACAGAGCAAAUUGAAUAAGAUUCGUGUAGAAAAAUAUUUAAAAAACAUUUUAACUCAAAUGUAGUUAAAUACUAAGUAAAACAGAGAACUAGUUUACAGUCCUGAGUGUUUUUGCAGGUACGCAAGACCCAAAAUAAACAAAUCGCCCCCUCAGGGAUAAUGAAGAUGCUUUAAAAUGGAAACAUUAGGUGAUGUUAACGUACAGUUGAGGCCAAAAUUAUCAGCCCCCCUCUGAAUUUUUGAGUUUUUCUCCAAAAUUUCCGAAGUGCUGUUUAACAGAUUAAUGAAUUUUUUACACAGCUUUUUCAAACAUCCUAGUUUUAUUUUGGAUCCUAACAUUAUUUUACUUUGCACAAAGAAACAAAAUUAUUUCACAAAAAAACAAAAAUUACCAGGGUCAAAAAUAUUAGCCCCCCUGAGGCUGAUAGUCAAUUGUGUGUCCUUUUUGCUGGAUAACAGCAUGCAGUCGGUUGCUGUAGUUUGUAACAAGGCUCUGGCACAUCUCCUGAGGAAUCCCAGUCCAUUCCUCUUUGGUGAAUCUUUCAAGUUCCUCCAGAUCUGAUGGUCUGCUAGCAUGAACCCUGGUCUUCAGUGCAACCCACAGAUUUUCAAUGGGAUUUAAGUCAGGGCUUUGUGCAGGCCAGUCAAUAACGUUCACUUUGGUUUCCUGGAGGCAGCUCCUCACCAGGGGCCUCAUGUAUCAACACUUGCGUGGGACUCAUAACAGAAACGAGCGCACGCAAGGUCCGUCACGCUGAAAAAAAUCCGUAUGUAUCAAGGUGUGCGGGCGCCGAAAGCAACGUGUGUUUCCUUGAUAAAUCCCAAUCAGCUUGGAAUUGAGCGCAGAUGUCGGAGUGACUGGGCCCGCCCCCGUUACGCCCUCCUAUAAAUAUGCAGCUUUAUUUAAAUAGGGUCUCCCUGUCCUCGCACGCAGACAAAAUGACAAGAAAAACAAUUUACGGCGUGCGAGGUGGAGGUGCUGGUGGCGGAGGUGGAGGAGCGACAGCGUGUUUUGUUUGGCAGCCUGUCCAGUGGCGUCAGUGCAAAACGAAAACGCUUGGAGUGGGAGAAAGUUUGCAAGAGGGUGAACGCGAUGGGUUCCGAGACACGCACCCCCGCGGAGAUGAAAAAAAAGUGGUCGGACCUCAAGAUGGAGGUCAAGAGGCGUACAGCUGCCCUCCGGAGGAGUACCGGCCAGACAGGUGGGGGUCCGGGCGAGGAGACCCUCACACCGUUUGAGCAGCGGGUGGUGGCGAUUAUUAUUAUAGGGUAAGUGGCGUGUCACACAAAUGUCCACAUGCUUUGCCAUCCCACUGAGCAAAAGACGUAUAUUAGACGUCUAGUCUAAGUUUAUACUUCAUUUCAACGUCGGGAUUCAGUCUAUUUUUAGACGUGACUUAUACUUCGCCCUUAACUUCAUUUUUCGAUAACUUUUUAUGCAAUAAACAACUGUAAUGUGCAUAACUGACCUCUAAAUACUGGAUUACAUUACCUAUGAUACCGUGGAGAGAGAUGUAAACGCAACAGAUACACAGAAGCAGGAAUUGAAAUGAACCAAUAUUUUUAUUGUGUCACAGAAAUCAAUGUGUCGGCCGUGUCGCCGGCUUGCGGAACCCCGGCCCGUGGCAGCCCGUUCGCCGGCUCGGAGUCGUCGGCCAGGACCAGUGGCAUUCGGGCCACCCCGGCCCCCGGCCCCAGCACCAGCAUCAGCACCAGCGCGCCGACAAGCGGUGGAGCGUCCACCAGCCGCGGCGCUUCCGCUGGACCACCUGGACGCAGUGGAAGGGUCCUCACGGAGGCGGUCCUGCAAUCACAGGAAGAAAUCACCAGGGGGAUCGCGGGGAUCAACGAGCGGCUGGACCGGCUCGUAAAUGUCCUCGAGCGUCUGGUGGAGAAAAUAAAUUAAUUUGGCUCAUUGAACUGUGUAUUCACUUCUUACCCAUUCACACUGUGGCGAUGAGAUUCUCCCGCGCGAGGACGGCGGCCCGGCAGGGAUCAGCUCGCACCCCUCCGUCUGCUGCUGGUUCGUCAUGUGGGGCGACGUGCUGCUUGGCCACGGGGAUGUGGUGCACGCUUGUCACAUAGUGAGUCACCAAACACCGCCACACAGCGUCGCCAAAGUGCCGUCAACGCAAGUAUCGGCUCAACGCCAAUUCUACACCACCUCCUCACUUUGCGUUGAUUAGCGCUGGAACCGACGCUCGUGUCGCGAUGAUAAAUCCGGACGUGUGCGCCGAUCUUGGCGGACGCAAGGUUUUCUGGCGCCGCCAGCGUUGAUACAUGAGGCCCCAGGAGCGCUGUAUGUUUUGGGUCGUCGUCAUGUUGGAAGACAAAGUGACGACCCAGACCCAGUUUUGCUGCUGACUCCUUCAGGUUUCCUUUAAAAAUCUUCACAUAUCCUUCUUUCUUCAUUAUUCCUUCAACCUUGACAAGAUUCACAGAUCCAGAUGCACUGAAACAUCCCCACAGCAUGAUGCUCCAACCGCCGUGUUUAACUGUAGGGACAGUGUUCUUGAGGUUAUACGCCUCUCCCUUCUUUCUGCAAACAUAAGCAAUGUCUCUGUGACUGAAGAGCUCUAGUUUGGUCUCAUCUGACCAAAGAACACAUCUCCAGUUUGAACAGUCUUUCUCCAGAUUGUCUUUAGCAUACCUCAGUCUGAUUUGAAGGUUUCUCUUUUGUAGAAGUGGAGUUUUUCUUGGCCUGCAUCCUCGCAGUCCAUUUCUGUUCAGGGCUCUAGAGACUGUCUUGUUUGACACCACAAUUUCUGACUUGGCUAAGUCACCAACUUCUGUUUUGGUGGUUGUUCUAGGUUGUUUAGACACAUCUCCCACCAGUUUUCUUUCCAGUUUCUUUGAAAUUUUUCGCUUCCUACUAGAGCAUGACACAGGAGCAGAUUUUCACUCCUGUCUCGUCCCACUCCCAGAGAAAAAAUCCCGCCCCGUCCCAAUCCCGGACUGGAGUAAAAAAAUUAAUCCUGUCCUGUCCCACUCCUGUAGAAUGACUCCCACUCCCAUCCUGCUCCCACUCAAAAUUACUCCCACUCCUGUCCCGCUCCUGUUUGAAUAAAACCAAACAUGUUGAAAAAAACGUUGCAUUUUUUAUUUUAGGUAAAAGCGUUGCCUUUAAGUUUCACAUGCCUGACAUUCGGUCGGUGUAAACAAAGUGCAUAUGCAUACAGUGGCGGUUCUAGACUAAAUUACUCCCCGGGCGAGACCCUCUCCAAGCCGUCUGAGCUGCGCCUCUGAAAUCCUGAGGGCCUUUUUGAGAAGGGCCCCCAGAUCCUGAGGUUUUCUUAACUGUUGAGGUUUACAAAAAAGCUGAUAUCUCAGCCUCUGCCGCAGAUAGAAACAGAAUUCAAAAAGUUUUUGAGAGCUUACAGGUGUGGCUUUCAAGAAAGCUAUCCAUCAUCACAUCUUCAACACAAUUUUGAAAACAUUGAAGAAACAAACUUAAAUGAAUUAAAGCGGCUGUAUAAAUAAAAGUAAAGACUCUGCACUGGAGAAUAAUAAACUAUUUGCUUUCUGUAAAACAAGUGGCAGUCAUGAUAAAGUGUCCAUUCAACACAAAUGUAAAUAUAAAGAAUAAAGUGUUGAAGGGUAUGCAGCUGCCCUAGUAUAGUGCCAGUACAAGACCAGCGCUUAAAACUAGAAAAAUGAAUAAAUGAAUACGUGGUUGACAGUGUAUUCAUCUCUGUGCUCACCCAAAGUCAUGCAACACUCACAGAAAACACUGAUCGUGUGAGCCAAAGCACUCCAUAUGAAGAGGUUGUUCACACUGCUGGAUGUUUUUCCUCCAAAGCUACUCUCUGCCUCCUUCGUUGUUUACUUUACUCAUGAAGCACGUAGCAAGAUCUGAGCAUGAAUCCGAGCGCUAUAUUCGCCUAUCAGAGGCAGACGUGUAUGAUGUUUUGAUUCGCCACGACUCCAGAAAUGAUUAAAAAACUACAGAAUGUCACAAAAUGACAUAUCCGCGCUCCUGGCUUGAAGGGUAGAAAUGCGCAGCCGCACUCCCGGCUGACAGGAAGUCAAACCACUGUUGUAGUUCUUUUGUGUUGCUAGCGUGGUCAAGAGUGUUGGCUCUCACUGAGAGAUAACUACAAAAAUAGACGCAUCUGUUCAUCUGGUUGUUUAACACGGCUGAAAAUGAUCAUCGAUUAAUGUUGUUCCCGCUCCUGCCCGCUCCCGUUGCUUUUUUCCCCCCGUCCCGUCCUGAUCACGGGAUUAAUUAAAAAAUGACUCCCAUCCCAUGGGAUUCCCGCGGGAAUCAUGUGACCCAUGGGAAUUCCCGAAACAUGUCAUCCUCUACUUCCUACCUCUCCCAGACUUGUUCUGUGCUGUGUGACUCUCCUUGAAUUUCUUGAUGAUACUUCUCACUCCACCUCCUGAUACUUGGAAACGCUGUGAUACAUUUUUAUAUCCUUCUCCUGCUUUGUGAGCAUCAACAAUUCUUUUUCUCAAGUCUAAACUGAAUUCUUUUGUAUUUGUCAUGAUGCCUUCUCAAGUGACAGCUCAAACGCUUAACAAGGUUUUUAUACAGUCUGUAAAGUGUAGGACAACCCUUUGUUUUCACUUAAUUUAUUGAUUGAUUACACGCUGUGAGCACUCGAAAGUGAAAGCACAUGAUUGCACAUCAGUGGUUUUUGUUUUGGCUCAAUAAAAACAUCAAUUCUUAAGGGGGCUAAUAAUUUUGACCCUAGUAGUUUUUGGUUUUUGUAAAAUAAUUUUCUUUCUGUGUUCAAAGUAAAAUAAUGUAAGGAUCCAAAAUAAAACUUUAAAAAAAAAUCAUUAAUCUGUUGAAUAGCACUACGGAAAUUUUGGAAAAAAACUCAAAUUUCAUAGGGGGGCUAAUAAUUUUGGCCUCAACUGUAGAUGAUAUGCAUACCUGCCAACUUUUGGGUUAUAAAAUCCGGGCGGGAGAAAGGUCUGAAAUACGGGAGAGUCCCGGGAAAAACGGGAGUGUUGGCAGGUAUAGAUAUGAUGGAUUGCUGCUUUGGUCAGCAGUGACAGGCUGUAAAGACUCUGCUCAUAUUUCCAUGCUUCCCGCAUACUCACUCGUGAAGAACAUCUUCAAAUGAUUAAACAGAUUUGUUAUGUUGUCGGUUUAUCGGCUUAAUUGCUCAACAUCACUUUGGAGAGAUGUUGAAUAACUUCUCAACAAUAACAUCUUCGGAGGAGGACUCAAAGUCACGGCUCUAUUUUGCUGCCCUCAGCUCAGCCCAAUGUUCGGUCAUUCUGUUUGCUUCUCCUGUUUACUUCUCUGGUAACUUCCAAAAGUGAGCAGGAAAAGCUCGACUCUGAUUGGCUGUUGUGACACACAUUUCCGCCAUGUUUGAUCAAGUAAAUAUACUCACAGCUGAUCACCGUGAUCGAACUGAAAUUUAUCACAAUCAUCGAUCACGAUCAUAUAAUCGCCCAGUCCUAGGUCAAUGCAAAAACAGACGUGUGACCUCUGAUCACCUUCCAUUAUUUGUAUCAUGAUGAAGACGCUGAGCAACUUGAGCCUGUAGACUUCAUACAGUUCAGUGCAACACGCAGUUUAUUUGCCGUUAUUGUUUUCAAACUGGUCACUACUGUCGCCACUUGUAGUGUGUCACAUAACGACUUUUCUCUGCUACACACCGCCGUCGCCUCCCAUUUAACACUAAACACACACCAACACCAUUGCAUUGUGGUUGAAUGAAUGGAAAAGUACAAAGUAAUGUUGUUAACAUGCAACUCUAAAAGAGCUUUUGACUGUUUGGUUUUUAUAACCUUUGGAGUCACAUGUACAGUAAAAAGAGAGGUUUUGAUCAUGGUCAGUCACCAAUAAAAGCUCUCAGGAUAUGGCCGGCACAUAAAAGAUUUAACAGGCUUUUUUUACCCCCUGUGUUAACACAUUAUCUGCUUUACAAGAAGCAGUGGUGCAUGAGAGAGUGAAACACAUUCUGCCUCUAAGCUAUGUCACCAGACUUAGAAACCACUUCUUCCAUCCUCUGACCAUGACAUAUUUUUUAGAUAUGGAUCAAAGGAAGUUGAAGGAAGAACAAUCCUCCAUGGUAUGCAGAUCCCCCCCCCCCCCCAGAAGCAGUAAGAGGGUUGAUUGAGGGGUAAUGAAAUGACACAAAUGAAAAGGUGACAGCUUUAAAGGGCACUUCAGACGUGGAAAAGCUUGGUGACAUAUCUUGUGAUUCAUGUCUUUGCUCUCAAAGUGUAAUUGCCUUUGACAUGCUCGCCUUUAGAAAAUUUACAGCACUCAAAUGGUUGUGAAUCAGUAUUUCAUGUUGUAGAGAAGUGAAAUAUCUAUACUGCAGUACGCUGAAAUAUUGCAGGUUUCAAUGAGCUCCCACUCACCCACAGAAAGCCUCUCUGAAGCUUUUUGCUUUCUCUCUGCCCUCAAACACAGAGCCCCUGGUGUGGACUCAGGCAUUGAUCUCAAUGAGAGAAGAUCAUCUCCCUCUCUGUUUCCCCCUGAUGCCACCCACGCUGCUUUUUCGCCUCUUUUAUACGCCUGAAGCUCUUUUGCUCUGUCUCUUUCUCUCUCUUGUGUACUUUUCCCCCAAACCCCUGGAGUACCCAUCUAUUGCCGCACAGGAGCUUGAAAGUAUUCUACAAAGAAGCAGAUGGUCUUCAGGAGAUUUUUAACUCUCUUUGUACUGGUGCCCUAGGAUGUUAUGCUUUAGUGACGGCACUCACUCUGUAUUGGCAACCAGAUGACAGGAUUUAAUAAAUGAGAAAUGCAAGAUGUAUUUGGCAGAAAUGUCCACUUUAUUUCAGUGUUUUGCCCUACUAGCAGACCCAAAGGCUUGUUUGAGUACUUUCUCUCCAACUUUGAGCUUGUUGUGUUGGAUGGGUGUUUGCUUUUUGGUCAAUUUCCUCCCCUGACAGUGCUGCCUAGACUGAGCUGACAGAGGUUGCUGCAGUGGUUAGUUUGUGUGCAUGUCCUUCACGUCUGUAUGAACAACACGGGAGUUAGUAUAAUGAAACUUCCCUCACGGGCCAAACAAGUGCAGCUGCAGAUAGCGAGCAUGCAGACAUUUAUUAUUGAGCAGCAGGCUUUCAUUAUUCAUACCAGUGGCUUUCCGUGCACUCAGCAGAUAAACUUCUUUUGAGUCUGUUUGUUCAUGAGACACUCUACUCAUUGAUGUUGGCACAUAGACAUCUAUGAAUAUUUAGAUGUACUCAUCUACGGUCGGAUAAAGCGUGUUUGCUAAAUGAGUGUCUGAAGCAAUCCAAGCCUGUGGUGACAAAGUACAAUGCAGGCUGUGUCCGAAUGCUCACUCAGUGUAGGGGUCGUUAUUGAUCAUGCUCUGAAUGUAAAGUAUAGUGGACAGACAGGCACUGUUUAAUCACAGGGAUUUCUUGUUUGAUGAAUGGAAAACUGUGGUGCUGUGCAAAAGAGCUGUAAGAUCAACAACAGAGUAUUUUAAGGAUUCACAAAGGCGGCAUUCCUGUAGCUGUUUUAUUUUUUCAUGAAGCGUCUUUGAUACAAUACAAAGGGCUCAUUUUGAAAGGAUAGGGUCCAGUAUUUUCCAAAAAGGAAAAUAUCUAACUUUGUACAACCAAGGAUCGUUCUAUGACAGCAGUGCCAUUGGUUUUGCCUAAAGCAACUUCUGAAACUUGUCGGCAGCUGCUUGGCAGCAGUUCAGAAAUCCAGCCACCCCAUGGACCCAUGCCAUCCAAGUACCUGAUCACCAUCUGAGUGCCAGCAUGCAAGGAACCACACUUUGAUCAGUGCUGGCUAUGCCAGCAGGAGAGGCAGGACGCAGUGCUAAAUAGCUGCCUUGCUUCACACCCCUGCUUGAUUUGAGAUGUCUCACUGUUUAAUUCAUACAUCUGAAAUAGGAGCAAACAAAUUGAAUUGCUGGAGUGUAGGGAUGCAAAAAUGGAGAUGUUCAAUGUGAAAUUUUACAACCCUGCACAGAGCAGCUUUUGUUUACCCACAAGUCAGGCAGAAUGUCAAAGAGAAUAUCAUGAGUAGUUCAGUGUAGUCAAAAAUACAGAGUUAUUGAGGUAAGAAAUAAGUUUAUAAUGCACCUGAAUCCCUGGCCACAAACACUGUAAAGUUUCCUCCUACUGGCAAACCUAGUUAGCAUAGCUGCCUGAGCCCAGCCUGACAGCACCACAGCUGCAGUUGUAUUUUCAGCCUCAUAAAACCAGAAUUGUGUGUGUGUGUGUGUGUGUGUGUGUGUGUGUGUGUGUGUGUGUGUGUGUGUGUGUGUGUGUGUGUGUGUGUGUGUGUGUGUGUGUGUGUUGAGGGCCUGCAAGGUGUCACUGCACUGCUGAAGGGGUGCCGUCUGGUACAGAAUUUUAAUUGGCAGGAAGGCACAUUGGCAUGUUUAGUGAUUUAUUUUGCCAACAUGAUCAGCUGUGAGGGGUGGGGCAGUCCAGGUGGAUGGGGAUGAUGUAGUCUCAAAUGGAGGUGUGUGUGUGCAUAUGUGUGUUUAUUCGAGGAAUAUUGGCCCACUAUUUGCAUAGAAUUCUGUUGAGAACAUCUUUCAGCCUUGCUGUCAGAAAUUUGCAGCUUGUUUGGUGUGUUGGUGCAUGUUAGUUCUUUCUGCACAUGUGCACCAGGGACCCCUUCACUAUGCAGAAGCACCAUCUCUCCUCUGCUGUCAGAUUUGACAGUCUGUUUUGGCUGAGAGCAGCAAAGCUGUAAGACAGGGUUGACUCCAAAUGAACCACUUUUUCUAAAACAUUACCAGCCUAGUCAAAGGCCAGUUUGUUAAUUGUGUGGCCAAAAUGGUCCCCUUUUAAAGAGGAAUAAAAGUACCAACUCCAAGAAACAACUGAUGGAUGUUUUUUUUUUUAUUCUUUAAAAGGAUUCUUUACUUUGAAUGUAUUUAAUAGUUUAAAUAGUAGUGUAAAUAACUUUAACAGGAAUGUAUGCCUUUUCUCCUUCUCUUACACAUGUAAUCUGCUUUCACAUCUGAGCUCCUUGUAUUUUUCUCAUAAUUACAGGCCCUGAUAUUCUCAGGAAUCAUACAUGUAUCUCAGAAAUGUUAACUGUUGGACUCUACUGUUGGACUUUACUGUUGUUACUCUCACAACUCUAUACUCUGUUUGGUUUGGAGGAGCUAUGGAGUACAUGCAGGAGAAGGAGUUGGCUAUUGUAAUGGUGAUUGACUGGUCCUGCAUCAAUACCAGGACAACAUGAACAAAGACAUUUCCACAAUAUAAAUGUGCCUAAGUCACAUCGCUGCAUCUUGACUUGUUGAAGCUUUCUACCAUGGAUAAGCAUUUCAAGCAAAUUUGGUUGUGCUGCAGCUGCUGAAUGGUACUGUUGCAAACUUGUUAUGUGCAUAAGAGUACUUGGAACUAUUUCCUGUAACUCAAGUAAUAUAACCUCAAUACACACAUACAGACAAACGUGUAUUUUCAUGUCAAAGUGUGUAAAAAACAAAGUAUAUUGUUCUUUUCUGUUAUGGUGAGAAUCAGCCUGUCAUGCUACAACUGGUGGUCUUUUAGAUGAUGCAGUCUGGAGUAUACAGGUCUCCAUAAAAAAUGAUAAAGUCCCACAUGCAGUCUCGUAAUGACUGGGCAGCUCACCAAAUGUCUCCACUUUUGUUUAGUUAAUGUUAAUGAGAAUGUACGCUCUGAAUGAAUGGAUCACUUAACUCCAAAACUACAAAGUUGAUAGAAAUCUAGGGCUGGGGCGAUUCGUCGACGUAGUUGACUACAAAAAUUAGUCGACGCGUCGCAUGAUGACGUAGACAAUGGCGACUUCAGGUAACGGUGGCGGCAUGGGCGGCAAAUGAGCUCCACAGCAAUCUAAACAUACACUGUUGCCCAUAGCCAUAUAUAAGAAAGGCUAGAUGAAUCAAGGCUGAGUCACCAGUGUCCGUACACGGCGACCAUCUUACUUUAGUAUACCAUUCUGGUACAUUGUAUGGUAGCUGACGGAAGGUGAGUAAUUUGCAUUAUCAAAAACACUCUUAACUCGCUGAAAUCUUGACAGAUUUACAAACGUUUUUUUUUAUUACAUACCUUAACGUGGCUAUGAGUUGGGAUGCUUGGACAUAUCGUAAUGGCAGCUUUUCUUAGAGAAAAAAAGACUCAAUCGUGCAGCACAGUUGUUUCACGGCUAUUUGCACACGCAAUGGCUAACUUUGAGUCGCUUCGUGAUCAAGGCUGAGACCACAAUCAUGCUUUUUUUUUUUUUGUAUAACAGCAUAUUUUUUUUGUCUAAGUGAUGGUCUUUGUGGAUGUGCUUGUGUUUAUCAGCUGUCUAACUUGGCUAACAGACUGGCUGUGAGUAAGACCACCUAUUACAAAGUUCACUGAGCAAUUUUACAUUAGUGGGAGAGGCAGAAAUGCUUGUUUGUUUCAACAUAACUUAAGUUUCACAAGAUCUCCAAGCUGUUUUGGUUUGUUAAAAACAUUUAAAAUGUUGAUACAUUAUGAUACAGGAAAUUUCUGACUUUGUGUUUACACUUGAGCACAUUUUAAUUUUUGCACAUGCUUCAUAGAUAAAACUUUGAUUUUAAAUACCUUUUUAGAUUUUAUUUCCAAUACAGAAUCUGUGAUUCAAAUUCUAUUUAUCUAAUAUACACUUUUUCAAUAGCCUGAUGACUUCACCCCAGGCUGAUAUAAAGGAAUAUUUUUAUGAUAAGUAGCCCAGAUAACAGUGGUAGUAUCAAUCCUGAUCACCUGUGCAUCUGUUUUAAUUAUGUUUUUCCUAGACUUCUUUUGUUCCACCCUUGUUCUUCACUGUUACUUCAAUAAAGAUAUGAGGUUGGUGCAUCAGUUCUUUUCGAUAAAUGUAGUGUUGUUUUCUCACACUGCCAAAUUUAGUUACAGGGCCUCAAACCAGUUGUAUUUACCCACACUUUCUCACUAAUCUUUUGAAAAUACUUUGAAAAUGUCAUUAGUGCUUAAGUCAGUCUGUAAAGUAGCAAAAGAUUUGCCUCCCAGUAAAUUAAAAGAAAAAAAAGGAGUUAUAUAUAUAUAUUUAGAUUAUAUAAAUAAAAUAAAUAAAUACAUAUAUCUUAAUUAUAUAUGUUAUUGCAGUUAUCCCAUAAUAGAAAUAUUACCAAUAUAACAUAAAUGGAAUGAUUAAAUGUUUCCUAUAUAAAUAAUUUAAUGUAACUACCGUUUGUGUGCAGGCCUAUAGCUAUUGCUCUACCUAUCUGCCUAAUGUCUAUUUUUGUAAGUCCAUGGUUAAAAUUAUUCUCGAGUAUGCAGGAAUGUCACUAAAACUCUGAGGUUUGUUACAAACCAAACCAUUUGAACAUCAGUUUAAAUUAAUCAAUUUAUAGUUAUUUAAAUGCUACAUGCACCAUAGACUGUAAUUUUAUGAGCCGGCGAGCUGCCUGUCGCAAGAUAGCCGCCAUGUGCGGACGUUGGUCUCCAUUGGCUAACAUUGUGCAUAAUCCAUCUAGCAGUAAUACAUACAUACAUACAUAUAUAUAUACAGUACAGGCCAAAAGUUUGGACACACCUUCUCAUUCAACGCAUUUUCUUUGUUUUCAUUACUAUUUAAAUUGUAGAUUCUCAAAACUAUGAAUGAACACAUGUGGAAUCAUGUGCUUAAGAAAAAAGUGUGAAAUAACUGAAAACAUGUUUUAUAUUUUAGAUUUCUCAAAGUAGCCAACCUUUGCUUUUUUGAUAGCGCUGCAAACUUUAGCUGUUCUCUCAAUGAGCUUCAUGAGGUAGUCACCUGAAAUGGUUUUUACUUCACAGGAGUGCCUGAAGUAACCCUGACAAGGUACUUCUGUCAUCAAGAGCAAAGGGUGGCUAUUUUAAAGAAACUAGAAUAUAAAACAUGUUUUCGGUUAUUUCACACUUUCUUUAUAAGUACAAAAUUCUACAUGUGUUCAUUCAUAGUUUUAAUGCCUUCAGUAAUAAUCUACAAUGUAAAUAGUCAUAUAACAAAUAAAGAAAAGACAUUGAAUGAGAAGGUGUGUCCAAACUUUUGGCCUGUACUGUAUAUAUAUAUAUAUAUAUAUAUAUAUAUAUAUAUAUAUAUAUAUGUACUCUAGAGGCCAAAAGUUUGGAAGCGAGAUCAGAUUUGUAAAAAAAAAAGAUCAUAGUUUCAUAUAUAUAAUUUGCAACACAAUAAACAUGACUAUUGUGCAAAGAGUAACUUAUCAGAAGACAUUUUGACUAUAAUUAUUAGGUAUUUGAGUUUUUCUUGCUUAGACUUUGCUUUCAUUAAAGUAACCUCCUCUGGCUUUAACAACAGCUUGGCAUAUACCAGGCAUUUGUUCCACAAGUUUUUUAAGGUAUGUUCCAGGGAUUGCAUUCCAAGCUUUCUUAAGUUCAUUAAAAAGAGACUGCUGAUUCGUGGGAUGCGUUUUUCUGACCGAUAGAUCCAAUUCAUCCCGCACAAGCUCAAUUUGAGAAAGGUCUGGAGACUGAGGGGGCCAAACCAUCUUUUGAAGAACACCUUCCCCUUCUUUUUUGUCUAGGUAACCCUGAGAGAGCUUGGCAGACUGCUUAGGGUCAUUGUCUUGCUGCAAAACAAACUUAUGAGUCACAAGGCUGAGUCCAGUUGGAACAGCAUGGUGCUGGAGGAUGGAGUGGUACUGUUCCUUCUUCAUGAUACCCUUUACUUCAAACAAAGCUCCUACUCCAUCACCUGCAAAACAUCCCCAUACCAUGGAACUACUACCUCCAUGCUGAAUUGUGGGUGUAACACAUGGUGCUUUCAGAUGAUCACUAGUUUGUCAGCGGACAUAGACUCAGCGUUUUGAACCAAAUAGUUAAAACUUGUUUCUAGUCAUCAUAAGUCCAAUUUUUGUAAGCUUUUGCCCACUCAUAUCUCUUUUUCUUGUUCUGUGGACGAAGCAGUGUUUUUUUGCAGAUACACAACCCUUCAGACCAGCCUUUCUCAAACGUCAUUUCACGGUUGUCAGAGAUAUGGGUUUCGACCUUGUCAUGUUGAUUCCCUCCCUUAUUUGUGGUGCUGUCUUUUGCCGAUCUCUCUUACUGGUGACAAUGCUAUGUUUAUCCUCUGCUUUUGUAGUAACUCUCUUUCAUCCAGGUCUUUUUCUAUCAUCAUAACUUCCAGGUUUCUCUAGUCUCUUCAGAGUGUAGUGGACUCCUUUGUUAAACACCUUUAGGCGUUUUGCAAUUUCUCUUUCUGUGUAUCCUUCUUUCCUCAAUGUACAAAUCUGUACUUUUGGUUCUUUACUCAGUUGCUUCUUUCUAGCCAUUUUUGCGGUAGUUUGAACAAAGUUGAGAUUUAUCAGGAUUUUUGUAUGCAGACUCUCAAAAGCCAAAAAGUUGACGUAAAUAAUCCAACUGUGAUUUUUUUUUUUUUUUUUUUUGUGCUUUUGCACUGAAGUUGUGACCUUUGCAAAUGUUUUCAACCCUAAAACUAAGCCCUUAUCUUUUGAUGACAUAUAUUUAGCAAUGGUCUGUUAACAUCAAUGUAUAUCUAAAGGUAAAUGGAGUAAAAUGGUGCAUUUCCAUGAAAGCAACAUCUGAUCAUGGAGUAAAUACAUCCCAAAAUACAUAAAACUCAUGCUGGAUUUUUAAAAAAGCAUUGUGAACAAAAGGUUGAAGUUACUACCAACUGUUCGGCCUGUAAUGGCUUUGCUUCCUAACUUUUGGCCUGUAGUGUGUGUAUAGUGGAUAUAAAAAGUCUACACACCCCUGUUCAAAUGCCAGGUUUUCGUGAUGUAAGAAAAUGAAGGCAAGAUAAAUAAUUACACAGUUUUUUCCACCUUUGAUAUGACCUAUGACAUGUACGAUGCAAUUGAAAAACAAACUGAAACCUUCAAAGUGGGAAAAACAUAAAAUAAAAAAACUAAAAUAACCUGGCUGCAUAAAUAUGCAUACCCUUAAACUAAUACUUUGUUGCAGCACCUUUGGCUUUUAUUACAGCACUCAGUCUUUUUGGGUAGGAGUCUACCAGCAUGACACAUCUUGAUGUGGCAAUAUUUGCCCUCUUUCUUUGCAAAACCGCUCCAAAUCUGACAGAUUUCGAGGGCAUCUCCUGUGCACAGCCCUCUUCAGAUCACCCCACAAAUGUUCGAUGGGAUUCAGGUCUGGUCUGGUCACAUUCAGGUCCAAAGCCUCAAUCUUAUUCUAGGAAGGCCAUUCUUUUGUUGAUUUAGAUGUGUGCUUUGGGUCAUUGUCAUGUUGAAAGAUGACAUUCCUCUUCAUCUUCAGCUUUCUAACAGAAGGCCGAAGGUUUUGUGCCAACUCUGACUGGUAUUUGGAACUGUUCAUAAUUCCCUUCACCCUGACUAAGGCACCAGUUCCAGCUGAAGCAAAACAGCCCCAAAGCAUGAUGCUGCCACGACCACGCUUCACUGUAGGUAUGGUGUUCUUUUGGUGAUGAGCAGUGUUGUUUUUGUGCCAAAUAUACCUUUUGCAAUUAUGUCCAAAAAGGUCAACUUUGGUUUCAUCAGACCAUAACUGAUCCACGUGUUUGGGAGAUUUCUUUUUGCAAAAUUAAGCCGGGCUUCAAUGUUUUUCUUUGUAAGUCUGUCUUGCCACCCUAUCCCAUAGUCCAGACAUAUGAAGAAGACAGGAGAUUGUUGUCACCUGUACUACACAGCCAGUACUUGCCAGAAAUUCCUGCAGCUCCUUCAGUGUUGCUGUUGUCCUCUUUGUAGCCUCCCUGACCAGUUUUCUUCUUGUCUUAUCAUCAAUUUUGGACGGAUGUCCUGUUCUUGAUAAUGUCACUGUUGUGCCAUAUGUUUUCCACUUGAUGAUGACGGUCUUUACUGUGUUCCAUGGUAUAUUUAAUUGCUUGGAAAUUAUUUUGUAGCAUUUACCUGACUGAUCUUUGAAUAAUGAGAUCCCUCUGAUGCUUUGGAAGCUCUCUGCAGACCAUGGCUUGUGCUGGAAGAUGUGGCUACAAAAACAUCAGGAAAAGCCUACUAGAAGGACAUCUCUACUUAAGGUCAGUUGUUAGAUUCAUUCGUGAUCGUAAGGGUGCCGAUGUGAUCCAACAGAGGCUGCCACGUUUUGGUAAAGGAAUCUAAGGAGCCGUUAAGGGAGAACCUUAUUUUCUCAAGUUUGAUGCAAUAUAGAAUUUCAUGUAUCCACCUAUUGUGGGAAGAAGGGGAUGGUUGUAUCCAAUUAAGGAGAAUAAACCUCCUAGCUAAUUAGGUUGUAAAUGCUAUUACUCGACGUACAUGAGAUGGGCCAUCGGGAUUAGAAAAGAUUCUGAAAAGGGCAGUUAUGGGGUUUGGGUCAAUGUGCAUUUUCAACGCUUUACCCAAAGUGUCAAAUAUUGCAGCCCAAAAGCCGGUUAAUUUGGAGCAGGACCAAAACAUGUGCAUAUAGUCUGCAGGUGAACGUUUACAUCUAUUGCAAGCAUCGGAUCUAUCAGGAUAUAUCCUAGCUAAUUUAGCAUUUGUAAAGAGGACCCUAUGACGGCGGCGAAGUUGCAGUCUCAUUGUCCAGUGUAAACAGUCACCUUCGGUCAAAGCAGCCAUUAUCUCAGCAAGCAUGUUGUUACCUUCAUAUUUCAGGUCACCCUGUUUCUUGCGUGCCUCCCUGAUGACUUGCUCCUUUACUGGAAGGCUGGUGAAGCACAUAAUAACAUGCCUUGGUUUUUCGUCGGGGCCGGGUUUGUCCCUGAGGGCUCUGUGAGCUAUUUCCUGUUGAGGAGGCUGUGGUAGAACUUCGGGUCCCAAAACUUGAACCAGGAGCUUAGAGAUGAAUUCAGCUGGACAAGGGCCGACCUGUACUGAUUCUUUCAUCCCUACGAGGCAGACGUUCCAGCGCUGGCUCCGUGACUGUUGGUCGAGGAGUGCUCGUAGCUUAGCGUUAGCAUCUUUUAGCCCCGCACAGGUAGUCUCCAAGGCUUUAAUAUGGUUGCUAACCAAGUUGGCAUUAGACUCCAAGGAAACAAUACGUUGUCCAUGAUCAGCGAUCGAAGCUUGCACCGAGUCCAGCUUUGAUUCCAACAUUGCAAUGCUAGUCUCAAAGGCGGCUACGAGAGUUUUUCUGUGGUCUUCUAGCACGGAACGCAGCGCCGACAUGGUAAAGUGGUCGCCAUCACCGUCGGUGUUUGGCGGAGCCGGUUCGGGGUUCCUUGUUGUUCUCGUGGAAGGUUUAGACCAGUCUUUCCCGGGCAUUUCGGUGUGAGUUUAAGUCAUACACUCAAAUACUGUACACUGUGUGCAGAAUUAUUAGGCAAGUUGUAUUUUUGAGGAUAAACUUUAUUUUUGAACAACUGCAGUGCUCUUGGUCAAUCCAAAAUGUUAAUAAACCUCAAACCUUAAUAUUUAAGGGAGUAAAAGUGAGAUUUUGGCUUCCUUAGGAGAAUAUCUAUGUGUGCACAAUUAUUGGGGCAGCUAUUAGUGUGCAGAAUUAUUAUGCAACUAAAUUAAAAAUGAAAAAUUUCCCAUCUCACUUGUUUAUUUUCACUUGUUCAGGUGAGAAUGAUAAACAACUCAAUUUACAAAUAAAAAUUGUUGAAAUUAAAAAAAAAAAUCAGUGACCAAUGUAACUACCCUUCUUUUCAAUAACAGUCAUAAGCCUUCCAUUCAUGGAGUCUUUCAGUUUCUUGAUCUGUUGACGAUCAACUUUUUGUGUUGCAGCAACCAAAGCCUUCCAGACACUGUUCCAGACACUGUUCAGAGAGGUGUACUGUCUUCCUUCACUGUAAAUUUCCUGUUUAAGAAGGGCUCACAAGUUCUCAACAGGGUUUAGGUCAGGUGAAGAAGGAGGCCACGUCAUUAUUCUUUCGUUUUUAAGGCCUUUAUUGGCGAGCCACAUAGUGGAGUACUUUGUUGCAUGCAAUGGAGCAUUGUCCUGCAUAAAAAUCAUGGUUUUCUUGAAAGAUGCAGACUUUUGCCUGUACCACUGCUUGAAGAAAGUGUCUUCUAAAAACUGGCACUAGGUUUGGGAGUUGAUUUUAAGUCCAUCUUCAACUCGAAAAGGUCCAGCUAGCUCAUCUUUAAUAAUACCAGCCCAUACCAGUACCCCGCCUCCACCUUGCUGGUGUCUGAUUCGAAGUGGAGCUCUGUGCCCAUUACUGAUCCAGCCACGGGUCCAUCCAUCUGGUCCGUCAAGAGUCACUCGCAUCGCAUCAGUCCAUAAAACCUUUGAAAAAUCUCUCUUCAGAUAUUUCUUGGCCCAGUCUAGACGUUUCAACUUGUGUCUUGUUCAGUGGUGGUCGGGUUUCAGCCUUCCUUACUUUGGCCAUGUCUCUGAGCACUGAUCAUCUUGUACUUCUGGGCACUCCAGGUAGGUUGCAGUUCUGGAAUAUGACAGCACCGGAGGAUAAGCGGUUCCUGGUAGCUUUACGUUUGAGUCUUCUCAAAUCUUUGGCAGUUAAUUUGCGUCUGUUUUUCUUAACACAUUUCUUGCGACCCUGUUGACUAUUUGCAUCAAAAUGUUUGCUGGUUCUGUGAUCACACCCAAAUAUCUAAGCAAUUUCAAGAGUGCUGCAUCCCUCUGAAAGACUUUUUACAAUUUUUGACUUUUCAGAGUCAUUUAAAUCUCUUUUUUGGCCCAUUUUACCUGAGGAAAAGAAGCUGCCUAAUAAUUAUGCACACCUUGAUAUAGGGUUUUGAUCUCCUUAGGCCCCAGCCUCCCUCAUUACACUAAUACACAUUACCUGAUGCUUAUAUCCAAUAAACAUUCAAGUUUAUACAGCUUGGAGUUGGAAAAUAUGCAUAAAAAUGAUGAUAUGAUCAAAAUACUCACUUGCCUAAUAAUUGUGCACACAGUGUAGAACUAUAUCAUACUAGGUGAAAAGUAGUGAGAUGUCUGAUGAAAAAAGUCGUACAACGAGGGAGCAGAGAGACGAGCGAGUCACUUAUUACAAAGUUAGUUAGUCAUGGUAUGGUUUGUGUGUGAUUUUAGCAGCUGCUCAACAGGUUGAAGAAUGAACCAAAAAAAGUCCAAUAGUUAUGAGAAAUGACCGCAAACUUAACUUCAACAUGUGAUCCCUCAGUUUUAGCAAGACUCUAGAUAACAGCAGAUUCUGUGUCAGGUUGAUCCAGAGAUAAAGUUAGCUUAGUAAGUGGGCAAAACAUGAUUUUUUCAUUUUCAUUAUUUCUUGACAGCACAUUUUUGCUAUCAGCUCUAGACUUGGACCUGUAUCAGUCUGCCCAAAGAAGUCUGUUAGUUUGGAUGUCAUCUUGUUUAAGCAAAGAAAAAAGAGGUAAAGUGAUGAAAACAACAGAGAAAGAAAAAAAGGCUGGGCUAUUACUGAAAAAAAUCUACAAAAUUAAAAGUGGCACAUUAAGUAAAAGCCUAACAGUACUGGAUGUAAUGGACUGAUAAUUUAUAAGAUAAUGUCACACACUGACAGGGGCUGAGUGGAAAAACUCAAUCAGGUGCUGCAAAGAUUUCUGUGGUCCUGUUCAUUUAGUUUGACUUCAGUAUCAGUGAAAGUGUCAAGUUCAGUGUGAGUAAUUGGAAUAAUUGGAAAAAGGCUUUUGGACAGACUAAUUCAAGAUGGGCACAAAAACAGAAGUGUCUCUAGAUUCUAAAUCAAAGAACCAUCCUUUGUGUGCAGAGUGUGUCUCAUCCUGUAAGAGGUCCAAAAUGAAAACGUGUUUGCUAAAAAGUACUGAAGAGGGCUGGUCUUGUACAGCUGCUUGAGUGCAGUCUGGCUGCUUUUCCUGGCCCUCUGUAUGAAAGGCCCUUGACCUGCUCUGUAUUGAGAGUCCUGGGCUGCAUUGUGUGGCUGUGUGAGUAAGUAAAUGCUCCAUUAGGAGUCAUUAUAGCCUCUUGCCGGACAUAUUGUUCCGAGUGCAGUGAGGCGCACCGUUGGAGGCCCCCUGCUCUUCAUCGGCACGUGUCCUCUGUACACUGCUUUGUGCUCAGAUACAAUAGAUGUGCGACCCUCGCUCCCUCUUUUCCUUCACCUUUCCUUUUUCUUUCUCUUUCUUCUUCUUUCCAUCAUAUAAUAUUCAUUUAUCAGCUGCUUGUCACUGUUUUGAUCCAUCACCACUAUCAACCACAUCCCUGUCCACCUUCAACCAACCUUCUUCAUUGUCCACCAUCUUAGCCUUUACCUCCCCUGGGAUAAUAUAUAGUGACCAAUGACAUCCCGCUGCAGCCGUUGCCAUGGUGAUCUGUGACAGUGGGAAGCACCACCCAAGAUGUAUGGACUGUAAAAGCGGGAGGUUGGUUUUAAGGAUGUGUGAAGAGAGAAAUGAAGCUAGCUAGCUGGUAGAGAGGAGGAAAAACAAAAGGAAAAGGAGAGGAAACGGCAGGUAUGUGAAGUAUUUGACACUCUUACAGGUAGUUUGGUUACAUUUGGUUUGUUGCAAAAAAAUCUAAUUCUGCCAACUUUUGACAGCCAUGUUUAUCAUUUAAUUUAACUAUUUGAUGUAGAAAUGGUGAUAACAGGGAUGUUUCUGCAGCUGCUCAGUGAGCACCUGCUCUCUCACAUUAUUUUCAGAAAUUUAAAUUUACAAUAUAAGUUGCACAUCUUUUUGUCAGUGGUCUUGUUUUUUUUUUUUAAUAUUAUAAAAAGGCAUCAGUAUGAAUUUCGCUUUAUUUCAUAUAAAAAAAAACUCAUCAGAGCUUAGAAACUGUUUCAAAACUCAUAAAAGUAACUGAACAUUUGACAUACAGCCAUGCUCACUGGUCUCAUUUUAUUAACUAAUUAGAAUUAAAAAGGAACAGCACUUUGAUAUCAGCUUUGUCAAAGAUAAACGACCUGAAUGGACUUUUAAAGGUGGCAAUUUCUAGGUUCUUUUUUAUUGUUUUUACAUUUUUCUGUGAAAAGUUUCCUCACAUAAAACUGUUGGUGUAGUUUUUCAUUCGUCUCAAGUAACAGUUUCAAUCCUGAUCCAACAGCCGCUCCACCAUAAACACAGCGACAUCUCUGCAGCUAUCUGUAUCUGGAUCCUCUGAAAGGCCUUUGGUUUCACAGAUAUGUUAAAACUUGUUCACUGGAUAAUCCACAUAGUUGGAGCCAGUUGAUAUUAGCUUGCUGGAUGAUUACUUUUAUUAACUGUAACUAGAUAGUUGUGUUAACCUCCCACUAGUAUCUCAGCCAUGGUGGCAGUAGACUCCUCUUUAAUAUCAUAUAGCUGUGGAAGUGGCUGUAAGUAAUGUGAUGAAUUCCCCUGCAGCAGCUCUGACACACCCCAACUAUAUUGUCUCUAAAUGUAUUUACUGUCUUGUUAAUUCACACCUUCUAGACCUUUAAUUCUGCUGCUGCACUCCUGUCCUUAAUCUCAUUUACUUUAAAAUUAAACCUCUCUCCAGAGCUCAUAUUUAAUUACUUUAACAAGGCUCAGUGUGCUGGUUGUGCUAACAUUUCUUUACUACAUAAUAAGACAAUUAUUCCGGUGGAUCUUCCACAGGGAAAAACACCUUGACAUUAAAUAGUCAUGAUGAACAUCCUGUAUUUAUCCGGGUAGAGCGCACUUUGUGGAAAAAAUCCUUUGUGGAGUAAUUUCUCAUUAGGUUUAGUGUGUUGCUUGCUUAUUCAGCCCUUUCACCUGUGUUUUCUAAUAAGUCCACCUUGUUUAUUGCUGUCAAGAUUAAGGAAUUUGUGUUUACUGUUUUGUUUUUUUUCCUCCCCUGGCUGUCCCUUUCGUUUUCUUUUUCUGUCCCUUUAAAGAGUGAGGUGAUGUGUUAGCAGUUUCUCAUGGGAACCCUGAGAAAUGACAGCACUCCUCUCAUGGGAGCGCCACUGUCAUAUGUUAUCAUAUGUUAUGUUAUGUGUGUGUGUGUGUGUGUGUGUGUGUGUGUGUGUGUGUGUGUGUGUGUGUGUGUGUGGCAGAGAAUAUCUACCCUCCCAUGGACAGCAGUCUGGAGUUUACUUGUGUCCAAUCACCAAGGCAGCAAACGUAUGCUGCAGUCAUUAAUCACAAACACACACACACACACACACACACACACACACACACACACACACACACACCUAGAGAGAGAGAGAGAGAAGCCAGCAAAGGCUUUUUUUUAAAGUGAUGCAAGUUAACUGUGUUUACUUACUAAUAAUGUGUCAACAAAUAUCAAGCAAAUGGAAUUGAGCCAGUGAUACAGCAAAGGAAGAGAUGUCGUGUUUUUCAUACAUUAUGCAGUAAAACAAACUCGCUGGCACUCACAGGAAUAAAGAAGCAGGGCAGAGUGAAAAUCUGCCUUCAAUAACACAAUAUUUAGAGGGAAUACUCCAUUGAUUUGACUGUGUUUCAUCUGUGUUCACAACAUGUCACGUGUUUUUCUUUUUAUUCUGUGGAGUGUGUUAAAACACUGAGUUUUUUAACUGCCAAAUACAUCUCAGCAGGAGUUUUUGGUCAUGCUUUAAUCUCCAUUGAAACCAAAGAAAACUGGUGGCAUAUCUGUUUCUCCCUGAGCUCCUCCCACCUUGAGGAGUUCAGGCUGGCAGUAUCAGUAUUAUCACUUAACACCUUCUCAGUGCUUUUAUGCUCUGGAGGAGAAGCAGAGAAAGAAGAAUCUUUUUCAUCUCGCACUGCUGUGACUAUGGCACAAUCAGCUUUUUUUUCUUGUGUCUUUGUCGUUAAUGAAAUAUUUUUGUUUGCAACAGUCACGUGGUGUUGGUGAAGAAACAGUAAUUACUUAUUUAUAACUUUUUUUAAUCUAACUCUACACAAGACUGUGAAGAUGUGCAUUUCUUCGAUAUAGUGACCUUUCCUUGAGUGCUGUUGGUGAAUUAUAGCCUGAUAUCACUUUUUCAUGCUGUUUUGGCCCCUUUGAACACACUGUGGGUGUUUCAAUAAGUGGUGUUGUAGCUGUGAGUAAGAGGUCAGUACAGUAACAAUGGAGUUUACACCUCUACGAUGGCGAGCUGGAGUUCAGGGCCAGCCUUCCAUUACUGAGACUUUCAAGGCUGUAGCAAAUGUCAACGCACAUUGGGUCAAGAGGUCUUCGCAAUCUGAAGGAUUUGUGUGUGUGUGUGUGUGUGUGUGUGUGUGUGUGUGUGUGUGUGUGUGUGUGUGUGUGUGUGUGUGUGUGUGUGAGGCGUGCACUUAAGCAUGUGGGUGACAAAGAAGCUGUGGGAGGAAAUAAAAAAAUGAAGAGCAGAGAGGCUUGUAGUGGGUAGAGAUUGAGUGCUAUUUCCUGGUUUGUGUUUCUCUACUAUAACCCACACGUUAAUUCAGACAUCUUCUCUCAACAGCUUACAAAAGUGUGAGAUCUUUCUUCCUUUUAAUGGAUGCUCUUGCCCUCAUUUGUAACAUCUCGAGGAUGAAUUACCUCAGAAGUCUUUUCACUGAACUCCCUAUCUCUCCCCUUUAACCAUCCUUAGCUGGUCCACCUCCUAGAAUAGCUCUCUCUGGCCGACAUUUUUAUGGAUACGGUCAAUAAUCAUGUUUAUUCCUCAGUGACGGCAACAAGGCUGAGAAUUCAGUCUGAUAUUAAAAGUACUAGAUGUCAAUUUAAUGUUUAAGCAGUGCUGUAAGCAGGGCUUCUUCCUGUCAGGCCCAAUCAAUCAGUGGGUCCAUCUGAGCUGCACUUUAACUCAGCAUCAUUACACAUCAUUACUCUCAUUAAAAACAAGCUGAGAUGAGGUGUUGUUAGCAUGAUUAAGUGGUGUUAUCCAAGAAGGAGGUGUUCAGGAAGGUGAUGUAUUGCCCUUGACUGUCAGUCAUGAAGGUUUUAUUUCUUUAAAAUUGAUAUCAAUCUAUGAUGUUAUAACCAUGCAAUCAAAGAAAGUCUGACGUUUUAGCUUUUAAAAUCUCAGACGUUUUCACUAGUUUUCUUGUAUGAACAUAAACAGCUGUCUUAAUGUGUAUACGGAAGAAAUGCUCCAGCACCAGUUUUCACUCCUUGAUAUUGAUUAUAAAUACUGAAAACUAAGGGCUUAUACUAACCCAAUUUCAUCUUGCCUGGUAAAUAUUUAUACAAAUAUGUACCCUAAAAGCAAUAAUACAGCUUUAUUGCAUAUUCCAGUUUCAUGAAUAUUUGAAAAAGAGCAUUUAUAAAAGUAAAUCUAGAAAAAAAAGGAGAAACCAUUUUAGAGAAGUUCUGUUCACACCAUAACAAACACAACCUUUGAUUCAUAGUUUUCUUUGGUUUUAGUGCCUGGAUCUAUUUCCUUCCUUCGUUGAUAAUUUUGCUCGCAUUACAGACUCAAUGAUAAACACUAAAGGGUCUCCUAACUCUGAAAAACACAGAGCACCAACAAAGAAACUUAGCUGACAGCCCCCUUGGAUAUGAUUUUUCCGCAGAAACAUUCAAUUUAAAGGUUAAGUUUGGUAAGUUUUAUUCUGUAAACUGGGAGGAAAAAGUCUGAUGAUACAACAUGCUGCAAAGGAGGACUACAGCCUCUUCACACCCUUUAAAUCUGGCCCAUCAGAAACACUUCUUUUCACUGUGAAGCACCUGUAUUAGCUCUGACUAAUCGGUAUUUUCUGUUUGCACCACUCUCAUUUAAAUGCAUUUGUUACUUGAUAAUAACCUUGCCUGGCUUAGCUUCAUCUGUUGACAUGUAUUUCCUUGUUUGUACCAGCCUCAAUGCAUUUAUUGUGAUUGUGAAGAUGUAAAACAUCCCUGGUGGCAGUUCUAGUUAAGAUACUUGUGUAGGCUACUGCUUGAGGGGGGGGAAGAACUCAUGUAUAGGGGAUAAUUUUUCAGGGCUAAUAAGUCUUAAAUCGACAAACAUACAUCAUGAUAAUCAACCCUGUAUCUUGGUGUAGCGAUUUGAAUUUGUAAUAAAUGUCUGAAGAUUAAUAAUCUUAAUUGAUGACAUUUAUGCACUCGUUGAAAGGGGCACCACCCACCCUUAAUGGUGGGAAAAAUAAAGAAACAAAAGUUUAAUUCAGAAAUCAAACAUUAAGUCAAUCUUAAAUUAAUCAAUCUCAUAUCUUAAGCCGAAAUUCUCAUUUCAGGGACUCCACUUCUGGAAGAACACUAAGAGACAGGAACUUAGAAAAAUAAUGAUCUGUUUAUCACAGGAUAAAUGAUGGUACAACAUACAUGCAAUAAAUGAGGAUAAGAUAAUGAGGAUAAAUAAUAAUAGGUGAAUUAUUAAAGAUUCUGAGUCAGGCUAGGAGCACUUAAGUUAAUGAUAGUGAGUGAAUAUGCUCUAACAUAUUAACCUACAUUAACUUUGGUGUCAAGCUAAAUUUGGACAUGGAUUUGGAUGAACCUAGGAUUACCAGAAUAAGUGAAUGUCUGAGUUAUGACCGCAUGAGACAGCAUCAGCCCUGUUUGGAGCUCUGGAGGUUUGCAUACUUAAGUGAGACUGGUCCUUGGAGAAGAGGGAGCAGGUACCGAAGGUCUGGGGCUACCGGCUGUUCGAGAGGUUCGGCUCAGAAGACGACCAAAGUCAGCCGAAAGAGAUGGGCCAGGAGUUGCAGUACUCGGGCCCGAAGCAAAAGCCAGCGCUGUGGAUCCUUUGGAUGCUCGUUUGUCUCACUCAAAAACGUAGGCUCACAGGAUGACUUUGGGCCUGUUGGGUGGCGUUUAGAGGUGACAUUGAAAUUACGCAGAUGACUCAGAAAAAGAGGCUCGAUGACCAGUGGAAACUAUUUUUAAAAAAACUUGAAUUGCUAUGCACACAAAAGUUGAAGUUUCAAAACUUGAACUAAGACGAUGUUAAAGAAAAAUCAAUGUGAAUGAACAUGUGGGGUGAAACUUAGAAGACUAAGAAAAAGUAAGGCUAAGUAAAAAGUUAGAGCUAAGAAAAACAAAGAGGGCUAAGCAGUAGAGUAAAGAGGACAAGAGGAAUAAGAGCGUAAGAGAGACUCAGCAACCCCAUUUUACUGGUUUUGUCUCCUUCACACUGGGAGUGUCUCUGGCGUGUGUGAGGAGAAAGAGGAGGGGUCGUGGGAUCUCCAACUGAAGAGGAGACCUUGGAUCUCUGAUUAUUUGAUCUAACUUAUACUUUUGGCUGGUAAAGGUGUCAGAUCUGAUAUUCACUCAAUAUGAUUAAUAUCAUUGAAUGCUUGGUUUCAUGAUGAAUGAUUUGAUACUAAACACAUAUGAAUGAAAUGUAGGAUCACAUCAAACAUUCUCAUUAUGUUUUAAGUAUCACAUUGAAGAUGCUAAAUUACUCUGAAAUUAAACAUGAAAAACAAAUGUGAACAACAAAAGAGUAAACACAUGUGAAUGAACUUCAUCAUGAUUAAUAAUGGAUUCUAAAUACUCACAUUCAGAUUAUUCAAUAGCAUUAUAACCACCUAAUGGUUAAAAUACUAAAUAAAUGAUAAGGAUAUAAACCAAACCUUUCUAAACUAUUUCUGUCACUUAGAGUAAAGUUAUGAUUCCUGGUCAAUAAAUUAAACUCUUAAAAGUUCAUGAAACAGUCUGAAAAGCUGUUGGUCUAAAGAAACUAAAGAAUGAAGGAUUUAUUCUGUUAAAGUGAUAGCUUGGCUUUUGGAGCACAUUUUAACACAAAUUUCAUGAUUAGACAGAUUAGUACAUUGCUGAAUGCAUAAGAUGUCAUGAUCAGUCAUUUGUAUUAUUUCACCAAAGGAAUGCAGUUCUUAUCAGAACAUGGUUGAGCAGGGUUUUACGACCAAGGUCUGGAGGUUAGUGUCCUGCUUCUCAGACCUUUUCUUGGGGUCCGUAUGUUCACACACUUUAAAACUGUAAAUCUCAAAUGGGAGACCUGGAUUAAGGCAUGAAUGAUUAUUUUGAUGGUCAGUGAUGGAGUCAGUUUGAAAGGUAAUAAAGACUCCGUCUCUGUUCUCCGAAUUGACCAAUCAUCAAGAGCCAGAGAUUUCGGUCAACCUCCGGUGGGGUCAGUUAGGUAACCUGAAAGUGCAAACAAGUCUGGAAAGAUUUAUACCAUCCUGUGUCCUGGAACCAGAUAAGAAACCUUUCCUGCGAGGAAUGUGUGAGUUUCACCCACAGGGUUGUCUUUAUUGCUGCAGUCCCCCCUUCAUCACGAUGGUUCUGUCCACGGAGCAUUGGGACGACGAGUAGACAACCAUAAAGCAGCAGCAGCAGGUGUAUGCAGAUAGGACUGAUGCGUCUCAUCGUCACUAUGUGAAUUACUAAUAUCUGCUUUACAAUAACAUCAAGCGUGCAUUACGUUAUCAAAUAAAAUCAUCUAGGUGUUAGACUUAACUAUUGGUAGACUAAUGUGAAAGAAAAUCUCCAAAUGUUCAGUAUUAGUAAGAUUUAGAAAUGCACUAUUUAGUGUGAAUGCUAACUGGAUCUAAAGAUAUAGCUGUUAUUUAUGCCUGCUGGAGAAGUCUGAAAGUUCAAUUUCAGUUUCAAAAAUGGUUAAGACUUAGGUGGAAAAGAAAUGUCUGCUAUAGACAUAAUAAUCAGCUGUGUAUGAGCAUAGUCAACCUGAAUCACAACCUCAAAGAGUUUCAUGCACAAAUAUUUUCUCUUAAACUUUGUUAAACUUGAGGAUGAUGAUUUUUUACGCUGCGAUUUGUGAACAAGAAUUUUGUCUGAAUUCAUUCAAACAAAGACCUCCCACUGUUACAGUGGUUUCCUGUGAUAGGUAGCUAAUCUGUCAGGGGAAAGGAGGAAAUCUGAAUCACAUAUAGUUACUAGAACCUCGUAGAAGACUAUAAGGACUUCAGGAGAUGGAAACCACGACUCGGAGCAUCGCGAACACCAGGUUCAGCCAAAGGCCUUAAAUACAAGCGUACGAUGACGCCAAAAUCGUGCACUUAAUUAUUGGACAGUCAAUACAGAGCAGAAGAAGCAGUCUCACUGCUACCAAGAACAAUGAUGAGUUUGUGUGAGUGAAUGAAUGUGUGAGUUUCACCCACAGGGUUGUCUUAAUUGCUACAUUGGACACUAACGUUAGAGUUAAAACAACUUUAAAGUUAACAAAAAUACACCGCCUGAAAUGAUGCUAAAACCUUCUGCAGAUAUUUUGUCUCACUUUUGUUUGGCUUGGUGCUUCCAACAGAUGCUCACCAGCACACUGUGGUUCUGGAUCAUUGUAACCUCUGUGUCCUCUGCUGGUUUCAGCAGGCAUCCUUGCUUCUGCUGCCAGUGUGCAUGGAGGAGAACUGGGCCGAGUAGGCCCAGAACUGCAUGUAGCCUUAAUGCUAUUAGCAUGGCUGAGUGGGCAGACAAAGUGCUACGGUUUGUUAGCCCGGAUGUGUAUGAUGGAAAGGACAAGACAGCACUAAGUCAGUGAAACAGAUGAGGUAACAUGGCUGUUAGCAAUGUCAAAACAAGACUUCCCUGCUAUUCUGUUUGUAUUCUAUAUUCUCCAGGAUCCUGUGUAAAUGAACCUCACAUUUUGUAUUCCUCCAGUGUACACUCUUCUCACCACUGAACUCACAUUGUGUUAGAUCCUCUUGCCCUCCUGUGUUUCCUCCUCUUAUUUACCACAUUAUGAUAACACUAGUGUUAGCAAAGCAAUCAGGAAAACAAACUUUUCUCCUUGGUAUUACUCGUCUAUUGAGCUCAGUUUGGCAGAAAGCAGCAAGAUCGCAAUGUUUGAAUCAAGAAACCUUAUAAUUAAUUAAUUCUCUCCCCAUAUUUUAGGUAGAGGUGACGCAGCAGAAGGAUGCCGCUGGUGAAGCGCACCAUCGAGCCCAGGCACCUGUGCCACACGGUACUGCCAAGGAACAUCAAGAAUGAGCUGGAGUGUGUGACUAACAUCUCCUUGGCCAACGUGAUCCGCCAGCUCAGCAGCCUAAGUGAGUCACACAAAGACACACACACACACACACACACACACACACACACACACAAAAGACUAGAUAAAAACAUCCAGUAUAAUGGCUUGUCAAGUUUUUAUGGUUUUCUGCUCAUUUCAGGAUUCUUUUUUAUUUAAAUGUACAAUUAAUCUUGAGUUACAGAUUCUACAGAAAACUACCUGGCCUCCAUCUGUGAUAAUCUAAUGAUGUUUUAUUUCUAUAACGGAUACCUGCAUGUACGUGCACCUCAUCAUUUGUGGAUAAAAACAAGUUUACUGCAGAUGCUCGCUUGUGGAAGUGCAGCACAUCUUACAAUUAAGCAACCAGUAUGUGUUUGUGUGCUCUUUGGAGGGUAAAAAUGCAUAACCAACCUCUUGGAUUCUCAAUUAACAUCAGGAUUAUAAGAGGAAAAGAUGUUUAAUACUUUGCAGCAGGGGUCAUUAUUAAAACAGAAGUGCAACUUUUUUUUCUCAAGUGGUUAAGUCUGAAUGCAGGACAUUGUCAGGCCAUGGUGUUACCAUGAUUGGUCAACCAAAAAAUUACAUAGAGGUGGAAAUUACAGUAGGUCUGCAGCACAUAAACCCCUUAUUACAAAGAUGAAUGCACACUUCAGAUUUCAGCAGUACAAAGACCACAGGUGAUGCUACAGAGAUGUGAAGAAGUCCUCCUGGGGAGAUGAGUCAUACUUAAUCAUAUUCCUGCCAAGUGAGAAGUGCAUGUAUGGCACAAACCAGGAGAGCAGCACAAACCCAGAUGUUUGACCCCUGUGCAGAAGAGGAAGUGGCGGCUCUGUUUGAGAAAAAUUUGCUGUCAUGUAAUGGGUCCAUAUCAAUUCUUGUCCUGGGUGAUCCCCUUUAUCCUGUGAUCUGGAUGACAAGAGGGUUUACUGGGUGGUCUGAUGAGAAGUAGCGUGAAAGUAGGUUAUCGUUUUCUGCUGCCUUCAGUCACCUGAUCUUAAUCUAGUUAAACAGAAUAAUGAGGGAUUUAAUGUCCAAAAAUGAGACAAAAUUCAACACCACCACCAUUAUCUCAAAGGUGGGGUAGGCAGGAUCUGAGGAAGUGCCAGUUUUGGGGAGAAAUCCUGAAUGUAAACACUACCCCUCCCAACCAGUUUUCUCCGCGGCUUCACCUCUCCCUUCUGUCUCUGCUCGAACAAGCCCCACCCACAAACAGACGCUCCUGCUUGCCCGUAUCGUUUCAGUUAAAUUCAGAUAUAACGCAGACAUACUUCAGAUAAUUACAAAUGGUGCCCAGUCAAUGUGAAAGUAAAAAGCUUUGGUGCUACUGUAGAUGCCAACAGACGACCAGUAAACACAAUGUUUUAAGGACUUCUACAACUAGGAUAAAGUGGCAUACCCCAGGACCCGAGGUCAACAGUUUAGCAGUGCUACAACACACAGCAGGUCCCGUUUGACAAAAAACACUUCUGUUACAGACACUUGGCUUACUUUGUUAAAGCAGUUUACCUGUCCAGCAGAAAGGUUACAGGGUCCGUAAGACCCGAAGCGUCCCUCAUCAUUGUUGACCCGGCUUCUUAGUUCUUGUCCGGGUGAUCUAUCUCCUUUUUAAGCACCCGUUAUUCUGCCAGAGUCUCCGGUAUUUACUUCUGUGGACAUGCUGCUGGACACAGAGUAGACUCCAAAGUUCAAACUGUAUCACAGUUUUGGAUGAAUGGAACAAAAAAGUUAGACUUCUCCUCUUCCAGUCAAUAUGCAUUUUUCUUCUUUGCUGACUCUGGUAUCAAACAGCUCUCUGUUCAAACAUCCUCAGCCCUCACAUCUCUAUCAGAGCAGUCAGCCUAGUUCUCUUGGGGUUUCCAGUCACAGCUGCACUGACAGCCUUUCUUCAGCUCUUAAUAUCAGUAAUAGCACAUCAUUGGACUUUGAUACUUGAAACAGAGAAAGAACAGCACUGCUUAUCUGAUUGUGUCUGACACUCACUGCAGUUUACUUUACCUGGUUGUUUAGGAAUGGCGAAAUGAAACUUUGGAAUAAGGUCAUGAAUUAUCUCUGCAUAUAGACCUGUUAAAGCUUUGGAAAUAAGCAUAAUUGGGGUUUUCACACUUUCACUUCAGCACAAAAAAAAAUGUUUCACUUAAGAAAUCCAUCAGUGUAAAUAAACAUUUCACAUGUCGUGCGUGCGUGCUUGCGUGCGUGCGCGCGCGUGUGUGUGUGUGUGUGUUUGUGUUCAUGCAGGUAAAUAUGCAGAGGACCUGUUUGGAGAGCUCUUCAAUGAGGCCCACACCUUCUCUUUCCGGGUUAACUCCCUGCAAGAGCGCGUGGACCGCCUCUCCAUCAGCGUCACACAGCUGGACCCCAAAGAGGAGGAAUGUGAGUCCACUAACUUCAGACACACACACAUGCACACAUGCAUGCACAAGGUCUCACGCUUUUUCCUUUCUCGAGUGAGAACCUGAGCUCUACAGAUUCUCUUGCCUCUUCAUUGCACCAAUUGUUGAUGUGCCUCUAUGUGAGUGUGUGUCUGUGGGACUGUGUUUACUGUGUUUGUUCAUGUUUGUGAUGGAGCUCUCCUGUCUGCCCCCCUUUAGUGUUAACGGUUGUUAUUAAAAGAGCAGGCAGCAGAAAUGGUGUCCUUUCCUCCUGGAAAAAGCACAAACACUUACCUCUGUUUAGUCAGAGAUUUGCCCAGGCUGGAUGCUUAUUUAGCCACUAAAAGAGAAAGAAAUCAGACCCGUAGUCAGGCUGUGUUAAUAAUCUGUGGGACUGCCAGGUAAGCUAGGCUAUCCUGAAUGAGGGGGAAAGAGGUAGGGGUUUGACAGGAUGGUGUAGCUAGAGGAGGCUGAAAACUAAAAAGAGAGAGAGUCACAGCGGUGUAAUACCAUGCUCCAAGGCGUCGCAUCGAUUUCCCACAGGCCAGCGGUGUGUUUACGGCUUUGCACAAUGCUACUCUAACUGCUUCCUUGUCACUGACACUAAGACGGAGGAAUGCUCACUGGAUCGUGCUUCGCCGCUUGUGGCUUUUUAUGUGAAUGGAUGCGUGAGCUUUGCUUCCUCCUCACAAGCCUAUGAAUACAAUUUUUUGCAGAAUCAUGGGUUUGUGUUUGGUUUAGGAAAACAGCCCUCCAGGUCCAGAUUACUCACAGAUUGCUCAUCCUUAUCCUCUUUUUGGUUGCAUCCUCUAUUUUCCCCCCUGUCUGUGGACCUUCCUCUUUGUAGCCUCUGUUGUUUUUCUGACAUUUUCCCCUCCUUCUUGCUACCUUCGGCCUCAGCACGCUUCCUUCUCACCCUGUCCCCAUUCUCCAGCCAUGCUAAUUGAAUUAGAGUGUGUUAGAUCAAAUAGUGGAGGUGUGUUGUGCUGUGUGCCUCAGUUUGAGAGUCUAUUUUAUCCUUAAGAGGUUGAAGGUUGAACACUAGUUCAAGUGGAUCCUUCCUGUGUGGAUCCUUUCUGUAUUUCCUGGAUCGCAGAUUACCUGACAGGAAGGCCACAGUUUGUCAGGCUUGGGAACUGUGUUUCUGGGACAUUAAUGAGCAGUACGGGGGGCUCCACAAGGGACAGUGCUGGUGCCAUUCCUGUUCACACUGUACACAUCAGACUUCAAAUACAGUACUGAGUCCUGCCACAUCCAGAAAUACUCAGAUGACACCGCUAUUGUGGCAUGUAUCAGGAAUGGACAAGAAGCUGAAUACAGAGAUCCGAUAAGAGCCUUCAGUGACUGGAGUCACAAAAACUGCCUCCUCCUCAACACCUCAAAGACAAAGGAGAUGGUCAUAGACUUCCGUAGAUCCAAACCCUCUCUUCUGCCAAUGAACACCUGUGGAGUGGACAUUGAAGUGGUGACAUCAUAUAAAUACCUAGGUGUACAUCUGGAUAAUAAGUUGGACUGGUCUAGGAAUAUAGACUUCAUCUACAGAAAUGGGCAGAGCUGCCUCUUUUGCCUGAGAAGACUCUGAUCAAUAGACAUCUGUAGUAAGACGCUGCAGAUGUUUUAUCAGUCUGUGGUGGCAAGUGUUCUGUUCUACGCUGCAGUCUGCUGGGGAGGAAGCAUCAAACACAAAGAUGCAAGACGUCUUAACAAACUGGUGAAAAAGGCUGGAAGGUGGAGACUAUUCUCAAGAACAUGGAUCACCCACUUCACAACACCUUGAUGGACCAAAGGGCAAAUGGUGGUGGACGGCUCCUCUCUCUUGGCUGCAGGACAGAAAGAUGUAGAAGAUCUUUUGUACCAACAGCCAUCAGGCUUUAUGACUUUUAUGUAAAUUGGAGAUAACUUUAAUAGACAUAUUACAUGAGACAACAGACAAUUGAAUUUCCCUUCAGGGAUCAAUAAAGUUCUUCUUCUUAUUCUUCUUAUUCUUAACACAUUCCUCUCACACACAGACAGUAUUUCUUCUGCACAAUUAGACUUGAUCUUUUUAGACACACAUCUCUUGGACAGGAGAUCUUUACCUCAUUCCAGCAUAAGGCGUCUUGUUCAUAUUCAUGGGAUCUCUCUGUGUUUGGAUGCAGACUUGGAGGGAUUUUGUGAGUGUACUUGUGCAUGCAUCUGCUGCAUUCGCUCAUGUGGUCUUAGCAUUUUAUCUCCCUUCAUAAAUAAGCCCUACUGUCCCCCCACUUUUAGCCUCAGGUGCCAGUGUGGGAGACAGUGGAUAAGGAUCAGCUCAGUUGCAGUUAAAGUGUGCAGUGGGGGAGGAGGAAGAGAAAGAGAAAUGGAAGGAUAGAGAGAUGGGAGCAUAAAACAGGGCACUGCAGCAAAAAGCACCGAAGUGUAAAAGGAUUGUACCGCAGAAUUUUCUGGGCCAGGUUGAGAAAGCCUCCUCUUCAGGUUACACAGAUUUCCGACUCAGUUCAACUCCUCCACAUGCAUUUACAGCCAAAUAAAGUUGUCUUUGAAAUGGAAACCCUGCUACUCCACUUCUCUUUCUCUUAUUCAUUGAAAAUCUAUCAAAUCAAGCGGCAGCGGGGGUAGUGUGGUCGUGUGCAUUUGGCAGAACUUUACCAGAACAAGUCAGAUAAAUGCAAGAAAAGAUGGUCAGUUCUUGGAAAAGAUGGUUUCCUGUUUUUACCCUCACACUUUCAAACACACACUCUACUGUACACAGUUUAAAGUGUAUGCUUUUAGCACAAGCAUAUGACCGGCCUUGUAAUUGUCUGUGUGGGUCUGUGGUCAGCCAUUGAGGAGUGAAGGAGAGGGGAAUGAGUGCAAGCAGGGGGAGGCCAUAAAUCAGGACCAUGAAGGGAUAGAGAGAUAGGAGGAUGAAAGUCGGGAAGGCAAAAGAAGAGUGGAGCAAAUGAUGAGAAAUUCACAAAUACUGCUUUUUAGUUCCUUAAAACCCCUGAUGACAUGGAAGAACUGGUUACCAGUUGAUUAAACUUAGUCCAACUUAAUCCAAUGUAGACUGAAUGAAAUCAUGAAAGCUAAUCGCUGCAGAUUUGUUUUUUUAUUCACAGGACUGUUCACUCUUAUAGCAGGAGAUAGCAGUCACAAGUGCAGCAGUGUUUUGAUUUGUUGUUUAUAAUAUUCAAUAAAUUUACAACCAACUGUUUGAUUUUGUGCUGUUGUGCAAUAUACAAGCAACAAGUCCUUUUAAGUCCUUGUUAGAGUUUUGCUGGUCAUAGCUGGUUUUAACAUCAAAAGUAUGACUAAAAUAAAGACAUAUGUAGUGUUGCCCACAAUAAUGACACUGUACCAGUGUGGCAGGGCAGGUCUAACAUCAAUGAACACUGCACUCCUCUGUCUUUUUGAAAAUGACUGCAGGUUGAUGGUUCUUUUCAUGUGGUAGUUUGGAAUGUUUUCUGCAGCUUGUUGCUGUCCUUGAACUCUGCACUCUCUUGGUUUAAUGAUGUCUUUGAUACUGAGCCCACAUACACCAGGCUCACCUGGCAGGAGACAAAACUGCAAGUUGAACUGUCUCGUUUUUCCAGUACCCAGAUAUCUUGUGAUCACCUUCAUUUCUUACAUAAACUUGUAGCUGUAAUUACAAUCAUAAUCACUGCAAGAUUUAACUCACAAAAGGAUAUUUAAUCCACUAACUUUUAUUCAACUUUGGCGUGCAUUUUACUGCCUCUCCAUUAUUUCUUCCCCAGCUUGAGGGACUCUUGAGCCUAAAAAAAGUCCUUUUCACUCUUCAUAGAUUUUCAGCAUUUUCAGCCCUUAAGAAAGCAGCUCUCUGAAGGGGUUAAGUGUUUUGUGACAAACUUUUUUUCUUAAAAAAAAGAUCCAGUGUUGAUUUGCAGGAGAAGGUUUUGGAAAAUGCUGUGAUUCUUAAAACUCUACCACAAGGCAAAGUCUGACAAAAGUAAACAUGCCAAUGAGCCGAUGCAACAUCAGCCAUCGUUAGAAACUAGAUUAUCGUAUUGUAAAAAAAAAAAAAAGACAAAAUAUCAGGUGAUGGGGCCACUGUGCAGUUUAAAUUGUUGUUGGUAGUUAAAUACAACUGGAACAAAGUUUUUAAGAAUGUGCAAUUCUCAGGCGUCUCUACACUUAAGAGCUCAAUUUAAACUUCCCUGUAAAAUCAAAACUGCUGUGAAUGAAGGAAGUCUGAUCCUGAUUCCAGUAGUUGCUCUAAUCCCACCCUGUACCCCCUCAACCAUCAGACAAGCCCUGUGCAGCUUAGCUGUGUUUGAUCAGAGGUAAAAUACUGUUAUAGACUCAGAGGAUUCAGACUGGACUCUGCAGUGAAAUAUCUUUUCUUCGUUGAAAGCAUAAGGACACACAGUGUUGGGUGAUGGAUGAUAUGACAGAUGUGUAGCUGAAGGUUGCAGAGAGAUGAAGAGAUGGCCCGAUGAUGAAUGCAGUGUCAUUGGUACUGCAAGGGCUGAGGUCAAGAGUGUUUUAUCACAUAAAUUUAUACAUGUUCAGUCUGAUGAACACACAUUUAAUGCACACCCAAACCUUGUCCACAUCCUAUCUACCUUUAAGCCUUGAAACAGGAUAGUCCCUCUCUUUUUGCCCUUUAGACCCCCAACUCCCCCUUUUCCCCAGCAUUGUUGUCCUCUUCUGCCCACCCCCCUCCCUCUGAUUGAUCUCUGUGCUCCCUCCAUCUUCAUCGUGGAUGCUAUUUGUUUGCUGUCAUCAACCCCCCCCCCCCCACACCCCACCCCCACUUGGAGCCGGCCAAACUAAUGGCCUGUAUCCCCUAUUUAAUGGCACCGUUAUAUCACUGCACUGGCUGCAGGCCAUUGUGGAAGGCCACAAAGCCCCUGCCAGUCCCUCAAAAAUUUGCUCUGAAGUCAAUGGGACAAGACAAAAAACAGCAAUCAUUAAAGUUUUACAAAUAUUCACUGCUCCAAUUCAGUUUUUUGUUUUUGUUUUGUAUUUUUGUUUUUUGUAUAAAAAAAUACUUGAAAAAGGAAUGUUUGUUGUGGGUGUGCUCCCUGUUGAUAAAAUCACAAUGCUACCAGUAUUAAUGAUAAAUCUCAGGAGAAUCUCUUCAUAAUGUGCGCACCCCCACAGUCGCCGUUGUGGUCCUUUCAAAAUUUCCUAGAGGGAAUUUUCUCUGUUUUUGUCCUUUACUGAUUGUUGAACCUCCUUGACCCUUAUUUCCACAGCUUUUCUCAUUUCUACUCAUUUCUUUGUCUCAUUUUGUUGGAGUCUACUGCAGUCAGGAAACGGUGACCUUACUAACUAAAUACAAAUGUACAAAAGUGCUUCAGGCUCUCUUCUCGGCUUAGACUCUGUUCUUUUUCCAUUGAUUGACUGUAAAGUUUGUACUGUGCUGUGCUAAGAUGUGUCAUUAUUUGCUUUCAGAAUUUCAAAUGAUCUACAGAAAAGUGUGCUCAGAAGGGAUCCAGUUUAAAUGCUUUCUUUUCUCCAACAUGUAAAUGGUAGUGACAUCCUGGGUUAAGGUAAAAACUAAGAUGAGAUUUCUGUCAGCCUCUCCAAACGUAGAAUAAUAAUAAAACAGGGAACAAAAGAGUGUGUCCUUGGGUGCCACAUGUAGACAGUGAGAACAAUGAAAAAGAAAGAGAAAUGAACAAAAGUGCUGUCAGUUGUGUCCAGAUGCACCACAUACAAGAGGAAAUAUUCACUUAGACAUUGAUUCAGUUGAACUCCGGACGAGCAGGGGAAAAUGAAAGAAAUAAGGCAAGGAGCAUCCUUGGCCUUUAGCAAAUAUGAUUACACAUGCUUUACAAAAGCAAUUAAAGAGCAGCAAGCUCAACUUUAUUUAAGAGUACUACACUUUUUUAUGCUUUGAAAAAUGCUUGAAUUGCUCCAAAAAAGUCUUCUUAAGAUAAAAGCACAAAAGCUUCACACUAGGAAGGAUUGUAAGCAGAAAUUACUACAAAAAGUUAGUAAGAGUCAUCCACUUUUGAUCUUUUGCAGUUAAUGUUCAAAUUUUUAUUAAUCUUUAAGGUAAUAAAAUGCCCUGAUUUAAGGUGCCCUUUUAACUCAAAACAAAGUGAACGAACCAAAAACUGUAAAGCAGUGAGUUUGAGGACGAACAUUCAUGACGUGUCCAAGAACGAUACGGUGUAUGGAGUCAGGAGAAAACAUAAAGGAGAAGGCCAAUCAUGACAAAGAAGGAUCUACCCCCAUUCUAUGUUUGGACUAUGAGCCAUAUCAACCAAUGUUCUCAUGCAAGAUGUGUGUAGAAACUCAAACCAACAACAAUGAUUCUCAAGGCACCAUGAGUCACCUGAAGUCGAACACUUCCAGUGAAGAUGAGGCCCACGGCUCAAAUCUGGACUAUAUAUUCUCCUGAAGCAAAUAAAGCUUUAAAGUUAUCUCUUUAAUAUCUUUGGGUGUGAGUAGAUACUGCAAAUCAAUGUGCAGAAGAAGGAUUUUAUUCCAGUAUAAAAGACACAGUCUCGUGAUUUACACUGUGUUCAGCAGAGCCCCUGUGUGUAGUCUCUCUGCAGUUGUGUAGUUCUUUGCACUCUUGCUUGCCAACAGCAGGAUGGCAAAUUUAAUUGAUAUAGAGAUGUACAUUGGUCACUAAGGUAUACAGGACAUUGCUCACCUCGUCAAUGAAAUAAAUGGUUUUAAAAUCCAAACUUAAACAUCAAUAUCACACAUUUUUGCCAUUUGUAUGGCAUCGUGUGAAAGAGAGAAACUCAAAACGAAUAUUUUCUGAUAAUCAUUCAUCCAAACUAAUUUCCCUUUUGCUGGAGCAUAUUUAUAGGCUUAUUUGUGUACUUGGUAUCAUAAUGUGAAAUGACAUGAAGGCUGUAGGGACAGAGGAUUUAAUUCAAUUCUUUUACUCCUCUAUUAUGUGAAGAAUAUGCCUGUUAGCUCUGCCAAACCAUUUGGCAACCAAAGUUUCAAUAGUGUGUCGCAAAGUUUCCUCAUGAAGACUCUAGCAAUUAUGCAGAUGCAGAAGGCUAUAAUUUGACAGUUAUGACAGACAUCCAGAAGCAUUGUGGGUGAUGACCGACAAGCAUUUGUGAGACCACAGUGAUGGAGGCAAAUAUUAGUCAAAGAAAAACCAAGAUGAUGACAGGGUUGUUGCACACAUUACAUGUUUUUACCUCACAUAGUUGCAAACACUGAAACAAGUUUGCUUUAAAGUUAAGGAGGUAAUCUCUGUACUUUGUUUUUGUCAUGUUCUGUCAGCAUAGAAUUACAUAGUUUAUGCUUACUCUGGUGAUUUGACAGAGUUUGUGAAUACAGGAGGGGGAGCACUUUAGACUCUGUGCAGAUAGAAAAGGAACAAACAGCAAUCAAGCUUACACAACAAGGAAGAAGAAAGGAAGGAAAAGGUGGAGACUGAGAGGACUUGAUUUAGGGCUGCAGGACGGGAAAUAUAGGGCAGCAUUUGCAUUAAAGUUCAACAGGAGAAAGAGGGCGAUGCAUCUGCAUGCUAAGAGGCAGCCCAGCCUGCUCCUUUUCUUAUCUUCAGAGUGUGGGACUGCAUCUCCAAGAGGAGGGGAGAAGAGGGGGGAACAUUUCAUCAUUUCAUUUCCCUGAAACUUUAAGGGAAGCAUAAGGUGUGUGUGUGUGUGUGUGUGUGUGUGUGUGUGUGUGUGUGUGUGUGUGUGUGUGUGUGUGUGUGUGUGUGUGUGUGUGUGUGUGUGUGUGUGUGUGACAACAACUCCUUCACCUCUAUUUGCUUGAGUGUUUUUCUAGUGAGAUGCCAGAGAGAUAGAUAUGAAAGAUAUGAAAGAGAGAGAGAUAGAUAAACUCUCUACCACUCUCUGACUGAUAAGGAGCUUCACAGGCUGAGAUCAGAGACUGCUACACACACACACACACACACAGCCUUACAGCCUCUUACAAGCUCACUUAUUCAUUCACAAAUGCAUACUCUCACAUUUCUCUCAUUAGCUGAAUGCCUUCACUAAAUGGAUGUAAUUGGUAGUUCAGCUGAAUAAGUGACAUUUUGUAAUUAGGGUGUAGAACAUCAUGUUAAGAUAUCCAUCUGAGUGUGCGUCUGAGUGAUCCUUAGUGUGUUUUUGUGUAUGUGUGUGUGUCUGCCCACAUUGAUUAGUGCCUCUCUCUCUCUCUCUGUGCUCUUGCCUGGCAGAGGUUUACAGCCACCUCACUCUGCCUCAGAUGCGUCCUGACACACACUUAUGCACUGCCGCUCUUGUUUGUCGCCUUUGCACGUACUUGUCACAUAACAUGACAGCUCCUCCGCUGUCCAAAAAUGCAUUUGGGCAGCAGGACACAGUGUUCCUUAUGUCUAACACUAAAUGAUGACUCACAGGUCAGCCAGUGGUGUUUUCUGGCCUUGUAAAGAUGUUUAAUGUGUAAAGCAGUUGGCUUGAAGAUUUACUCUCAUUUGUAAGCAGAUUGGAAAAGAGUGUCGGUGUCAGCUUCCCUGAUCUUCAUCCUGACCUUCGAAUGGACAGGAAGUGAGGCGAGAAGCAAAAUGCCCUACAGGGAUCCCCAAAGCAUCGCUUUAAUGUUCAUAUCUCCUCUCACACAUCUAUAUACCCAACUACCCAUAAUCCUUAACCACUUUUUCUUCUUUGAUCUCACCUUACAGAGUGAAAUUCUCCAAAAAUCGUUACUAGACCUUAACUGUUUUGAUAGUUUGAUAUAGCUUCCCUUUCAUUUAUUGAGUGUUUGUACUUCACAAGUUCAUUGCUAAAAUUCAAAGCCUGACUAAAAAUGAGACAAAUAGUGUAACACCAAGAGCUUCAAGUUUUAAACCAGCUAGAAAAAAAGCUAAUCUAGUAGAUACAAGUUUCAAUGAAUAGUUCAAUGACAGCAUAAAGAAAACACAGACUAACUUCAUCUUUCAGCUCUGACGUAACAAAUAAGUAAUUAUGAGGUACUUCUCUUUUGCAGGGAGAGGGUCGUAAUAACUCCUCUUAGUUUUAGCUUGGAACCUCUUCUUCCAGACUCAAGGACCCUGAUUUUCAAGUGAGAUACAAAUUUAGCUUUCAUCUGAAAAGAGGACUUUAGACCACUGAGUAACAGUCUAGUUUUUUCUUCUUAGCCUCGUCCAGAUGCUUUAGACAUCUUCUCUGCUUCAGGAGUGUCUUGACAGUAGAAAAACAACACUUGUAGCUUAUUUCCUGAAUAUGUCUCUGAGUGUAGUGGUUCUUGAUGAAGUCUACUCCUUGUGGAGCUCCCCGAAGUUCUUGAAUCACUUUGUUGGACCAUCCUCUCAAAGCUGCACUCAUCCCUGUUGCUUGUGCACCUUUUCUUCCCACACUUUUCCAUUAACAGGCUUUGUAACAGCACUCUUUGAACAGCCAGCCUUUUCAGCAAUGACCCUCUGUAGCUUACUCUCCUUGUGGGGGGUAUCAAUAAUUGACUUCUUGACAACUGUCAAGUCAGCAGUCUUCCCCAUGAUUGUGGUUGUGUGUACUGAGCCAGAGUGAGAGGAUAAACUUUAGCAGGUGUUCAGAGUUAUUUAGACGAUGACAGCUCUGCUUAGGACUGAAAUCACCAACAAGGAUAUUGGACUUUCCACAAUAUUCUGAUGUUUUGAGAUAGAAUAUUUUUGAUUUUCAUAAACUGCAAACUGUAACAAUCAAGAUUAAAACUAAGAAAGUUUUGAAAUAUUUCACAGCAUGUGUGAUGAAUCUAGAAUAUCUUGAAGUUUCUAAGUUUUGAAAUUAAUUAUGUGGGGGGGGGAACCUCUUAUUUUUUAGCUACACCUGUUGAUCUGUGUAAUCUCAAUACACAAAAAUUUCAUCCUGCUCAUUUUAACAGCCAAAUCUUUCAUAAUAAAGAAUCUUUGCUGUGGAAUGUAGAACAAACAGACCAUAUGAGCAGCAUGCAGCUAACCACGGUCUGACCCCUCCUGCCCCUCCUAGACAUCAUCAACAAAAAGUCUUUCUUUUCAAGGUCAUAGAAACUUUAGUUUUGAUUUCAGUCUGUUUCAUAAUGAGAUGAAAGCUUUAAAUUGAGCUUCAAUGUAAGUAGAACAGAAAGUUCAGCAGACAGACAGACAGAGUUUUUGCUUCCAUAUUUGUUUAUUCAUGGAUCUUUGUUGUGACGGAGCAGCAGCAUCACUGACUGCAGGGAGCACACACACUAUCAGGCACAUUUGUUUCCCCCUCUCUGCUGGUGUUUCUAAUCAUUCAGUAAACUUGGCCUGCACUAUGAAACAGAACGAUAUGGAAAAGUGAUGGCAAAAGUACAAACUUCAGGGCUCUAGUUUGAUGUCAGCAUGCAUGUUCAUAUGUUCACAACAUCCCCUUGGCUGCAGGAGAUGUACACCUGUGGUGUGCCAUGUCCUGUUUAUGUGUUUAAAUGAGGAAACAGAGAUAUUUUUGUGUGCAGCAUUGCUUACAUGACAGAGGAGGAGAUUCAUUCUUUUGCUUAUUUGUUGUCUCUGAUCUCAUUUUUAAUUUGCUCUUUAUGUAUAAUGUUGAGACUAUGGGGCACAACAACACAGUGUAGUAUCAACCCUCUGUUAGUUUCCUCUUGUCAUUCCAGUAAAAUACUGUAUGUAUACAGUAGUAUGUGCAUGCCUUUGACAGUAUGUGUUUGGUGUUUAAAAUGCAGAUUAUAUAUUUCUCCCUUGUGAUGUCUUCGAAGUUAAAUCCACCCUCAAACUCCUCUCAGGUUACCUCAACGCUCUCCUCGCUCCUGCUUUCUUUGAUUUCCCCUAUAGAGUAUCAUACUGUUUGUCUGUUUGUUUUCUGCCACACCUCUUUCUUGUUGUUUCUUUACAUUUCUUUGUUUUUUUUCUGUGUUCUUGGCUUUUCUAUUUAUGACAAAGUAUCAAAACCCUUCCCUGCUCCUUGAUUAUGUUUUUCCAACUAUGGAUCAAUCAACACGUCAGAGUAAAGUGGUGUGAUUUCUUUUCAGAAAAACACUCUUUUUCCAGGUUUGUUUCCUCCUCUAUAUGUGACUUCAACCUUGGAGAAUUUUUUUGCUAUUUUAGCCAAAUUUGUAACAUUGUGAUCUCAAAGAAUACCCGGUAUUUUUCCUUUGAAUUGACCAUUUUAAUCUCAUUACAUUUCCAGAAUUUGCACAACUUUAAACAUACUGGUACUACUUUUGUAUCUCAAACUGCAGGUUCUACCUUGCUUUAUUACACCCUGAAUCCUGGAUAUUUUCACCUCUUUAACCUGCACAGUCUGUCUUGCAUUACUUCUAAGAGUUUCCCAGGGUGUUACUUCCUAAACCUUUGCUCACCGUUAAAACCUCAUUGCCUCAGGUGCCUGACCUUUAUUUCAGUGCCUGUUUGUAAGUCAUUACCCACCCGUAGUGCUGACUAAAGAGAUCUACUUACUGUAUGUUUCAGGAUAUAUUUUCAUUUUCUGUGUGUGUUUUUUGUGUGUGGCAAAGCUAAUGACAGAAAACUGUAACAGUACUUGUCUAUAUGCUACAUGACUUUGUCACUCUUCCCUCUGGGCAGAAGAAAAAUGUAUCCAUUUGUCUCUUCAUGUAUAAUUCAGCUCUGGUUGCAGCACUCUGAAUUUCUGUCCAAGACUUUUCUCCUUGGCUUGAGCAGAUUGAGGGUUAGCCUGAGUGUGGUUGUGUUUCCUCCUUCCCCUCAGCUAUUUCUCCAGCCUGUUUUUCUGAAAGCUUCAGCUGUGCUGUGAGGAUUUCCUCCUGUUACUAGUUUGCCCCAUCAAAGUUUCAGCUCUCUCUGCGUCAAAGUGUCAGAGACAUGACCUCAGCCUUGUGCUGCCAAACUUGUUUAGCUUUCUGUCCGUCACGCACUCUGCAGAAAUAAAUCAUGGGAUGAAAUAACCCUCUUUUCUGUUUUCUCCAUCUUUCCCUCUUUUCCUCAGUGUCUCUACAAGACAUCACCAUGAGGAAGGCUUUCAGGAGCUCCACCAUUCAGGACCAGCAGUUGUUUGACCGCACCUCGCUGCCUGUCCCGCUGCAGGAGACCUUCCAGACAUGCGAACAGCCGCCACCGCUCAACAUCCUGACGCCAUACAGGUCUGAAUCCUGAGCAAUCCACUACCUCUGAAAAAAGUGUUUUUUUGGGGUUUUUUUUGUUUGUUUUUUAGUGUGUUGGAGUAUUUUAUAAAAGUCUGUGCUGAUGUGCAUCUCACAGUUCCAUUUUCAGGUGACACAGUCUAUUUAAACAGUGUACUGCAUCAGCUAGAACAGCCCACUAGUUCACGAUUUAAAAUUGAGUCCACAAGGCCUGUGAGGAUUCACAGUCCCCCCUUGUAAUCUAUGACCUUUUGUAUAUUAUGCUUUUUCCUUAUACAGAAUAAUUCAUGUGCAGGUAUGGAUGGCUGUAAAAUGCUGAAAAGAUAGCACAACUUGACUGGCUUUCAAAGUGUACAGAGAGGAAGAGUCUGAGGUCUGAAAGGGUCAAAACAGCGGGAAUACUUGGAGUAUAAAGAACAACUUCAUUCUUAGGCUGGUGUGUUUGUUUGUGGCCUUCAUCAGAGUCGAAUACUAAAAAGGUGCUUCAAAACAGUCUUUUAGUUUGCAAUCUCAAGGCUUGACUGGGAGCUGAAUUAUCCAUGAAAGACUCUUCCUCCUGAUUUCGAAACGGUGCUUACAUGUAAAAAUUAGCCGACACUUUUUGUUCGAUACAAGACAUCAGGAGACAAGAAUAUUUGCUGCUCAGAGUUUGUUUUUUUGUUUUUUGCUUUUUUUGUUGCUGUCAGUUGGAUUUGGAUCCAUUUUCUUUAAAAGGAAAAUCAUCAACAGAGGUCUCCAAUCACUCUACCCUUUACACAAACAGCUUAGGAUGUUGAAACCAGAACCAGAGAAGUAAAUUUCCUUUAAACUGGGCUCUGUGACACGCUUUGGGAUCUUCAAGAGUAAGUUAAACUGCCUCUGUAUGUCAUCAGUGUUUUCUGACAAAGUGCUCUACUGAUUUGUUUUAACAGCCCAACUGUAAUUGUCUGGCCUGACAUCUAUACCCUUAAAGCUGCUACAACAAUUUAAAACUAUUAUAGUUAUAGAAAAAGUUGAUUCUGUUGCUGACAGUCUUGUUUACAUUUGUAGGUCAGAGGUACAACUGUUUAUUUCACACUUUCAUAACCAGCUAAUAACUCCUCAGAGGAGCUUUAAGGACAAUAGUGAUGCUCAUCAUAAUGCACAGUCAUCUCCUAUGGAUUCAACCUUUUAUUUAUCUCAUACUUUUUCUAUUUUGGUGUGCUGGUUGGCAAGUUUUUACCACUGGCAGGUUUAUGACCCAUCUCUCCUGACUGUUAAGGUUGAGUCUAGCAAGAGGUGGCGUCCUCUCAAGAUAAAUAAUCCAUCAAAAACUCCUCUGGCUAGCACUUUCCCUUUUGACAUCCCAGUCUUCUGGCCAGCAGCCCCCUCACACCAUUCUUUUUCCCCCCUUUUCUUCUCAUACGUUUUUUUUUUUUCUCCUGCAGCACCUUAGCUGACCUCCUUCUGUAAUGCUGCUACCCUGACCAAGCCAGUUAGAGAAGGUUACAGCUCAAAAACAACCUUUGUGGUAUCACACACACACACACACACACACACACACACACACACAAACUUCAGAAGGACAGGUGCAGGUGUAGGCCGUGGUAUUUAAAUGUGUCGCCUCAGUGUUUUUUAACCUCAGGGGCUUGACAUGGCCCAGACCCAGUAAAAUGGCAGGUGAAAAUGUUGUACUUGCUGAAUCCCCAAUCUUACUGCAUAUUUCCUCUGUGUGCCGCCUGAAGGACAGGGAGCUUUUCCUGAAUAAAACAUGUUUAUUGUGAGCCUAAAGGUCAGUACAGCGUUUGGCUGGGAUUGCUCUCACCUUUCUUGAUAACAGCUGUGGGAUCAGCCUUUAGCCAGAGGUCCAGAUGAGAGGAUUAAGUGUAAGCACCAAUAUGAAUAUGAGACAAACAGCAAUACUAUGUCUUUGUGUGUUAACUUCAGGGCUGCCUCUGGUAAGAAAAAAAAAAAAAGGGGGAACAAACCUUACAAAAAUUUGUUAUUUGAUCCAUUUCCAGCGAUAAUAACACCUUUUUUUUCCCAUUGGAAGACAAUAUAAAGAGUAUUGAACUGUUUAUCUGUACAAGAUGGACUGACAUUGACCAACAAAAGAAAACCUGGCCAUCAGUAACAUCGUUUUUUUUUUUUUUUUUUAACAUUUUACACAGCAAAUAUUCCCAAUUAGUGAUAAGUUUAGCUACUAUACAAAAGGAAGGAUUACUCAUGUACAGGACAACAUCAACAAAGUAAAAAAGUAUGGCUUUGUCCAUGGGGGGGGCGCCAGAAUCAACAUAAACUCAAAGUUCAUCACAAGAACUUAAAAUACCAUCUACAGCAGAAAGUGCAGAUUUACCAGACUUUAGAAACACCAACUAGCAAACAUUGUAUACUGAAACUGAUUUUAACACUUACUGUAUUUAUUACAAUUACCAUUUCAGAAGUGUUAUGACCCUAUUUCAUAAAACAUUACUAGCAUGAGCAUAAGAGAUCAGCUGGAGGUCUAGACUGAAGCGAAGCUAUGUGCCCUGGAUCAGGGUGGCAUGACUUAUGCACUCACACACAUGUACACCCAAGUUUUAUGUUGAGUUAGUUUUAAGAUGUAUUAUAGAAGGGUGAACAGAGCUAAGCUAGGGCUGGGCAAUCAAUAGAAAAGUAAUCAAAAGCAACAUCCAUCCUCUAAUCAAUGUUCAUUAGUUUUUAUUUUUCUAUUGUAUUCAAAUCCAUUCUUCAAAACUACCACCAGGUAGAGGUUGUACUAUGUUUACUCCUCCUUGUUUAGUCAGUGGCAUGCACACAACAUGGAAAUGAACUCAGACACUGAGCCAACUGUUCCUUUUCAACUAUUGAAUUUCAUCUGUGUGAACCGAUUAACCACAAUCGCAUCACCAAAUAUCAACAGUGCAUACUCCCAAAAAAAAGAGAGACUGACAAGCACUCAGCAACCAGUUGUAAUCAAGGUUAAAUGUUUGGUUAAUUGUGUUAUGGUACUCAGAGCUCAAUAAUACCUGGAAUUAACAAUGUUGGUCUGAGGUUGUUAGCGGAGUACAAACUUUACUACACUCCUGCUCUCUGUCCAGCUGUCAUAAUUCCAAACUGCAUUUUUUUUUAAGCAGUGACACCCCCCCCUUCACACACACACACACACACACACACACACACACACACACACACACACACACACACACACAAACCCCUAACCCUGUCCAGUGAAAAAGAUGUGAGAUAUUUUUUCUCUACAGCAUAUAAAAAACCAACUGUAGAAGCUAAGCCAUGCUUUAAGCUACUGAGGCAUUUCAAACAGGAAACCUUCUUGAUGUGCUGUAACUUUACCUUAUGGAUGAAUGAGAGUCCAGUUGAUUGCUGUUUAAGAUGCAAAUAAGCCCAUUUAUUUGACAUCUGAUGCCUUGAUUCACAUUCUCACACAAACAUUUCAAACAUGCUUCACCGCGUCCUAGCGUCAGCGUCAGCAGUCAAAAACUGUUUCCCCUUGCUCCGGUAGGAAACACCCUUAGACUGUAUAUACUAUGGACAACUUGGUUCCGCCUACCGCCUGUAUACGGAUUUGAAGCCAAAUAGCUCUUGGUAUUUCUGGGAUUUUUCUUCAUUUCCUGAAACCAGCGCUGCGCAGUAGCAAUACGCGCAUUCGGCUGCGCAGUCGCAGAGAGUCGCUGUGAUGACGCUCGGCUCAAAUAGCGUAUCCUCCGGGAGAGCUACGCAAUCCCUGAACGCCCAUAGGCUGUAUCAAGUGUCAUAGAAAACAUGAACCCCCUAAUAACUUUUAAAAAUGGAGCUUCACAGAAAAAAAAGGACUUGAGCACAAACCAGUCCUUCAAUAACUACAUGUCAACAUCACAAGCAGGGGGGAGAAAAAAUUAUGUUCUGUGUAAUAAAUUUCUAAAGUUUGUCCACAGCCCUGUAAGCUUUGCUGGCGGAGGCGGGAUUUAUGACCUAUACUGCAACCCAUCAACAGAGGGUGCUGUUCUCAGAGUGGCUUCACCCAGCAGGGAGGCAGACUCUGUCCAUUCUAUAUACAGUCUAUGGAAACAUCUAACAAGCCCCCAAAGGUUCCCACCCUAUAUAGGCUGACCCGUCACAGUUUACCGUAGAUCUGCUCUUACACCAACAACAGAAAAUGUAUCACAUUAAAAUUCAGAGCAACAGUCCAAACAGUUGAUUUUUCAAACAUUUCUCAUGGUUGUGAAUUGCACCUGGCUGUAGGCACAGAGAGAUCUGGAGUGAAACAGCGUUUCAUUUAAAGUUGUGUUCCCACAUACAUGAAUAUUUUUGUCCCUUAGAUGACUUUCCUCUCAUCAGAAAACUGCUCUCUGCCUUUGAGAAUCAUGAGGUGUCAGACAGACGUACCUACCUACCACUCACUCUAUUAGAAUCUGUUGGAUGUUUUCACAGCGAGGAGCCUCCCAGGAGACUUUUCUGCAUACCUCUCCUCCCUUUUCCUCAUUUUUUAUCUCUCUUCAUUUCCUUUUUUUUUGUGUUUGUCUCCUCUGUUCUUUCGAUUUUCUUCCACCUCCUUCUUGCCUUUGCUUUCCUCCCCCCUGUCAUUUUCAUCCAAUUUCAGUCCCUCCUCUUGUCAUUUUGUCUCCACUCUUAUACUUUGCUCUCCUUUCCCAACAAUUUUCCUCUGCUUCCUUAAUUUUCUUCUUCACUCUUUUACUUGAUUUUUGAACCUCUUCUCCUUUUUUUUAACUCUUUUCCUUUUAAUUUUCCAUUCAUUUUAUCUUUAUAGCUGUUUUCUCUACCCUUGCUUUCUUUGUCCCUCCUCGUCUUAUUCUCCCGUCCCUUGCUUAUCACCUUAUCCCUCUCCCCUCCGCUCCUCUUUUCUCUCCUAUUUAUACUUCUCUCCUUUCCUUUGCUGGGCUCUCUUAAUCUUAUUCCCUUCUUUUUUUUUUCUUUUGCCCUCCUCUGUUUACUCUUCCCUCCUCUUGUCAUUUUCUGCCCUCCUCUCCUCUUCACACAUCACACCAGGAGGCUCCCUGGGACACCUCCCCAGGCUGUUUGCUCAGAUCCUCCCCGAGCACAGCUGCUCAGCCCUCUCUCCUUCUAUCUCAGUUUGUCAUACACAAACUGGCAAACACACACACACACACACACACACACACACACACACAUGCACACACCGCCUUACCCUGCUGUAGGAUUCUCUUUUCUUGCCUUUGUUGUUGAAUAUCAUUAAACCUUUUGCACUCUUAGUUUUUGAGGCUCCUCCUCUUCAUAUCAUUGGUCCCUUUUUCAUUUGAAUUUCAUAAUUUUAUCAUUUGUAGAAAAAUUGCUGGUGUUUUGUCUUUCCUUUAAGAAAUUUGAAAUUCUUGACUCAAGAUUGAAGCAGAGCUUUUUUCAGGACAUGUCAGAAGUGAUCUGAACAUGUCACACAGGGUUGUGAAUGGGUUAAUCUGAGAUGGUGGUUACUACAGGAAGAAGGCACCAGCAAAAGUGCUCACACUGAAACUCUGUUGGGUAUUUUAACAACAAGAAAAUCCCCCAGUGGCCCAGGACACAUCUGAGGAACUUUUGAAAAGGCCUUUUUUAGCCCUUUUACCAUAGGUCUUGGAGUUUCAAAAGAAUUGAGAUUUUUUUUUUCUGUUUGUUGUAGAGGUGGGUCCUAUAGCUACAGCAUUUGACAACCAUGCAACAUACUAUAUCAAUAUUUUAAUAAAUAUAAGUAAUACCAGAAUGCAAAGAGGGAAAAACAUCAAUAAGCAGUUUUCACAUCGUAUCUAUGUAUUGAUUUAAAAUAAUAUAUCUCUGAGCUGUAUGUGUGUGCUGGGGGACACUUUCAUCAGGGAUCAGGGACUACUGCAGCCUGUCAGAAGCAUUGUUGGUAUUUCCUUCCUGACAUCAUGCUUUUUUUUCUCUUUAUAACCACCAACUCUUAAGGUUCCUCUGAUGCAAAUCAAGAUGACUGAGAGCAGAGCAUAGUAAAAGGAAAUGAACAACAACCGAGGAUCACUGCAAUCAUUCAUCAAACGAUUGUUUGAAGGAAAUCAAUACAUGAAAUGAUAACUUCAGAGUUCAUCUGUCAAUCUUGAUCUUUUGGGGGGUUGUCCAAAUUCUCUGGCUCCCAUCUUCUAUAUUUUAAGAAGCUCUGACAAAGAAUGAGGACAAGGUACCCAGUUAUGGCUGCAGGAUUUUGUGCUGAUGUCAGCAGGGCUAAAUUGGCUGAAAAAAUCAGGCACCCAAUCUAUCCCAUGAUCUUGCCGAUAUGAUUAACAUGAAAUAACAGUUCUGGUGUUUCUUCACAGGAGAUGCUGAGAUUAAAAUUUUCAACUUAAACAUUUGCUUCCAGAAAGUGUGAAUGCAAGAAAUUUCACUCUUGGAUGCAAGAGGUUUAAAUACGUUUAGACAGACUUACUCAUGUAGAAAAAAAAAAGGGGAAAAAGUGCAACUGCAACAAAAUUCUUAAUGCAGACUUUAAUGUGACCAGAUGUCUUGGUUUACUUUGCUCGUCUGCAGGGAUGAUGGAAAGGAGGGACUUAAGUUCUACACCAACCCCUCUUACUUCUUUGACCUGUGGAGAGAGAAGAUGCUGCAGGACACAGAGGACAAGCGGAAGGAGAGACGGAAACAGAAGGUAUGUCUGAACAGCUUCAAUCACUGAGUCCUGACAGCGCAGAGUACAUUUAACCUCCUUUACUGGACUGACUGCACUGAUUCUUUGGUUGCUGCAGUAGAUUGACACUGAGGUUAGUGAGUGGGAUGACAUGGAGAGAGACACUUCCUAUAUUCUGUGAGGAUCCAUAGACCAGUGUGUGCUGCUUGAGUGAACUGACUGGCUGAUUCACUGACAGAUUUAGUGGCCUGGCUUCAUACAAUGUCGAGUGUAAUACAUUAAUUAGCCACCACUCAGAGAUUAAUCAGUUCUUCCUCCAGUCAGCCCCCUUAGUUAUUACUUGUGUCAUCAUUACGUCUAAUUAAUGGGAGCAUCUGCUGUUCACUUGCCCCCACACUGAGCAUCUCACACACACACACACACACACACACACACACACACACGCACACACACACACACACACACACACACACAAGCUGAAGUUGGAUUUUAAGGCACAUGGACCCACACAAAUGUAAGAAUAGCUCCUGACAAUCAUGGAAAGCACCUCUUUCACAUUGAAUGCAAGACUAGGGGGUUUCCCACCCUCAGCCCCAGCAGCUCUAAUCAGCACCAGCCUGUAUUUCCACAUGUGGGAAGCAGGAGGAGCUUCUCGAUAGGCCUCCUCGCAGUCAACCAAAGCUUAUUAGGGUGGCAUCAAUAUAGAAUAAGAGAGUGAUUUCCCUCCAAGGGUUCAUGUGAACCAGGAAAAGGAUGUUGUUUGUUGGUUAUGAGGUAUUUAAUGAUUGUGAGAAUGAUGCAGAGAAGACAGAGAGCAAGUUCAAAUAAGAAAAAGUACAAAGUUUGGAGUUCAAAAUUAGAUGUGUUGUUCGAUAUUUUCUUGUGUAGAUAUUAUUAAUCAGCCAGGAAAUUAGCAUUGAUAUUCUUCUCUAUUCAUGGAAAACAAAGCUUAUUUGUGACAGCACUAGCUUCACAGGGGUUACACUGAUUGCUGAUGGCCGCUUGUAGAAGGAGUUCAAUCUUGUGAUUUUAUUCUAAUUAAAGCCCUGGGUGGGCUCGGCUUGUAAAGCCAUGUUCAUUUCCCUCAGUUACUCAGACCCCAUGCAAAGGCCUCAAGGAUGUUCGCAGGGGGAGCAAGAUGGAUUAGAGGAAUUACACACACAUAUUUGUUGGUCUGUGUAACCACCGUGGUGUAUAAAUGGUCUGAAUGAGGAUCAGGAUAAAUGCAGUGUGCGUGUGCGUGUGUCUGUAAGGUGCAUGGAGAAUCUGCUGUUCAGAGGUUUAGGGAUAGAAAAUGGGGGUCAUGCACAUACACACAUAGAUAAAGUGUGUGCAUAUAAAGCCAGAUGAGUUAAAUUAAGCGUGUUAAUCAUUGAUGGAUUUACCACUUAGCUUAUUGAGUGGUUCUGCCACAUUGUCUUAAGGUGCCUCUCUGUCACUGUGUUCAUAAAAUGUGUGUGCGUUUGUGUAAAUAUUCUUAAUUUUCCAUCAUUGUAUUGUUUCUUCAAAUUAUUUCACUUAAGGACUAUAGCUGUGAUGUAAUACAAUUUCUCUUUUUAUGUUUCUUUUUAAUGACAAUUUUACCAUCUACAGUAUAACUCACAUAUUAGCAUGGAUUUGCUGAUUUACUAAAAAAUGAAAAAAUACUUAGCUAAAACUGUAUCUAAGUGGACUGUGCUCUACCAUGUAGCUGCAGUGUCAGGACCAAACAGGUCAUAUCAUCUAAAAGUCAAUUUGGCAUUAUUGUAGAUUGGCUGAACAUAUUUCAUUCUGACUGCCCUCAAACUCUUCCACUCUUCUCCAAGUUCAUACAUAGUUUAUCACAGCUGAGCAUUGGUUAAUACUGUCAGAGUUACAAUCGUUAUAUUACUUGAGUAGAAAUCAUCAUAAUGCUCUUAAUAAGCGUGAAAUAUUAACACAGAAAUCUCACCAAGCUGUUUUUCUUCAGAAAAUGUGCUCAUUUAGGUGAUUGAGGGCUGAAUAGGAUGAAACAGAAUGUAAAAUAUCUCAUUCAACCUCCAACCUUCAUACCUUAGAACACAUUCAAAUAGUCAAUUCAUGAAUUGUAAAAGGAAAAAAUAACCGUAAAGAAUGAGGAUGAAAAAAUAUAACCAAGAGUUAUUAGCAAUAACUAAGAACAGUAAUAAAAUGACUUUUUAGAUAGACAUCCACUUAAAAAUUCAAAGUUUCAACUGCAUUACUGCACAUUCAACUCACUGAUAAAACAUCAGAGGUCCCUCAAGUAAGCACUGUCCACAGCAGACCAUCCAUGUGUUAAUUUGAAACAUUUGGCAAGGGAAAAUUCAAUGAGUUUACUGUCUUCUACUGUUAAGUGUGUCAGGGAUAGUCUACGACAUGCAUUCAUCAUGAUUAAUUAGAGGAGAUACAUGGUACCAGUUGUGGCUACUUAGCUUGAUCCCAGUUCCUGGGCAGGUAGACACACAAGCAAUACAAAACACAAUGUAUGAUUAGACAACAUGAAGACUAGAUGUAAUAAAAAUCAGGUACCACCUCCUACCCUCUCUUGCCUCCUUCUACACACACAAAGAGUAUACUAGCAGAUAUUUCCACAUAUGAAAUUGUAAAACCAUGGCUGUUUCUUCAGCCGCUUGGCUGACACCUACCUCCUCACACCCAUUACAGUCCUUAAAAUAACAAUGUCAUCACUUAUGGUUUGUUUGCUUUUGGAUAUCAUUAAAAGGCAUCAAUAUUAAGCUGAGUCUAUUUCUGAACCUUCAAAAAACUCCUCACAGUAGUUUCAUAAACCACCUGCAAUGACAGAAACCGUGUUUGAGGAAAGGUUAUUUGACGUGUACUUGGAUUCCUAGUUUGACUCAUGUUACUUCUGAUAUCAUGGAGGCUUUAAGAUUUGUACUGCAAUCAGACUGUGAAGGGAACUAAAUGUUUUGGCUCCACUUCAGGAGAGCUGUUGUGUUGUCCAUGCUUUUAUUCAGUCUAUGAUUUAAAGACACAGUGAGGACUUUUUUAGUGUUUAACAGACAGAAAUGUAAUGGUUUUAUCUCUUCAUAAUCUACAAAAGAAAGCCAUUAACAACUGAUAACAUCAAGAGAGGAUUUUUUUAAUGACUACAACUGCUGCAGAGUUUUAUGUAUCAGCCAAGUCAAGGACAAGCAACUUCCACUUCAACAAAAGCCUUUUUUCACUUCAUAGUGAAUGUUUUUUGAAUGAGGGAUAUGUUUGUCAGUUAUAAGAAAGAAUCACGAUUCUCUUUUAAAGUCUGGAAGCUUUUUGCACUUCAUUCUAAGAAAGAUUUUCUCAUUCCUUGAAUGCAUCUUGGCGGGGAAAGGGGGUUUGGAUAGCUUCCAGUGUGCAGCAAAAGCAAUUGACCUCUGCUGUAGAGCAGUGAGACACAGUUCAUGAUUUAGGUCAAAGUUUCUACUCCCAUCACAGCGAGAAGACAACAAAUCAAGUAUUUCAGCCCAGGGAGUCAAUGAACCAUAAUGAAUGUCAGUAAGCGAAACUGUGACACAGGACGAUUGGCUUCAGCCACCUUUGACCUCUAAUAGGAUAAGUAUUAUUGAAAAUGGAUGGAUGGCUGUCACAAUAGACAAAAAACAUUGACUGUUGUAGCAGCACAGCAAUGCAAAAACUUAUUUUUAAAAUAAUUUACCCAAAAUCUCUCUCAUACCCAAGAAACCUAGAUUUUUUCCCCUCCUGUCAAGUCUCAGCAUUCUUGAUAAAAUCAUACAUCACAUAAAACUUUUUUGGGCUGAUGUUUAACGUUCUGGGUGUCUUCCUUUAUAGAGUGUUUAGGAAUCAAAGUUACACAAUAAAACAUUUUUAAAAAAGACAAACCCUCACAGUAUUCCUCGCAGGUUGAAACGUAGUCUGAAAACGUCAAUGCUUCAUUAAAUCAUGACUGAGUGAAAAUGUGAAUUUUGGUGUUUGAAAUCUGAAAUUAACUUGGUCACAUUGCAAACAGUUUAAGUCCAAGAACAGAUUUACACUCACUAUGUUACACACACACACUGACACACACACACACAGAGAUAAGCAGCCAGUGAUAAAUGAAAAGCAUCACAGGGCAGAGGGAAAGGAAGAGAAGCUUUCAGUGUCCUAAUCUCAUUAGCUCCUGUGUUAGCCGCACCCUCAGUGGAUUAGCAGCAGACUAUGUGCUGAGCCAGUCAAAGGGAGACAGAAGAAAAGCCCAAAGACUCUGCAGAAAGAGAGAAGAAGAAAAAGAAGAGAACCAGAGAGGGAGAGAGUGGGCAAGGGAGGAGAAAAGAUAGCAUUGAGAUCAGUUUUGACUCUACAUUAAGGUUUGUCUCCUGAGUCUGGAUCCCCUACAGAGACUCCUUUUUGCCUUUUCCUCUCUCAAUCCUGUCUCAUUACAGCACACACAGGCACAUGCAGCUGGAAGAGUCUUAUCAUCAUCAUGGAAUAUAUUGACAUUUAAAUUUCUGAAUGUUUUUUCUAUUUUGCAAGAGUUUGAAAAAUCUGUUCUUGAUAUAUUUAGAUGUAAAAGAAAAGCUGCCAGUCCUCAUUAACAGCAGUAGAUUUCCAUCACUACCAAAGAUAGUUAAUGUAUGGUAUCAGAAGGGAGCUGUAAAAGAACAGACUGAGUUGUUUGUUUUGGCCAAUAAAACCAGAGUAAAUGUUUCAGAGGAGAUAAUUACGGCCCACACUCCAAGAAAGACUAAAGAUGUUUUUGUUAUUUUUAUUAGCUAAACUCAUGAGACACCAGCGUAAUUAUCUUUUGUGUUUAGGUAUUCUGAUUAGAGUUAUAAGGAAGAAAGCUGUUUGCCAGACUAUCCAUGGUGCAUGUGCUCCUGAGCUUGACAAUUAUAAACAACUUCUGUUUUGGGGGGUAUUAAAUUUCAUUGAGGUACCAUAAGAUAAAGAUGAGCUUCACCAGAGCUCCAGUGAGACUGCAGAUUCUAAACACACUUGACUGACAUCAUUUGACCUGCUUUCUUCAGUCAGUGGGGACUUACAGUUUGACUCUUAAAGAUGAUCUUAAAAGUAAAAAGAGACACUUCAUGAGAAAAGCUGCUGGUAAACCAGAGUAUUUCAUUGACGUUUGUUUUUCAAUCUUAGAAAAAGUGUGAAGAGUGUCUGUAAAGUUUCCUGUUUGUUUUUAUGUUUAGUCUUCUUGAUGAAUGAUGGGAUUCAUCACCUGGAUCUUUGAAGUGAUACAUUUUUCUUAACCUGAAAAAUCAACCCAAGUUGACAGAUUCUGCUCUGGAUCCCAUGACUGAACAUUGUAUCUCAAGUCAAGUCACAUCAUCUCUGUUGCACAAACAUUCAUCUGUUGUCUCUUAAAGAUUUUGAAAAAAAAACAACAAAAAAAAACAGUGUUUCUUAAAAACACUAAGAAGAAUUCUGGUGAGCUGCAAUUUGUGUAGAAGUCUGAAGCACAAAGUUAAGGAAGAGUAAAAUGCAAGUUCAAAGAAGGACAUAGCCUCUAUGGUCAGGCACUUUAGCAUUGUGCUUUGAAUUAAACCAAACACAAGCUGAAAAACAUCUUUGGCUGCCUCUGAGGGACAGUCACUCCCAGUAAUUAUAGGCCAUGCAGACCAACAGCAUUAGCAACACGUAUUAUCCCAUAUUUUUCAUGAACUGGGCAAAUCUUGGCAAAAAAAAUACAUCUACAAUAAGUCAUAAACUUUUGAUCAAAUAAAAUCAGAUAAGGGAGAUAUAUAGUAGUUCAGAGUGAUGUCUCCUUUCCCUCUAUCUUCUUCAUCAUUGUACUUUAGGGUCAGAUUAAUACACCUGGAGCCUCAACUGAAGGCUGCAAAAAAUACUAUUUGUGUUAAUAACAUCAGGAGAAAGUCUUGGCAGUUUCCUCAAGGUUACAAAAUCUGUUCAAGGUUUGAUCAGUAAAAUUAAGCAAGGGUAAGUAUAUCACCAUCAUGGUGUAUUUUAGGGUAAUCUCGGGAAAAAGAAACUUAUUGAUGAUAAUUUUUCCUUCAACAUAAAACAUAUAUUCUCAUAUAUAAUACACCAGUGUUGUUACAAAGCCAUUUUCCUCUUGUUUUUACAGCAAAUGAUAAAAAAAAACUUUUAGUGGUAGAAUCAUUAAAGACCUGAAUAGUUAUAUACUUUUAAUGAUUAACGAUUUCAAAAUUAAAGAAUUGUUUGAUUCCCAUUGAUGGUCACAGUAUUGCAGCAAGAGUACCAGCAACAACAAAAAAUAGUCUGUUUGAAUUUAUUUAUUUGCACAUACACUUUUUUACAGCUCGUAAAAGCACUAAAGACACGGUAGAUAACCACUAGUCAUAAAGGUCAGCAUUUUGUCAUUGAAAAGUAACCAGAAAACCUUGAGCUCACUUACCUAUAUCAAGACUAACAACACUUAACAAAACCUAACCUUUGUUAAGUCCAUUUUAGUAAUAAAAAAAAUCAUUUUAAUUCCAGGGAGUGUUUACUUCUUACUUACUUCUUACUACAUUAGAAGCCACAACAAAAAGAAUUUUCCUGUAUUUCUGUUUACCAAAAUUUCAUAACAGAAACUAAUAGCACCAGUCUCACGGUCAUAAAUUUCUUUUACCCCCCUUGCAACUGUUGUCAUGGCAACUACCUCGCCCAUUAAAGAGACUGAGACAGCUUUCUUGGAGCUGUGAGAUGCAUGGUUGAACUGAGACUGACACCCUGAUCUGUGCCUCGCCACAGGCCACAGCAGCUGCACACAUGCCUGUCAUGAGGCACAGUUCAUCUCCUGGGUUUUUGAAAGGCUGUUACCAAAGAGUCCUGUGAGCUGGAGCACACUGGUUGCUCAGAAAAAGAGGUAGCACAUGCGUAUGCAAUAUAGUGAGUUAAUUUUUCUAUUGUCAAAAGUUGACUUUUUAACUGUCAUGCUUCUGCAUAACCAGCCUCGCCUAUUAUUACUCGACCAUUGUGAUCUGAAUACAGCUUCGAUUAAAAAGUAAUGUUUACUGAAUUAAAUUACUAAACAUGACAUAAACAUACUAAACAAUUAUUUCAGCCUGCAUGCUCCCCCACAAGUGACAGGUAUACGGCUGAUAAUGUGAUUGUUUCUGUUCCUCAUGAUUGCACCUUCACAGAUACAGAAACACCUUACCAUAGAAAAUUUAAAUACAUUAUUCAAGAAGAAACUGAAUGUAAACAGGAUAUUUUGUGAGGGCUUUUUUUUGGUCAUAGUUUUCCUUGUCAAAUUGCAAUAAGCAAAUCCACCUAGCUGCAGAUCAAUUUCAACCAAAUGUUUGACAUUGAGACACAAAGAAGUGGUAACUUUUGGAUCUUCCUCAAACUGGGGUGCAAGGUGUGAGAUGAAUCCUAAAUAAAUGAUGAGAUGUGAGUAUAUAAGGAAAGAAUUGUUAAUGGAGUUUAGCUGUUGCAAAAGGCUCAUUUCAGGUGCACGAGCAGCUACAAGCAUUCAUGUACUGCAUACACAGUUAGGCUUUGUAGUAGUACCUCCAUCUUGUACUGUUAGUAUAUGUAAAGUGUGUGUGCUUUUAGUGGUGCAGCUUAACACACUCGCCGUUCUUUAAAAACAGUCAUUUAAGUCACAGGAAGCCAAUCAUAACGUGCCUGAUACGUUGUAGGUUUAUUUUUGUGGUUGUCUCUGCUCCCCUGAAAUGCCAUUGUAAAACAGUACUUGUGGAAAUACAUUUUUCUAGUAUUUUCAUCUGAUUGUUCAUCUUCAUCUGUUCUUUCAACCUCUGCUUUAAAUCCUGAACCCUUAGGGCUCUAUUUUCGUGCUUCGCUGGCAACGUGGCGCACGCGCAGCGUAGGUCAGGUCCGCUGCGCCGACAAGGCAUUCCCAAACACAAUUUGGUAUUUUGGUGAGCAGCGCAGCCCGCCUAUAGUAUCCCCCCUCCCUUACUCAGCUCCUCCCAGCGACGUAAGUCGUGGUGAGGGAGGAGAGAGGGCGUGGAGUGGGUUUAAGUGGGUUUUAUUUAAUACAGCCCAGACCUGUAUUGACCAAUAACAUCAGCUCCUCUCCCUGCCUUUAAAUCCGCCACCGGUGAGGCGUAUUACUAUUUUCGUGAAGUAGUCAAAGAGAUCAAGAGAUGUCUGAAGACAGCAAUGCCACACGAUGGCGACAGAAGGCAGCCCCUCAACAAGUGUCACUGUAAGCGCUGCAUUGGGCGUCCUCCACACUCUCUCAUAUGAGCACAGAUGGAUUUGGUGUGUGUAAUGUUGGGCCCACUGGUAAGACAAACACCUUUUUCUACAAAUAAAGACACUCACAUAAAGUUGCACAUAUUCAAACCUCACGUGACAAAGGUGGGUUGUGCGCACAGAUGACAUAAAUUCCAGUAAUGGCAUUAAAAUCGGAACCAUCUGUGCAUAAUAACGCAUCGUGCUCCAUGGCCUGGCUCUUUCUUUCAUAGAUGUUGGCAUAAAAAAUAAAUUUGGCUCACAAAACUGAAUAUUAUAAUAUUCGGAUGUCGGCUUAAAGUAGAUAACGCAUCUGAGCACUGAAACAAAUCAUCUGUUCAGCCGCUGCAUAGAUCAGAAUAUAUCUAUAGAUCUAAAUGUAUGUGCUGACUCAGAAUCUCAGAACAUUAGUUGUUGAUAAUUUAUUGCACGGAAAUGUGCCUGACACUGUGGAAACCUGCCGGUGAGGCAUCGGUGAUGUAUGCCGAUAUGCCGCCGGUCUACCAAAAUACCACUAGACCAGCUGCGCUCCGCCUGCACUGAAAGCUGACCAGGUUUGAAUCGGCAAGCUUUCAGCGUACUUUAUACGCCACCAGCGAGCAGGAAAAUGUCACUGCGGCAGCUGACUCUGUCGACACCUCUCCCUGCCACGCCGCCACGCCCAGCUUGUCGGACCUCGGUGCGCCUCAGUCCAUGAAAAUACCAAACUGGCUGUACGCCGGGCUUCGCCAGACGAAAAUGCCACUGUACGGGGCUCGCCACCCUCCGCCACGUCCCUAGCAGACACGAAAAUAGAGCCCUUAAUCUUACUCUGUCUAACUCUGUGCAGCUGGAAAUGCCUUAUCUUGUGUGUUCCAAUGGCCUCAUAAGGGUCCUCUCUGAAACUCUUCCUCCUUUCCUCAUUCCCUCCGAGGUAAGACUUUCUCCCUUCCCUUCGCACCAGAGCAUCUGCUUCCCAUGUGGUGGUAGCCUGCAGCCCUCCCUCACUCACCCUCCUCCUUAUCUCUACUCACCCCCCGUCUGGUUUUCUAUGGACAACUGAGCCCCAUUACUAACAACCCUGCAGUGUUUACCUGCCCUGACCGCAUCCCGCUCCUUCCCAAGGGAUGGCACACUUAGCCCUGAAUAGUUUUUAACAAUUCUCCAAAAAAAGGGAAAACUGUCAGACUAGACUCGACCCCCCUAUUAAGCAGUGGUUCUAAUCCUUGCCUCCAGGAUCCAGACUGGAUGCAAGUUUAGCCUGUUUUACUUUGUUACAGCAUAGGGUCAGUUUUGUACAUCAUGAUUGAUUUCCCCAGUCCAACUACAACAAUACCAGACUUCAACUGAAAACCUUGUGUUUGCUAGCUUUAAUAAGACACCUACCCAGCAUUAACUGACAUGCAGUCCAUUUACGACCCAAAGUGAACAGGUUGGCACUAGAGAUAGCUGCCAGGUAAUUUGGGAGUAUCCUUAAAGUGUGUAGAGCAUGAAUGCAGUCUUGCUGGGAUUAUUAAUUAGUUUCUUAAGAGUUAUGAAACCCAGCUAUGACAAUGGAUGUAUUGAAAAUCCAGUUUAUCUAGAAACAGGUUGAAAGGUGGAGAAGCCUUUGGCCUCUUUGGAAACAGCUACCAUGCCAGCACAAUUGUCACAAAUAAAGAUGAGGAGUGGGAGACACUUUGAGCUUCUACAAAUAGUAAACAGUGGGUCAAUACAUAAGAUUUCAUUAACCGUUCAAUAUGUAAAUAAUAUUUAGCUCAUUUGCUUGGAAUUAACCUUUUUCUUAUAGUGUCCAUUUUCCAUUGAACUCAUGCUCAGAGUUUGAUGCCCAAAUGCUGAACAGCAGGGUUACAGUUUAUGAUAUGUGACAUAUACAUUUUGGUAACUAACAGAUAAUUAGCAUUUAAAUACUUCUCAAAAAAGCAGCUGCUGCAAAGAGUGACUUGUGAGUAUUAUUUUUCUCAGCAUGUCUCACUAACUUUCCAGCACCUGCAGUGUCAAACCAAGCAUUACAUAAAUUUCCAAGUGAUCAAGAUUCUAAAAAGUCCUUUACAUAGCAUGUCUAUGGAUCUUUGGAUUAUGAUAGAUGUCAACUUCAGCGGUUAGUUGUGGUUUUGAGCUAACUGCAUAUUGAAAUGGGAGUUUCAAUGACUUGUUUGCCUUGCUGACCUUGAAAAAUAUAUAACAGCUCAGUUUCAACUUUGUUUAAUGAUACAGAUAUCUUUCUAAGGGCUCCGAUAGAAGAUAAGCAUCUGUUUGAGUUUGUUAUGCAAACAAGGCAUUUUUGAAAUUGCACUGUUCCCAUAUUAUUUCCUCAUGUAUUGAGUGUUUUUCUUAAAUGUACAAUGAUUAUUUCAUUACAUUCAUUAGUAAAAUCAGUAGCUGCAGAUAAUUGUACAGUACAAGUUCCCCAAUCCAAUAUAUUGCCAUCAGCAGCAGCAGCAGCAGCAGUAAGUAGUGUAAUGCAAGUGGGUUUUGUGUUAUUGUCAGCAGCAGGGUGGUCCAGCAGCGGGCCUCCCUGUGGGGGUUAUUUACUCAGGAACAUAGCUGCAGUUCUGCUGAGUCUGUCACAUUCACAUUCAUAUUCACACACACACACACACACACACACACACACACACACACACACACACACACACACACACACAUGAUGAGAGUAUGAAUGUUACACACAUGUUCUGUACAUAACAUAAAUCCACAGCAGCUGUACUAGCUGCCAGGCCAUUCAAAUGAAAAAUGUGAGCCAGCAGAGGCACACAGCCCCCUGAAAUUAUCUACAUUUGUUAGAACGUCUGUGACAAACACGUGCAUGCACACACACGCACAUAGGAUUGGACUGUUUCUCAUUUUCUUACACAGUAAACCUCCCACCCGUGUUUAAUCUGCAUUUUUCACAUUCACAUUGCAGCACUUGAACCUGCUCUUUCCCUCACUCUUUCUUGCCUCUUUUUGUAAUGUCAAUGAAAUAAAGACAGCAAUAGUCCAUUGACUGCUCAGUAUUGCAGUUUAAUCUUUUCACAUUACAGUACAUUUUUUAACUCUGCUAAGACACUGUGACAGCAAACCUUUAGGGAAGUCAGAGGUUAGUUGAACAAAAACUAAUUCUCUAAAUUAUAGAGGAAAAAAAUCAGUUGCAGUUUGGAGGUUCAGCACAGUUCAGAAAAAAAGGCAGCUCAGGAUGAGUUAUUAAAUUUUUGACCUUCUGCUGCAGCUCCUCCAGCCUUAGCAGAUAGUGUUGUCAGAAUGCAUUUCUGUCGUGUGUGUGGAAGAAAUGAUAUUCAGUGUGCAGGACCAGUGUAGGAGAAGUGCUAAAAGGGUGUGUGUGUGUGUGUGUGUGCGUGUGUGCGUGCGUGCGUGCAUGUGUCUUGUAGAGGCCAGCACUCAGCCAGUGCCUCAUCAGGGGUAAUGGGCCAUGAUGAAUCAGAAGCUAAUCAAUGUGCAUUAGCAUUAGGAUUUAUUCCCACGCUCGCUCACAGCAGCCUGGACGCAGCAGUGGCCAGGCAAAAUCAACACCGUUUAACCAAACUAGAGGAUAUGCUGUAUACAACCCAUGCUGUGUUGAAUCAGACGCUUGUCAGACAGCUCACACACACACACACACACGCACGCACACACACACACACACACACACACACACACACACACACACACACACACACACACACACACACACACACAAGGUUAUUGAAUGCGCAGGCCUGAGUAGGCCUGGCCAACCCAAUGAUCCAACCAGCAUGAAAGAAAUCAAUAAGUAUUGGUUUUCAAAGGGAGUCCCAGUGUCACCAGCUGGGAUUUAAUGCUUCACAGGCCUUGUCUUUACCUUUUUUAAAGCAUUUAUAAUUCAAACUCACUGCCACAUAGUCAUGCAUGUUUACACUCACAAACUGUAUUAUGGUUCAACCACUGGUCAGAGGAAUGCAAUAGUUUUUGAACCCUUAAAAUUGAAAAUGUAUUGUGUUUGUUUUACAGCGGUAUGAGAAUUACUUUACAGUUUUGCAUAUUAAUUGGCAUCAUUACAAUCAAAGUUUAAGGAUGUUUCUAUUUCACUUGCUGUCAGCACAUCCCAUUCAUAAACACAAAAAAGAAAUAGACAAAUUCUACUCAGAAGUAUUGUAAAUAAUUUCAUAUAGAUCCCAUUGAACCACAUUGGUCAAAAAAUGUUUAAAACACACCCAUAGAUAUAUAGAUAUAUGUGUAUGUAUAUGUGUGUGUAUACAUUCAUAUAUAUAUAUAUAUAUAUAUAUAGAUAGAUAGAUAGAUUGAUAGAUUGAUAUAGCUGCACAGUAGAGCAAGAUAUUCCUUAGGAGUGGAUCAAGAAAAUAUCAAUUAUUAUCAAUUUAAUUUUACCUUGUCUGAGUGAUCUGGAGAUGCUGGUUCAUCACUAGGUAGUUAACAGAAUGGUAACAUGUAUUGUCACCUAACGGGCCAAAUAGCAUAACCAAGCUAAAUCUGUGUGUUAUCAGACCAGUUGGAUCAGUAAAUCAAUAGCUACUACCUGACUAACAAAUGUUUGUAGAAAGGGGUUUUGCUAUGGAGUCCAGUCUAUGAUGAUGAAAGGCAGUUGUUGACAGACGAAGCAAAUACUCUGGAGAAGAACAGUGUAUUCCUCACUGCCUCACAACAAAUAUGGAGCAGAUGGUCCAAAUUUGUCUCUCCAUCAAGUAACCAGGUUGUUGAUACUGAUGUCCUAUCGGUGGCAUUGAAAUCAGGGUUGCCUGGUCAGUUCAGUCCUUUCUGGAUGGUUUUGUCUGUAUGUUAGUUUCUUCUUAGCCUUUGUUUGGUAGGAAAGCUUGAGCUUGAUUCACAGCAAAUGCUGCAGAGACCAUGAAUCAAUCAUACAGCCAGUGUGACAGGACGGCAGCCUCUGUGCUUGUAGUUCCCAUACUGGGGGUGAUGGCCAGUACACAGUAUAGUGUUACACUUAAUGUUCUCUGGAUUUAUUUGUUAGACACAGUCUGAAUUUCACCAUGAAAGGGAACGCUGCCAGCACUAUCCUUACCUCUGCUUAGGUUUUAUGAUAAGACAAGAACUGUAUUUAUUGAGCUUUGUUCUGCCCAUUACAAUAACUCCAGUUUUGGACAAAGAAAAAAGAUGAUUUUUUUCAUGGGAUUUGUUGACAAAAAAAAGUGAAAUAGUAGCACAACAACAAACUAUAGUGUUUCUAAAUAUGAUCUUUUUAAAAAUUAAUUGAAUUCAGUGUGUUGAGAUCAUGAGUGAUCUUCUGAUAUAAGUCAAGUUUUUCAUGAUAACUGAUGUAGAGAGUGCUUUCAUGUAUAUCAGUGUUUAGAUAAUCUGUGAAACAUGUUCAUGCUGUAAUCUUCAUUUUCAGUUGUUUCCUGCAUGUGUAUGAGUGUGUGUGUGUGUGUGUGUGUGUGUGUGUGUUUUGCUUGUCAUUCUUCAGUCUGUGACGGUGUUGUUGUUGUUGUUAUUGGUGGCAGUGGUGGUGGUUUAAAUGUUGUCCCCCCACAUGUAGAAACACGUAUUUGUAGUCCGUCCUCCUGUUCCAGUGGGAUCUGUCUCUUUCUACCUUGGUCUCUUUUCUAUUUGCUGUUGUUACUGUGAGUGUGAAUGAAUGUGUGUGUUUGUGUGUAUUUGUGUUUUGGCCACUGUGUCCUACCUCAGGGUCUCACACAUCAUUUUUUGUUUAACAGCACUUUUCUUUCCCCCAUGCCCCCUUUGUUUUGUUCUACCUUCCCCUCAUUGCCUGCUGUUGUUUUUUUUUUUGGCCCUGUGAGUCAGUGCAGCGAUGUCUGCGUUCAAUCCUGUGCCAUGUUGAUUUUUUUCCUUUUUUUUGCCCUCACCCCAGUGCUUCUCUUGUGGUUUUUGUUUUUGUUCUUAUAGUUGCAGGACCCCCGCAUGUAUGAUCAGGUCUAUAGGUACUUAGACCUUCCAGGGCAGGUAUGUGAAAACACAGCGAUUUAUCUAAAAAAACAAACUGUGAUUUUUGCUGUGAUCCAUUUCUUUACAGCCCUGUGUGCAUUCUUGUGUGUGUGUGUGUGUGUGUGUGUGUGUGUGUGUGUGUGUGUGUGUGUGUGUGUGUGUGUGUGUGUGUGUGUGUGUGUGUGUGUGCGUGUGUGUGUUUUUUUUAACCACUUUUAGCAGGGAUACAGACUUCUAUGAUAAUUUGACUCGGUCCAAGUCUGUCACAGAGCACCCCCUGUUUCCAAACUUUGUUUAAUUUAUUACAUUAGCUUAAAAAGCCCUUCUUCUUAAAUAUCUGUGUGUUAUUCCUCCUUAGAAAUCUCAUUGAUUGGUAUAUCUGUUUGAAAAGUCCCUUCAUGUAGUGAGAAUUGAAUGAAAACACACUUUUUGACAGACAGUAGCUGCUAUGGGAGAUGUAGGUGUAGCAACAGAGAGUGAAUAGGAUAAAGCCAAAAAUGCAGAUCCAUUUGUAAACUGUGGAUCUAAAUAAGUGUGUGUGUGUGUGUGUGUGUGUGUGUGUGUGUGUGUGUGUGUGUGUGUGUGUGUGUGUGUGUGUGUGUGUGUGUGUGUGUGUGUGUGUGUGUGUGUGUGUCAUGUUUCUUUCUUUUCUGUAAAUCAAGUUAGCCUGUUCUAACAUUUUGUAACAGACUGUCACUGUUUUAAAAGCGUAACAGCAGCUGACCUGUGGUCUUUCCCUUCUCUUGUCUCCUUCUUGUCUCCUUAAACAAACCAUCCCACCUUUAUUCUCACCAUCUCCCUCAUCUUCCUCUAAACAUUUCCUCCUUUCACCAUCACCUCCUCCUCUACCUCCGGAUCAAAGCUGAAGGCCAUAGACCGUCCACACGAGCCAGAAAAGGUCCCGCGGGCACCUCACGACCGUAAGAAGGAGUGGCAGAAGCUGGCACUGGGUGCAGAGCUCGCCCAAGACCUGUCUGAAGACAAACACAGGGAGGCCAACGGAUCUGCGGGCUACCACGACAACAGGUACCGCUGUCUGAAGCUGAGGAAGUCAGAGGCCAGAGAGUGCUUCUUUCUUUACUGGCUCGAGAGGUUUAAGCAGGUGUUUGAUCGGUAAUCAUAAAAUACAACACAAACAGAGUCUCCUUUUUCAGUUCAAAGAUUUUUGUAAGAAACUGCUAAAUGGAGUUGAAAGUUCAGUGUUGCCCGCAACAGAUUUUUUUGUUUAUUUGGAUUAUAAAUUGAAACCCUUUGCUAAAUUUCCUCCCAACCAAUGAAAGUUGUUUCUAAGUUCUCAAAACAGUGGAUUGUUUUCCAUACUUAACUGUUAAAACAGACUGAAAUGUAUUUUCAUGGUUUUUGACUGAAUAAGUCUAUCAUGCUACAAUAGAAUUUGAUCAUCCUUUCAGUUUAGGAAAUGUCAGUGAUCUGGAAUAAUGGACUAACAACAUGAACUAGUUAAUUUUAAUCUUUGUGAAAUGAACUUAUGCUAUCAUGCCACUUUGACACUCAUACAUGUUACUCAUCAAAAACCUUUCAAAAGGAAAAGAAAGGCUUUGUGCGCCCUGCGGUGCCCUUUCAGUCACUAAGACAGACGUCCAACCCCAACAGCUGUUUCAGAAUUACAAAGACCUACAUAGAAAUCGUCAUUUUUCAUAUGACGGGUCUCUUAUGCUUUUUGAGAUGAAGAAGGGGUAUUUCAGGUCAUGAAAUAAAAAUAACAAUAGCUCCAUCUUCUGGGUAAAACAUGUAGUCUUAAUCCUGUCCACGUGGUUCUCUUUCACCAUCGAUUCUUCACUCUUUUUCUUUUGAAAUGAUGGAUAUUCUCUCUUUACAUACCAGCUUUAACUGAUUCUAUGCAGGUUAUACAAGGGCAGUUAUUAUUUUUUAAGAGUAUUCACCAAAUACUGAUAUAAGCAGUAAAAAUAUUCACAUCCACAGGGGUCAUUGUAUGAUCGUUCUUUUAAAAAAGGUAGAGUAGAAAAUACUCCUGUACUUCAGCAGUGGAAGUGAAGUGAUUUAUUCUGCUCCUCAUACAUUUGGUACUACAGAAAACCGUUGAAGAAUCAGGAUCUGUUUUAUGUAGCAAAGCAGUAGUCAUAGCCGGAGUAAAACUCUAAAGUUUCUUACAGAGGACUGAUUUGUUGACACUACACAGUAAGAAAAUGAAAGUAGAAAUCUGCUUCAACCGGGAAUCAAACAGCUACCACAGUAACGUGAUGUGUCUCUGCUCAGGGCUCCUCUGUACAUGGAACAUUUAGAUGGGCCCUUCUCACUUGCCGCGCUGCCCUACACCCAGAUGAACGAGCUGCUGAACCGAACUGGGGACAGAAUGUAUUCACGGCCUGAUGGCCCUCCACCUCCUCCACCUCCCAUGCACCCACUGGGAGAGAUCAAGCCCCCCUCUGUGAUCAGGUGAGCCGAGAAAGAGAUGGCACACAGUAAUUCAGUUUGUAUCGGUUUUUGAAGCUUUUUAAUCUUCCUAUAUUUCUGCGAGUGCCAUUCCAUUACUUUUUCUUGUUUUUAGUGUUUAUUGUGUUAGAGGGGGGCAACGAUUUUUCGCUCUGUAUGAGCUCAGCAGGAAAACACAUAGGAAGGCAUGGCUGGAGGGACAGGUAGAGGGAUAGAUGGGGGUUUUGAACCAAAGAAGAAGGGAGAAAAAAGGGAGCGGCUGAGAGAAGGGCAGGAUCAAUAAGGCGUUAGGGCCACUGAGCGCAUUACAGGUUGUUUUUCUGCUGCAUAUGUCACUGUUUGAAGGGAUGGAGAGAUCAGAGGGAAUGAUUAAGACUGUGGCUGCAGCACCACAGAAAUAUAGCAUUGAUUUCAGGCCUGAGUCCCUGCAGCUAUCUCCUCUUUUUUACUCUUUCCAUCCCUAUCUUCUAUUUUUACUUACUUUUCCUGAGCUCUGCUUUUGCUGUUUUGCUGCUUUUUCUUUAUAAGGUAUUUAAUAUCAUCAUUUUCCACAUGUAACUUUACCCCCUCUGGACUUUAAAUAAGCCCAUUUGGUGUAUUUUGGUUGGGACACAGUCUUAAGCGUGCUCAGGGGAAAUACUCAACACAUAAUUUUACCCUCUCUACCUCAUGCUGAGCACUCGAACUGCAGCUGCUUUCUCUGUAGGGGAAAAGCAUGUGGGUCUUUUUCCUGUUAGCAGCUAGAUCCACCCACAUGGCUUCAGUAUGAGUCAGUGGUCAGUAGUCAGGCUUCUUUAUAGAAGAGUGGCAGUGUGAGAUCUCAGUGCUCUGAGCUUUCUGUCAUGCAGGGUGCGAUACGUUCUCACUUGGCAGAGAAACUUUUAGUGAGUCAUUCUUUUACAUUGUUGAUUUUGAGUAUUUUGUGAAACAAAAGUGGAAAGAGAGAGUUCAAUAUCUCUACAGUGGUGUUGCUCUUUCAUCCAUUAAACCUAACAAACUAUGAAAUCUCAAUGUAUGGAUGAUUAUUUUAUGGAUGAAAUGUGUUAUGUGUCUCACUUUAAGGCCUUGUCCACACACAGCUGGGUAUUUUCAUAAAUGAGUAUCCAACCCCCUCUGUAUAUAUAUAUAUAAAAAAAAAAAAAAGUCAUGUACACACAUCAUAGUUUUCAAAUGAAAUCCCAUCCACACGAAACCUCAUAAGUGUGCUACUGAUCGCACUUAUAAGCAUGCCAGACCUGGAGUUGGUAGUAUUUGCCAACAAGUUAGACCCAUUCUAUCCAACCAGAGCAAGCUUCCCUUUCUCAUCGUCACUUUGCCGAACAUGAAACAAAGCGCUGUGUAGUUCGUUUGUGUGGACCAACAAAGAGGUGGAAUAGCUUUUAAGCAUCUUUUUAGAGUAUGAAGUCAACAAGACACAAUAAAGGUGGAGGAAGGGUUAUUUGGAGUAGAAUAACCGACUGCAAAGCACUCCUUCUCCUUUACUCCUCACAAAAAUAUAUAUUCUGUACAUAUCUGUGCUGUCCACUGCCUGACAUAAACAAGGGUGCAUAGUAUAUGACAUUUAUCAAUUAGUUGUCACGGACAAUGACAUUUGGGAAUUUAAAACUCUGGUUAUCUACGUCCACACACAAACACAAAACUGGAGUUUUUCAAAAUCUUUUCUUUGGUCGGAGUUUUCCCAAAACAAUGUUUUUAAUGAGGAAAUCCUGCAGUUUCAUGUGGAUGGCAGGACAAAACGUAUACAAAUAUAUUCGUUUUAGAAGAUACCCGAACAAAUGUUGACAAGGCCCAAAUCUGGAAAUUCAUUCAAACUCUAUUCUCCCUCUAGUUCUGGUUCAGGUUUCUCCGACAGCAGACCUCAGUCCCCAGCCCGGACAGCAGGCCUCAACUCCAACACUCCUCCUCCGCCACCCCCCCCCCUCCCUCCUCCACCUCCCCCAUUACCCUCCUCAGGUAUGCGGGGCACCCCUCCUCCCCCUAUCCCACCUCUACCAGUCCAGCAGCAGCCUCCAGCCAUCCCACCCCCUCCUGCUCCUCUCCAGAUCGCCCCAGGUGUGCUACACCCAGCACCUCCGCCUGUGGCGCCUCCCCUCCACUCCUCCUCCCCGGCUCGUCACCUACAGGACAGAGGCCAGCCCAGUGGCUCUGGGACUCAGACAGACAGCACCAUCCUGCCCCCUCCUCCACCACCUCCUCCUCUGCCCCUCCCAGGAGCACGAAGCUCCUCACCGUGUCCGUCAGGCCCUCCACCUGUGCCGGCCUUCCCAUCAGCAGGAGCCAUGGCCUCCCCACCUCCCCACACCAUGCACGACGUGGGGACCAAGAGGCACCAUCCAGCCAAUCUGCCACCCAUCAGCGAUGCUCGCAGUGUUCUGCUGGAAGCCAUCAGAAAAGGUGGGCGGUGAUUAAAAUCCAGCUGUCUCUACUGAGCGGCAGAGGUCAUUGGACACCCCCCAAUAACUUGAAAGAUACCAAUUGGUCAUUGGACAUCACUGGUCAAACUAAUGCUAAAGUCAUUGCAAGUUCACAUUGAAGCCACAGCGUAUAGAAAUGAAAGAUGUAGUGAUAUCUAACAUUCAAAUCUGGAUUGACUGCUCUAGACUGCUCACCUUACCUGUUGACAUUAAAUACCAUCAAUCCAAGUCUGCUCUGUAGACUGUCAUACAGAAACCAUUAGCCAAUCCCAGAUCUCUUCCAUUCUGUUAACUUUAGCGAGAGUUAUCCUCUUGUCCAAUCAGGCUUUUUAUUCUCUUUGACCUGAUAAUAAACAGAUUUGAUUUGGGAGGAGGCUGAUUGUUCCUGCUUGAGUCAAUAUAUUGACUUGCAUUCUCACUGGAUACCAGAUUUUAAACAAAACAGUCAGAAAAUCUCUUCAAAAUGCUGAGAGCUGAUUUUAUAUAUUUUCUGUGACUUACAAUGAAACAUGUUUUUGAUAUGAAAUCCUGGGAACACAAUAUGAGUCAUGUAAAGACAUUGCAUUGCAACAUCUAAGCUAAAGUAUUUCUCUGUCUCUAGGCAUACAACUGCGCAAAGUGGAGGAGCAGCGAGAGCAGGAGGCUAAGCACGAACGCGUGGGCAAUGAUGUGGCCACCAUCCUGUCCCGCCGCAUUGCUGUGGAGUAUUCUGACUCUGAGGACGAGUCUGAGUUUGAUGAAGGAGACUGGAUGGAGUGA
This is a messenger RNA of Xyrichtys novacula (pearly razorfish), 91386 nucleotides long. Lineage: Eukaryota; Metazoa; Chordata; Actinopteri; Labriformes; Labridae. The record is from the annotation of a GenBank genome assembly.